This is a messenger RNA of Pelobates cultripes (western spadefoot toad), 93921 nucleotides long. The record is from the annotation of a GenBank genome assembly. NCBI's taxonomy places the organism in Eukaryota, Metazoa, Chordata, Amphibia, Anura, Pelobatidae.
AAAAGUAAGUACACCUUCUGAUAGCAGCGGAAUGACUGAUUGUUACAUUUUUAUAAACUAGUUUGAUUAAAAAAAUAAUAAUAAUACAGCUCGUCAUGUACAAUGACUGUAGAUAGUGUGAAUAUAAACUUAACAGUUCAGUCCAUGGGUCUAAAUGAAAAAAGGCACGCAUUCAUCUGCACAGAAUAGGAAAACUACCUCUCUGUAUUUGGGGGUAAAUAACUAUUGGGAAUAAUAGUUCCUGUUGUAUGCAGAGCGUGAAAACUCUGUCUAAAUCAGAUAUUCUCUGUUCAUAAUCCUAGUUUAGCCUAGGCCUACACCCACACAUAUUUUGGAAUAUUCAGAAUCCAACUGUUUAAAGAUAUUCUGCUUGUAGAGUAAAAUGGGUUUAUUGCAUACCAUUUUUAAAGGACCACUAUAGUGCCAGGAAAACAAACUCCUUUCCUGCCACUAUAGAGUCUUUAGGUCCCCUCCACCUUAAGGGUCCCACUCCCGCUGGGCUGAUGGGGGUUAAACACUUGCCUUUCUCCAGCGGCGGGCUCCCUCAGCGCUGGGGAAAUCUCCUCCCUCUGCCAAUGUCAGCUUAAUGCUUUCCUGUGGACGUCCAGAGUCUUCUCAGGUAGACAGCCACUAGAGACUGCAUUAGCCCUAGUGUGAACGUAGCAGUUUCUCUGAAACUGCUUUGUUUACAGCUGCUGGGUUUAACACUAGAUGGACCUGGCACCCAGACCACUUAAUUGAGCUGAAGAGGUCUAGGUAUAGUGGUCCUUUAAGGAUCCAUAUAAAUUCCACCAUGGAACUGGUGGACAAUGCAUCUUCUUUCCCAAUGCUGCACUCUUAUAAUAUGUUACUAGAUAGCUGAACUUUCACUUUUGUGGACAAUGUUAAUUUUUUGCACCAUAACCACUACAGCUUGUUGUAUUGGUUAUUGUGAAAUUACUCUUUUGGGUGCAUUCUCUCCAUUUUGUCAAAAUGUUUCCAAGUGGAUGCUAUCCUGGCAUCCAAAGUCUGGCUCCUCUCCUUCCACUAACGUAAUGCAGAAGUUUCAAAGAAAUAAUGGGGUGUAAAUGCUAGGUCUGGCUCAGAGGAGCUCAAAUAAGGUUUGUUAGAAACCAAACACUCCUUGCAACAUAACCACUAAGCUUUAGGGAUCGACUGAUAUUAAUUUUUAUGGGCCGAUACCCAUUAUAUCUGGCCUUUUGGGCAGAUAGUCAGUAACUGGUACCGUUUUUCUUCCCUCCUCCCUGUCUUGUACAUGUUGCCAGGUAGGGGGAGGACAGAGGGUGCAACAGGGCUAAAAGUUUUAUUUAUAUAAUUUAUAAUAAAAAAAAAAAAAACUUUAUUUUAUCGCCCCCUCCCCCUGUCUUUUACCUGUAGCUAGGGAGGGGGACUUUACACUCCCUGGUGAUCCAGUGGCUUUUUGCAGGCUGGUAGGGGGUCUCACAUUUAGAGGGGGCGACUAGCAUCCAGGACACACUAUCUUUGGUUUCCGGCUGGUUCUUUCUCAAACUGGUAACCCACGGCAUCGCUUUGGUAGCCUGGGGCUUCCGAUAGAUGGAGAGAGGACUGCUAGAAACAGAAGAUAGUGUGUCCUAGAUCCCACUUGCCCCCUCUAGAAUGUGAGUGGCCCAACAUUAUUGGCAUUGCCGGUAUCAUUUAUACCGAUGCUGAUAUUUGCCAAAAUUCCGAUAUCGGCUGAUAUUAUCGGCCAAACUGAUAAUCGAUCAAUUCCCUACUAAGCUGAAGUGGCAACAGUGCAUUGAGUGUCUUUUUCAAACCAUGCAUUUACAAAGUUGUUACAUAGAGUGUAAUAAUACAAUAAAUAAAUUGAUGGCUCUCUAACAGCCAAUGGGUUAUGAUUUAGGCAUUACCUAUUUGUGUUCAACUAAGGAUAUCUGUAAACCACGGGCUGUUAGUGAAUUGUGAAAACACUACUAUACAGGAGGAAUGCAUUAGAGGCUUGUAACAUGAAUACAUUUACUUGAGGCAUAGUGGAAAAGCUGUUAUUGGGUCAUGUUGAAAGAGCUUAUUGGGUCAUGCUGUUAAUCCUUAAUUAAGCCCCAUCCAUGACGUCUCUCCUAGAAUGUCAUCCUUUGGAAGGGUCCUUAAAGAGACACUAUAGUUACCAGAACAACUACACCUUAAUGCAGUUGUUCUGGUGAGUAUAAUCAUGAGAUGCAGCCAUUUUCAUGCAAACCCUGUCUUUUCAGAGAAAAGGCAGUGUUUACUUACAUUGCCCCUAGGGACACCUCCAAGUGGCCACUCCUCAGAUGGCCACUGGAGGUGCUUCCUAGCUCAGUGCUGCACAGUAGGCAGCACUGCCGUUCAGCGCCUCCACGCUCUGCAUGGGGACGCUGAAUUUUCCUCAUAGAGAUGCAUUAAUUCAAUGCAUCUCUAUAAAGAAGUGCCGAUUGGCCAAAACUGCGUAUGACCCCCGCCCCUUGCCAGUUUUAGCCAAUGCAAUGCUUUCCCCAUGGGAAAACCCUGGACUGGGUAAAAAUCAGCAAUUCUGACGAUGUCACAAAGGGGGCGGGACCAGCGCCGGCGGAACCGCGCAGUGCUGGAAAUAAGGUGAGUUUUAUUAACUUUUAAAGGGGCUGAUGGGGUGCAAGUCACCUAAAUGGUGGGUUUUGCACUAUAGGUUCAGGAAUACAUGUUUGUGUUCCUGACCCUAUAGUAUUCCUUUAAAUAAAUCUGGAGGCUGUGUGGGUAGAAUUCUGAUUACCAUGAAGAUUUGCAAACUAGGACAGUUUAGGUCAGGAUGACUCCACACUCCUUAAGCAAAUAUACUAGUUUACUUUAACAUAGCUUACAGAUGUAUAUAGCCUAGAGGUACAGAUAUAUAACAUAGUACAGUGAAGAAAUCUAUGAUCCCAGCAGCUGUUAAUGUGCUUCUACUGUAAUAUCUGAGUUGGCGUAAUCUAUUUGGGAUAAAUGCUUUUUUUUUUUUUUUUUGUCCUUUUCCUUCAUUUCUAAUUGAAUUUACUGAUAUACAUUGUUUUAUUUUUUUAGCGGGGAUCUGACGAGCUUCUCUCUUCUGGUAUCGCUAACGGGCCUCUUACCAUGAGCCAUUCCACUCCAGCUACAGGUACAGUGAGAGUCUUGAAGAGCCCAGCGUGCUGUGUGCUUUGCUGGUCUCUAAUUUCGUACUAAAAUUUCCAAAUAUUUCUAUUAGUCUAGAAGUAGGGGCUCCAUAUCAACGGCACUCUGUAGCUCGAUAAGUCCGUAUACAUAGAAAUCAAUGGGACCUAUAUGUUGUUUAUGCCCAUGCAGCAUUAAUAUUAACAAAUGACCUUGCCUGACCUGCAGCUUCUACCUAACCCCAUAUUUGUACCAUUUGCAGUUUUCCACAUUAACCUGCAUUACGCUUUAUUUAUUUUUUAUGCCAUGCCUUCUCUGCCUUGCACACCCCUCCUCUAGUGUGGUAUGUUCAUGUCACAAACUAAUGGAUAGACAUAACUUAAUAUAUUAGUAACCAUAUUUGUAGCAAUAUUUUAAUAUUUGUCACAAAGUAGGUGUACUUCAGUACUCUGAUUGAGGUUUAGACUAUUCUUGUUUAUUAUUAUUAUUAAAAUUUGGUAUUUAUAUAGCGCCAGCAUAUUCCAUGGCGCUUUACAAUAUUAUCAGAGGAGGCGAUUUAAAAAUAAAUUAGACAAUUACAAAAACUUACAGAAACAAUAGGUUGGAGAGGACCCUGCUCAAACGAGCUUACAGUCUUAUGUUAGUACAUACAUGUUUUUAGAUACAGGCGGAUCCUCCUCCAUAUACUUGUCUAAUAAAUUCCUACAUAAUUUAUUCCAUUCUACAGGUAAGAACUGCCUGUCAUUACUUUCAGGAUAUAACAAAAUGCAGUUGUGACAUUUAAUAAACAUGUACUCUCCUCCCAUAAUAUCGUAGUAUUAUAAAAUGUUCAACUGUAUUAUAUAUUCACUGGUUUAUAUUAGUUUUUUUUUUUUUUUGCUGAUUGGUCCUUUUUUACCGAGUUUGUUGAGACGCCAAAGUCACCUUUUGUCUUUGAACAUACCGUGCUUUUAAUUUCAUACUAUGGGUGUAGGUAUAUUAGCCACUAAUCCAUUACUUAAGCUGUGGUAAAUGCAUGAUGUGCCCUUUUAAUAUAUUAUAAUGGUAUUACUUGCUGUUGGGCUAUGGCUACACCUUUUUCCUGCGGGCUUGGUAGGAUUCAGUGAUCGUUAUACAGUAGCUCUUUGAAAGGUGGUUGUACAGAUACUACUUAAGCAGAUUCAGUAGUGUUGUAUCAGUCUAGCUUGCCUGAAUUACUAGCCAGUUGUUUUUUUUUUUUUUUAUGUUUGAAAGAUGUAUGGUAUACCACUGAUAUUGAAGGAGUGAAUUGUGAAUGUGUGUGAUUGUCUGUCUGAUUCUUAAUAUAUAGUGUGCUUUUGUAUGUUAUGUUUUAAGGUAAAACAAAAAUAAUAAUUUUAUAAACCGUAUUUUUACCUUGAAAUUGAAUUGAGACUGAAGCUUGAAUGGAGGUUGUUAUCGCUGAUUUCUCUAACUGGCAACAGGAGAAGACUCCUAACUUUAAGUGUGUUUGUAGUGUUGAUCUGUGUGUGAGUGUGUUGUAUCUACUUCAAAAUUAAAUAUGGUGGUAAAUCCAUAAUUGUUACAGAAAAUAAUGAAAUCGGUAGAUGUCAGUUGUGAUGUCUCUAAUGGCUUUGGCUAUCAGCACUAUCUAAGUUUUGUCCUGUAUUAAAAGCAAGAAAAAAAGUAUAAAAUGUUUCUCGUAUGUUGGCUUGUGCUUUGUCCCCUUUUGACAACGAACAUUUAAACAAGGACAAACUCUUAUUACUGUAUAUGUCCAUGUCUAUUUUAUGCAGCUCAGUGCAAUAAAUUUACAUGAUUAACAAAUGAAGAAAACAUUCCUUCUUUGGGGCGUUUAUUUGCAAUUCAUAGUUUAUUGUAUAGUGGGAUUAAAGGACCACUAUAGUGCCAGGAAAACAUACUCGUUUUCCUGGCACUAUAGUGCCCAGAGGGUGCCCUCACCCUCAGGGACCUCCUCCCGCCCGGCUCUGGAAGGGGGAAAGGGGUAAAAACUUACCUUUUUCCAGCACUGGGCGGAGAGCUCUCUGCCUCCUCUCCUCCUCCGUUACGCCCCGCCGGCUGAAUGCGCACGCGCGGCAAGAGCUGCGCGCGCAUUCAGCCGGUCGCAUAGGAAAGCAUUUACAAUGCUUUCCUAUGGACGCUGGCGUGCUCUCACUGUGAAAAUCACAGUGAGAAGCACGCAAGCGCCUCUAGUGGCUGUCAAUGAGACAGCCACUAGAGGAUUAGGGGGAAGGCUUAACCCAUUAAUAAACAUAGCAGUUUCUCUGAAACUGCUAUGUUUAUUAAAAAAUGGGUUAACCCUAGCUGGACCAGGCACCCAGACCACUUCAUUAAGCUGAAGUGGUCUGGGUGCCUAGAGUGGUCCUUUAAGCUUAAAAUAAUACCUAAUAAUUUGUUCUGUUUGAUUAAAUACCUUAUUUCUUAAAGUGUCACGUCUUGUUGUUUUUAUUUUUUAUUUAUUGUAUUUUGUCUCAAACUUUUGCAUUCCUAAAGUUAACUAAACUGCAUUUUUCCCCUUAACUGCAUUUAAAGAAUACAGUGCAGGUUGUUUUUAAGAUACAUUUUAAAGCCUCAAUAUUUGAUUGAUGACAUGUAGUCUGAUCAAUUCUCACUCAUGGUGAGUGACCAUAGAUUUUACAUUCAGACGAAGACACUCUAAACAACAUAAUCAAUGCAAUACAAUGAAGCUCAGUGUAGUAGUUAGGCUGCCAAUAAUCGCUUGGCUCCUUUACUUGGUUCUUCUCAACAGUUUGACAAAAACUGGUGCUCUCCACAGGACCCAGAGACUACCUCUUUCUCAGUCACAGCACCUAUCAUACAUAUACAUAGAACAUGUUAGAAGUUUAUUUUACAGAUAAAUUAGCUGUAACACUUCAGACGUUGUGAAAUGCAACUAUAAUCAUUGCCUGGUCAGUGCAAGGUAGGAGAUUGGGUGCACAGAUCGGACGAUCUCUCACUUCCUCGAUAGUGGACUGUGUUAUCCACUCUGUGGAUAAAUCUUGGUAACUCCUAUAUCGGAAGACACUAAAUAAUUGUGUUAAAAUAUCAUAGAAGAUGGUAGUGAACAUAUAAAGCCAUGUAGUGACCAGCAUGUUGAUUUCAAGUUUUGGGCCAUAACUGCCAAACUAGAAAAAGUACGGAAGUCGGAUAUCUUCCGUUAUUUUAACCCUGCAUUUUAAAACUUGCACUAGGUGUUAAAACACACCUUUAGUGGCUAUGUACCAGACAGACACUAGAUGUCCUUCUACUGCACUGACAAAGUAAAACUCCAUCGUGACAUUGCAGCUCAAAGAAAAGCAUUGGAUUCAGUGCUUUCCUAUGAGAAGCACUGGAUGCGUGCAUAACACCACGCAUACACACCAGGUCCCCAGUGCUCUUCUAUAAAGAGCAUUUGAUCAGAUAAAUGAUGAGGAAGCUAUCCCUCCUUGAUGACGAGAGGCAGAGAGGUGAGAAGCUGCGAGGUAGUCUCUGCACUGGAAAAGGGUGGGUCAAAAGUAAUUUUUUUUAAAAAGGUUUUUACACUGGAAACUGGGGUCCCUGAAUCUAACUAGGGACAAUGACCCUAUAGUGUUGGGAAUAAAGGUUUGUAUUCCUAACACAAUAGUGUUUCUUUAAAGUGCACUUUGAAUUCUCGACAGACUGUACAAUAUGCUUAGUGACAUGCUCUCUGAAUAACUUGUUAAAUCUUAUAUAAGUGUAGACACAGUUGUAUAGUCCAUGGGUUAACAAAAGAGGCCAGUAGCCAUAUUGUGCAGGACAACAGACUGUUUUCAGUAACUUGUUUAAUCCAGUACAACACUGGUAAGCCUCAUGAAAGACUGCACACUCUGUCGCCCUUUAACAUAAUUGAGGAAUAGCAUAGAACCAAGAAAAGGUCCACUUCUUUUAGCAAAUCAUAUGAACCUGUGGUUGCAGUGGGUAAGGAAUGCAAACAUUGGUCAUUGAAGUGUUGGAAAAACAUAUCCUGCUCUGAUGAAUCAAGUUUCUCCUGUUGUAGGUGGGUCUGGGUUGUUGAAGGUAUAUAGAGCCUACCACUUGAGAAUAUGCAUUCAUGCAGGCAGUUCACCACCCAUAAAUGUUUUAUAUGUUGUAGCAUUUAUAAAAAUGUGCUACUUACACCUUUUUGGUUUAAUUAUCGUUCUCUCAUUAAAAAUCUUAUUACAGGUUUUACUCUUCCUCUCCAUCCUCUGUUGAUGACUUUGUCGUAAAUAAAUUCAUGGAGAAAACGACCACCUACACAGAUCACUGCUUGCAGCCUGUAUAACCCACACUACGCGCGCGCACAAAUAAACCCUGUGUUUAUGGAUUAAUCAGUAUCUACUGCACUGGUCAAUACUGGCAAGAGUCUACAUUCACACUUUGUAUGAUGACGGUCAACAUGUAAUCAGUAAACUAAAAGUCCAAUAAUAUUUUAAUUUAAAUAGCUUUUCAAAGUUGCAUUUUAUGAUAUGCUUCAACAUGGUUCAUAAAAAAUAACUUGUUAUAGAGUUAUGUCAUUAUUUUAAAGCUCAAAACAAAUAUUUAAGAAAAUGUGCUCUUCCGUCAGAUGAUGUAAACUAUCAUAUAAACUGUGAAAACCUAAUCACAGACACUUUAUAUGUUUUAAUUUUUUAAUGCAACAGAUUGUAAAGGUUAUUAGAAUAUAAAAGUAAUUGGGGAGAAACAUUUGCAUAAGUGUCAGUGUUUAUUGCCACAAUACCACUUAUUUAAGAAACCAUUACAAACUUCUUCUGGCAAAUAAAAUUAUACACGUCUUGGCAAGUAUCUUCAAUGCAACAUUUAAUUUAUGUCACGUGUGUAAGAGCAAUCCUUUCACUUAAAACAUUUUAAUUAAGUUCAAGUUAAGUAGACGUAAAAUACACACAUGCUUGUUAAAAACAUUUCCUUAUUUUAACUCCUUCACUUCCAGUACACCUAAAUAAAAACAGACAUUAAAGGAGCACUAUAGGGUCAGGAACACUAACAUAUAUUCUUGACCCUUUAGGGUUAAAACCACCAUCUAGCCCUCCUGGUCCCCUCAUGCCUCCCUAAAUAUAGUAAAAUCUUACUUUUAUUCAAGUCUGCAGCUGCUUAUUUUGUCCCUGUUUCCUUUAGACCUGCCCACUGUCUGCUGACCUCAUCCAAAGUGGUAACCUGAUCCAAUCACAAUGCUUCCCCAUAGGAUUGACUGAGACUGACAAAGAGGCAGAUCUGGGGCAGAGCCAGCAUGAUUCAAACACAGCCCUGGCCAAUCAGCAUCUCCUCAUAGAUAUGAAUUGAAUCAAUGAAUCUCUAUGAGGAAAGUUCAGUGUCUGCAUGCAGUGGGAGGAGACACUGAAUGUUUGGAUGCAUUUUAGGCAGCCAUGACCCAGGAAGGAUCUCUAACAGCCAUCUGAGGAGUAGCCAGUGAAGUUAUCACUAGGCUGUAAUGUAAACACUGCAUUUUCUCUGAAAAGACAGUGUUUACAGAAAAAAGCCUGAAGGUAAUGAUUCUACUCACCAGAACCAAUUCAAUAAGCUGUAGUUGUUCUGGUGACCAUAGUGUCCCUUUAAACAUGCCCCAACCUCUGUCUUGUAUCUCACUAUUUUAAUUGUUUGUAAAUCACAGAAAUAUGUAUUUUUUGUUUUUUAAUUCCUUUAUGUUAACAGUGUUAACAGCUAUUUUGAGUGAUCUAUGAUAUGAUUACCUUCUUGUGCUGUUAUAAUUGUAUAUGGAUAUGAAAUCUACAUUUAUGAAAUACACAUUGUUGUUGUUUUGUUUUUUGUGCAAAUAAUUUUGUUAAUAAGGUGUUAGCAAUCUUUAAAUAUUGCAAAGCAUGUAGGCUUUUUAGUAACUACUUUUGUUGAGCCCUUCGAUAGAAGCCGAAACAUUAAUUACAAAAAAAUAUAUACAUUAAUUUACCUGAAACUAAAAGGUCUUUGCAGACAUUCCUAUGAUCCCACAGAGUUUGCACACAGCCGUAUAUUAAACAUUACUAGAGCGAAUUGGGAGGAAUCCACCAGGGAACUGUAAUUUUUUUUGUCAUAUUAUGAUAUUCUCUUCAAAUGAUUUGUUUCCAGUUUAGCUGUGUGGCCCUAAAUGUGUUGUUCCUUGCUGAGUUCCAAUCAGUUUGAGAUGUGUUUAUAAAAGCAUGGCAGUUACAAAUGUGUAGUCCUAAAGAUAAAUGUUGCAUAAUUCAUCAAAGACUAAGAUGGCAUCUGUCAGUUUGCUAACCGGUUGAUAAGAACAGCAUGCAGACAUUUUGUGUACAGAGCAGCCAUGAAAUGUAACAAUGUAACACAUUUUGAUCUAUCUUAUAUAAAGAAAUUAGAAUGUGUCUAACAUUGUUAAAGGAGCAAUCUUGGCACCAUAAUCACUUCAGGCUAAAAUCUCUGGUGGUAGGUCUAUAGUGGUGAUGGUGCCAGAAGUGCCCUGGUGUACCCUCUCCCCUCCCCCUCUUUGGUCCUAUCUGAGGUUUUGGGAACCCUACUUAGACAUAUAAACUCUUCUGCUGUAUCAAGUAGGAGGAUCUUAAAUGUAUUUAUAAUGAUGACUAGAAGGUCUUUAACUUUGUGCCCAUGUAGUGCUUCUUGUCUAGGGACAUUUGGCAUAGGUUCUGUAUGGUUUAAUGACCGUUCUACACGGAACAAAAUUAUAAAUGCAACACUUUUUAGUUUUUUCCCCUAUUUUUCAUGAGCUGAAUUUGAAGAUCUAAGACUUUUUUUCUAUGUACACAAAAGGCCUAUUUCUCUCAAAUAUUGUUCAUAAAUCUGUCUAAAUCUGUGUUAGUGAGCACUUCUCCUUUGCCGAGAUAAUCCAUCCACCUCACAGGUGUGGCAUAUCAAUAUGCUGAUUAGACAGCAUGAUUAUUACACAAGUGUGUCUUAGGCUGGCCACAAUAAAAGGCCACUCUAAAAUGUGCAGUUUUACUGUAUUGAAGGGGUCAGGGUGGGGGUGGGGUUCUGAAAACCAGUCAGUGUAUGGUAUGACCACCAUUUGCCUCAUCCAGUGCAACACAUCUCCUUUACAUAGAGUUGAUCAGGUUGUUGAUUGUGGCUGUGGAAUGUUGGUCCACGCCUCUUCAAUGGCUGUGCGAAGUUGCUGGAUAUUGGCAGGACCUGGAACACGCUGUCGUAUACGCCGAUCCAGAGCAUCUCAAACAUGCUCAAUGGGUGAAAUGUCCGGUGAGUGUGCUGGCCAUGCAAGAACUGGGAUGUUUUCAGCUUCCAGGAAUUGUGUACAGAUCCUUGCAACAUUGGGCCAUGCAUUAUAAUGCUCCAACAUGAGGUAAUGGUUGUGGAUGAAUGGCACAACAAUGGGCCUCAAGAUCUCGUCACUGUAUCUCUGUGCAUUCAAAAUGCCAUCAAUAAAAUGCACCUUUGUUCGUUGUCCAUAACAUACGCCUGCCCAUACCAUAACACCACCGCCACCAUGGGCCACUCAAUCCACAACGUUGACAUCAGCACACCGUUCACGCACACGACGCCAUACACACUGUCUGCCAUCUGCCCUGUACAGUGAAAACCGAGAUUCAUCCGUGAAGAGAACACCUCUCCAAAGUGCCAGAUGCCAUUGAAUGUGAACAUUUGCCCACUGAAGUCGGUUACGACAACGAACUGCAGUCAGGUCGACACCCCGAUGAGGACUACAAGCAUGCAGAUGAGCUUCCCUGAGACAAUUUCUGACAGUUUGUGCAGAAAUUAUUUGGUUAUGCAAAGCGAUUGUUGUAGCAGCUGUCCGGGUGGAUGACCUCAGAUGAUCUUGGAGGUGAAUAUCCUGGUUGUGGAGGUCCUGGGCUGGUGUAGUUACACGUGAUAUGCGAUUGUGAGGCCGGUUGGAUGUUCUGCCAAAUUCUCUGAAACGCCUUUGGAGAUGGCUUAUGGUAGAGAAAUGAACAUUCAAAUCACUGGCAACAGCUCAGGGGAACAUUCCUGCAGUCAGCAUACCAAUUGCACGCUCCCUCAAAACUUGUGUAAUUUCCCCAUUUUGCAGUGGCCUUUUAUUGUGGCCAUAAAGUUACACCUUUGCAAUAAUCAUGCUGUCUAAUCAGCAUCUUGAUAUGCCACAACCAGGGCCGGAUUAACAUAGGGGCUGAUGGAGCUGCAGCUCCAGGCCCAUGCCCAUUGAAUAGGCCCAUUUAAAAAAAAAUAAUAAAAUAUUUAAACUUUUUUUUUUUUUUUUUAUUUGCACACUACUCUUAGAUUUGCCACCUGGCUGGUAUUUUAAGGCACAGCCGGUAUUUGAGGCUGCCUGGCCGUGCCGGUAUUGCAGUAAUACCGGCAAUACAAAUGCAAAUAUUUUUAAACGGGGAUUACUCUGCAAUACCUGCACCGGCCAGUAGCGGUCACUGUGUAUGGAGAGAGGCAGGGAUAGGAAAUUACAGCAUCUGCCUCUCUCUAAUCACUGAUGCGCAGGGGAGCAGCUACACAGCACAGAGUGUCCAAACAGCAGCUACCAGCCUGCAGAGACAGACUACAGCUCAGGUAUGUGAAGGAGUGGGGGGGGGGGGCAGCAGGGAGACAUGGGGACACUGAGACACUAGAGGACACUGGGAGACGUGGGGACACAGACACUUGGGGACACUGUGAGACAUGGGGAUGCUGAGACACAUGGGGACACUGUGAGACAUAGGUAGACACAUUGGGACACGGAGACACUAGGGACACAGUGUCUCCAUGUCUCCCAGUGUCCCCAUGUCUCCCAGCCAGUGUCCCUAGUGUCUCAGUGUCCCCAUGUCUCCCAGUGUCUAUGUCCCUAUGUCUCUGUGUCCCUAGUGUCCCCAAAUGUCUGUGUCCCCAUUCUGUCCACAAGUGCCCAAUGUCUCCCAGUGUCCCCAAGUGUCUUGUGUCCCCAUGCCUCCCAGCCAGUGUACCUAGUGCCUGUGUCCCCAUGUCUCCCAGUGUCCCCUAGUCUCACAGUGUUUGUGUUCCCAUGUCUCUGUGUCCCUAGUGUCUUAGUUUCCCCAAAGGUCUGUGUUCCCAUGUCUCCCAGUGUCUGUGUCCCCAUGUCUCUGUCUCCCUAGUGUCUGUGACCCCAUUUCUCCCAGUGUCCACAAAUGUCUUAGUGUCCCCAUGUCUUUAUCCACAAGUGCCCCCGUGUGUCCCCAAGUGUCUCAGUGCCCCCAUGUGACCCAAUGUCUCCCAGUGUCCCCUAGUCUCCCAGUGUCUGUGUUCCCAUGUAUCUGUGUCCCUAGUGUCUUAGUUCCCCAAAUCUCUGUGUCCCCGUGUCUCCCAGUGUCUGUGAACCCAUGUCUCUGUCUCCCUAGUUUCUGUGACCCCAUUUCUCCCAGUGUCCACAAAUGUCUGUGUCCCCAUGUCUCCCAGUGUCCCCAGGUGUCUCAGUGUCCCCAUGUCUCUGUGUCCCCUAGUAUCCUGGUGACACGGGACACAUUGAGACAUGGGGACACAGAGAGAAAUGGGGACACAGAAACUGGGAGACUAGGGGACUAGGCGACAUGGGGACACUGAUGCCAGGCUUGCCUUCCAGUUCUUUGGACAGACAUGCCCCCUUUUUGGGCAUGUUUGCCCCUUUUGGCAGUUCUGGUCCCUUGAUUGCAUUAGUGGCCCACUCUUUUACCUCGCCCAUUGACUUCCUGCUUCACCGGACACUGCUUUUAGGGGGUAUGGAUUUACUUGAAAAAUGAAAGCAUAAAUUAGAUAAAGAGAUUAGCAUAGAGUUUGUGUUUUCUUAUAGCUGCAUCCUUUGAGUUUCCCUACAACACCAACUCCAUCAGAUACACGACGCUUGAGAGGUAUGACUGUUUUAGUGUUUUUGGUCGAUAAAAUUCUGUAGUUAGGCCCCAUCAUAAUUGUCAGCACCAGGCCCACCAGGCUCUUAAUCUGGCCCUGGCCACACCUGUGAGGUGGAUGGAUUAUCUCGUCAAAAGAGAAGUGCUCACUAACACAGAUUUAGACAGAUUUGUGAACAAUAUUUGAGAAAUAGGCCUUUUGUGUACAUAGAAAAAGUCUUAGAUCUUUGAGUUCAGCUCAUGAAAAAUGGGGGGCAAAUGCAAAAGUUUUGUGUUUAUAAUUUUGUUCAAUGUAGAUUGAAGUCACUGCAGAAACUGUGGAAGUCGUCUGAUCUUUUUCCAGGAUAUUGAACAACGACCAAUAAGUCUUGGUGAAAGUUAAUGAAGCUCUACUGUAAAAUUAUUUAUUAGUGAAUUUCGACUUGCAAUGUUGUCUCUGUGAGGGCUGCAGAAUAAGUCAGACGAGUGGAUCCCAUUUAUGUUGUUAUUAGUAUUUAUAUAGCGCCAACAUACUCAGCCAUGCUUUACAGUUAGAGAAAGCGGAAACUGAUAUCCAUUCUAAGGCAGUGAUGUUACCACUGGUACCACAAUGUUAUAUCCAAACCGUAUGUUAAGGCAGGCUGCAACGCAGUGUUUCCUAAAUACUUGGGUAAUCGCCUGAAACAUGGAGGGUUCCUCUCUGUGCAGGCAAUUAAACAUGUUUGCCAGCUGUUGUAUCAAGAGAAGGGGAACUAUAAAUGUGGAGAAUAAACUAGAACAUGGGUAGACAACCUUCAGCAUUUCAGAUGUUGUGAACUACAUCUCCCCUGAUGCUUUGGUUAUAGCUGCAAGGACAUCAUGAUAGAUGUCCACCACAUCUGGAGUGCCCAACGUUACCCAGCCCUGAUAUAGAAUAUGAGAUGUUUAACAGAAUAAAAGGACUCCGCAGCCACCCUGGCCACUGUUCCGGAUCCGUUAUUCCUUCUGUUUAAGGGAACAACUAUGUACUCCACUGCUAGCAAUAUGUUGACAGAUAUUGUAGAGCUAUAGAGCCAUAGAGCCUCAUGGAACCAAUAAAACAAAACAAAACAUGAAAGCGCUCUGUAUCUCGCUAAUCAUGCUAAUUUUGGUCACCAGCAGUAACAUUUUUCUUUUUCUUUUUACCUAUAUGUCUCGGUUUAAACAAUGUUUAUUUUAAGGAUCCUUAUGCUCAAGCCAAUGAGUAGAUAUUAGUUUCUCAUGGUUAUGUUUGAAAAAUUAAUGUGAAUUACUUUAUUUUAUAAUAUUCACAAAAAAAGUAUGAUGGUGUUUAUAAUUGUUUAUAUUUAAACAUUUCUAAAAAUUGUGCAUGUGAGUAAUUUUUAUGCAAACCAAAAAGAGAAAAAGUUUGGGUUUGUUAUUAUAAUAAUAAUCGUAAUCAUACCCAAGAUAAAAACCAGUGCCUGUUCGUAAAUAUGUGUAUACAAUUGUGGAUAUUACUUUUACAUAAAUUCCUAUGGAGAUUUAAUGUGCUCUCCAUCUCAGUAUCUUUUGUACAGAAAAAAAAAAUCAUAUUUUCUGGGCUCAAUGUUUUAACCAUGAAUAUUUUUCCUCCUUUGUUUGCAGCUAAUGGGAACGACAGCAAAAAAUUUAAAGGAGACCGCUCUCCCUGUUCUCCAUCUCGAGUCCUCCACAUCCGCAAAAUUCCAAAUGAGGUCACUGAAUCAGAGGUCAUCUCACUAGGUCUGCCGUUUGGAAAAGUUACCAAUCUUUUAAUGCUGAAAGGAAAAAGCCAGGUAUGUUAAUAUACAUUCUAUCAUAUAAAAAAAUAUUAUUUUUUUUAUAUAUACAUAUAUAAAUAGGUCUAGAGUUUUAAUUAUAACUCUACUAAAUAUAAUUAAAAGAGCUGCUGUCCCUAAAAAUAAAAAAAUAAAUAAAAUAAAAACCCAGCAACCAUAAAUCCUCUACUUUACAAGUUGUCACAUAACCAUCCGUAUGGAUAUGAACCAUAUUUCAUCAUAUAAGACAUGGACUUCAGUUCUAAUAUUUUUGCAAAAGCUUCUAAUUAUUAUUAUUAUAUUUUUUUUUCUUUUUUUUAAAUAUUAAAAUGUAAAAAAAAAAUCAGUAUGUAAAAUAUAUCAAAGUAUGAAAAUGUUUUUCAAAAUAUCAAAUCAUUAUAAAAGUUUAUCCAAAAAUAUUAAACCAUUUGGUUUGGCAGCAGUUGUAAUGAUGCUUGGCUCUUUGAGUUUGCCAGUCCUGAUUUGGCCAGUGAUACAUUAAUAAAUGCAUCUAUGUUUUGUUUUGUUUUUUUUUGUGGCAAAUUACAUUUUGCUUUUUUAGGUGCAGCACACACAAAUUACUAAAUGCAAUUAACAAUAUUUAACCCAGUGUUAGGUAGAGACGUAGCAACGAAGAAGGGAGGAUUAUAUAAAUACAAAGUCUCAUUAAUAUUGAGCUUCUGGCAGAAUAUUGAUACAUUUAAAGGCACACUCCGAAUCCCUAAAGCACUUUAGCUUGCUGAAAAGCUUUGUGUGAAGAUCGUAUCCACUUUUUUUUUUUUUUCCAUUUAGCAAUUGCAAUAGAAACUGACACUUUUUAAAAAAAUUUAAAGGGUUACACCCACUUGGCUUUCAAGCAGACAACAGGUCCUUUUACUUCCUAGUUUGGUUUGCUCAAUGGAUAUAAUCUUAAAGGGACACUCCAGUGCCAAGAAAACAAUCCGUUUUCCUGACACUGCAGGUCCCCUCUCCCUCCCUCCCCUCAUCCCCGGUUGCUGAAGGGGUAAAAACCCCUUCAAUCACUUACCUGAGACCCCCGCCAAUUUCCCUCGGCAGUGGUUUCUGCUCACCGCCGCUCCUCCUCUUCCUUAUGUCAGCCGGUGGGCGGGACUGAUCCUGCCCGCCGUCUGAGGAGACCUAAUGCACGCGCAUUAAAGCUCUCCGUAGGAAAGCAUUGAAAAUGCUUUCCUAUGGGGAAUUGAGCAACGCUGGAGGUCCUCACACAGCGUGAGGACGUCCAGCGACGCUCUAGCACAGAAAACCUGUGCUACUGAGCAGGAAGUGCCCUCUAGUAGACAGCCACUAGUGAAGGACUUAACCCUGCAAGGUAAUUAUUGCCGUUUAUAAAAAAAACUGCAAUAAUUACAUUUGCAGGGUUAAGGGUAGUGGGAGUUGGCACCCAGACCACUCCAAUGGGCAGAAGUGGUCUGGGUGCCUACAGUGUCCCUUUAAGAGGCAGCAACUGCCUUGCAAAGACUUCUCAUUGAGCUACAUUGGGAAGUCUGUGAUUGGACAGCCACAGAACAUCUGGGUGGGGUUAGAAGAGGAGGGCUUGCAAAGACUGCAGAUAUACCUGUAAUAAAAAAAAAGCAUUAAAUGCAUGCAAGUUUUCAUUUGGGGUAUAUCUACUAAACACUGAUUGUUUAUUUUAUAUUUGGGCAGUAAAGUGUCUCUUUAUGUUUUAGUUGCAUUUCCAAUUAUUACAUGCAACAUAUGCCUAGGUUUAUGUUAAAUGAACACUAUAGGGUCAGGAACCCAAACAUGUAUUCCUGACCCUAUAGUGUUAAAAUAGCCCCACCCCCCACUCCCACCUUGCCUCCCUAAAUAUAGUAAAAUCUUAUUUGUAUUCAAGUCUGCAGUGUGCAGCACUGCCCUGGGAAGCACCUCUAGCAGCCAUUGGAGUUAUCACUAGGCUGUAAUGUAAACAUUUUUUUUUUCUCCAGAAAAAAAAGUGUUUACUGCAAAAAGCCUGCAGAAAAUGAUUAUACUCACCAGAACAAAUACAAUAAGCUGUAGUUGUUCUGGUGACUAUAGUGUCCCUUAAAGUUUUUUAUUUGUUACAUUUUUUUAUUAUUUUAGAUUCAAUAAAAAAGAUUUUAAAAUAAAUCAUUUGUGUAGUGGGAGAUUUCCUAAUUACCACUCAUUGAAAGGUAACUAGGUAGAGUUUAUUUCCACUCUGCUAAGAAGUGGCUUUAUGUUAUAUAAAACAGAAAAUUAUAAAAUAUGCAAAAAGGUACCGCUUUAAUUUUAUGAAAUCAGAAAUCCGUUUUUAAGAAAAAAAAUUUAGAACAGUUUUUUAUUAGUAUUUAUUAAAUUAUUCCUUUGUUAUAUCCUUUCAUAUACUUCUACUACCCAUCAGUCUAUUGCUAAGAGUGGAAAAAUCUUUUGCGUUAAUGUGGGCUAAAUGUUCUAGGUUUUGUAAACACGUUCAUGGACAAAUCUUUAUAUACAUGUAACGCCAUAGUCCAAACCAUUUGAAAUGUCCAUGUAGUUAAUUUAUGAGGUCUUUUUGUUUUCCGAGACGUUUCAUAAAGAAUUAUGUAAGUCAUAGCAACUAUCUCCUCAUUUAUACAGUGUAUGUUGUGUCUGAUAAGAUAAUAAUGCUCAUUAACAAUAUAGCACUUAAGUAGAUGAGUUAUCCAGAAAAGGUAGACUGCACUUCAUUGACAUGUCAUAGUUCAUGGCCAUGGUCUCUUCAAAAUAGUGUUCUUAAACUAAAUAAAAUUAUAAUAAAAUUGUUUUUAUUUUCUUCACUAUACCUCCUGUAUAUAUUAUUUAACAAUAAUUAAAAUGUUACCUGAAUACCUCUUUUCACUGCAACUCGUAGACUACCCUUGCUCUAUGACUGCAGUCUCUGGAUCUGAGACACCAGGUUGGGUGGGUCACCAAGAGGUGGUGACAAGGGACGGGGUUACCAAGAAAAAGGACCGACCUGUUCACAAAGUUGGGGUGCCCAAAAGGGAGCAUGUCAGCUUGGCAUGUGUGCAUACUUAUGGUUGCCCAAGCACUUCUGUGGUGCUCUGCAAUUGGCUCACUGCUUUGAGGGUACUUUGUACAAGUGUGUCUAUUGAUGCGCUGAUGCUAUGCUGAUUAGGGAAAUUAGGCUCCUCAGGUGUUGGAUUCCAGGAAACAUCCCAAGAUGGCAGCACAUGACUGAAUGUGAGACAUUUUGGGAGGUGUGCAACUGUUUGUCCUCUUUAGUUAGAAACACUUCAUAUCUGACCAAAGACCAUGCAGCUAAUCUCUUCUGCCAGUUCAUUAAAUAUAUACAUCUCGAGUAAUCACCUAGCACCCAAGGAAAGACCUUUGGGACUGCCAGACCUGUUCCCAGGGUAAAAGGGUAAGCCAUGAGAUGCACUGAAAAGGCAUGAAGGCAUGCAAUUAUGUGUAUUGAAAUACAUACAUAUUAAUUUACUUUAUGUAAUAGUAUAUGUUUUAGCUAAAAUGCUGCCUUAAAUCUCCAUCAUAUGUAAAGCUUAUACUGAAAAUAUCUACAUUCCAAAAGGUUGCUUCCACUUCAUCCUCCACGAUUGCUGCCACAGUGGCAACAGAUGUAUAUGCUUGGAAUUCCUGCAAGAAAAAAGAUUGACAUGCAUUCAUGUUCACAAUCCUGUUUGCAAUUUUUUUUAUCUUCAUGUGAGCGUUGUAUAACGGCUUACUGUAGGACUAAAGCUGUGUCUCUAAACAUUUUGCUAGCAAAAUAACUAUACUUUUUACACUUUGGAGUUUUGUAAAAAUAAGUUUUUAGCCCAUGGUUCUGUGUGUGGAAUAUUAAUCAGAAACAUGAUUUUUAAUAAUACCCCCAGUGUACAUAAAAGCAACACAGCAUUCUGUUUCUCUGAGAUCGGAUCCGGUAUUUACUGGUGGUGGUUAAUGUGAAAUAAAAACAGUCAUCCCAAAACCUUUUUGGGGGAAAAUGGUGCAUAAAAGCACUGAUUCAAAGGUGUCAAAUCUCCACAGCAUCAACAGCAUACUCCACACAAACUAAUUCACAUUAUAUAACUGCAUGGGAAAGAGAUCUAGGGCCACCAGACGAACCCAGUGACUGGUUAGGAAAUUUGGAAGCUACUUCGUCUGUCACAAUCUCAAGGACCAAGAAUACAAGAUGCUUUUUUUUCAUUGGUACAUGACAUCUCUACCAAUCUGUGCUGGAAAGGAUGUGGAGAGGUGGGAUCCUUCAUCCACUGUUGGUGAAUCUGCCCCAAAAUCCAAUAUGUACUGAGAUCACUGUUUUACUGAAAAGGGCAGAAAAAAAAAUAUAUUUUAUUAAUGUUUGCAACAGAUAGGCAGUUAAGUUUCUAGAAUGAUAAAUUCCGACCCAACAAAUUGUCACACGUACUCUAGCUCGCUCACUGGACCAGAUAGACUGUAUGUGAGCAGUAAUUUGAUAAGACAGGGAUGAAGGUAUGCCGAGAAAUAGUACGUCAUAAGCUCAAAAGACCAGGCAAACUGAAGAACUGUUUCAAAGAUAAAUAAGCAAACAUUCCCCUGUCUUUAAGUAUUUGCCCCUAAGAAUAGCAUUCACCUUGAGCUAAAGCUGAGUGAUGAAAAAACCUCAAAGGAAAAACAGCUGUAAAAUAUUUCACUUUCUCGAUGAUUAGUUGUUUCUUCUUUCUUUUUCGUGUUUAUUGAAAUUUAAUUUGACUGCCUCUCUCUCAUUGGUUCCUGUGUCCUGCUUGGUUCUAGGCAUUCCUGGAAAUGGCUUCCGAAGAAGCAGCAGUCACCAUGGUGAAUUACUAUACCCCUCUUACUCCUCACCUCCGCAGCCAACCUGUGUACAUUCAGUAUUCUAACCACAGAGAGCUGAAGACCGACAAUCUGCCUAACCAAGGGGUAAGUGCUGCUUUCUUCGAUUAGUAAAUAUAUAAAUGUGGUACACUAAAAGACAGGAAGUAUGAUCCACUGUUAUACGUUAAAGAAGCUGUAUAUCAUAUCCCUCUAGAGGAUAUUGUGCCAGGGCUUGGGGUUGCAGCUGUGCUCUGAGUAAGCCAACACUUGUGUGUGAAGAAAAGAGCUGCUGCGGAAGUUCUCCAGCAAGUCCUACAUUGAUUUCCUUCACCCUCCCACACCACAUUUACAGCUCGGCUAGGCUCCAGUGAAGAUGAGCAGUUUGGUUAGUCUUCCCUUUUUCUCCCUGCUAACAGACAGCAGGGCAGGCAUUUUACUUCCAUUGUUCUUGCAUUCAUCCCAACAUUCCAGGUGCACUAAAAGGGACAAUUGUCUAUUUAAGGGUGUCAGUGAGGGUGUAGCCAAGGGUGGGGCAGAUCUGAGAGAUUUUAGGUGAUCUAUUAAUAAGAAUUUGCGCAUUUUAAAUAUAAUUUAGAACUAGAACAGCAUAUCUUAAUUACACAGACUGAUUUGUUAACACAUUAAUUCUAAUUUAAAGACCCAUUACUGUGACUAUUAAUCAUGCAAUGCUCUGUUAUACAUUCAGACAAACCAACAACAUGGAGCCCCUAGAAAAGAGGGGACAUUAGGGCAGAAAGUAGGGACACUUGUGAGGUAUGCUUCUUGAGAUGAUGAUCCUGCAAAUUACAGGGUCACAAUAUUAUCUGAACAGGUAUGUGCUAAGAGUGACUGACCAAAAAGUAUUUAAAAUAUAUGAGAUAAAUAAUCAGUACUCUCCAUAUGUAAUGGGCAAUGAAAUAAAAAAUAAAUCAAAAUGACACAGUCUGUAAGGUAUUAACAUAUUAAGAAGUGUAUAUCUCCUUCUAAAUAUGAAGAAAUACAUUAAUCUGUCCAUAAGAUUCAAUUGCAGGUAAAACCUACCAUUAUAAUGACAUGUUGGAAAAGAAGGGCCUUGCUGAUACCUGGAGCAAGUGAAUUCUAUACACCAUGGCUGCAAACAGAGAUGGGUAUAUAAUAGGAGAAAUUCCGGGGCACAGUUCUAAACGUGCAGCAGUCACUAUAGAAACCAAUAGAGUGUUCAGGCUCAUUCAGCCACUUUUAGAACUUUGCCUCAGAAUUGGACUGCUUUUUCACAGUCAUUUUUUCUUAAUAAUUUUUUUGUUUUUGUUUACUAUUUUGCAACUUUUUCCUUUUGGGUAGUACACUGCCUACUUCUAGCAUUAUUUGUAGGGAAUGGACAAAGUAAUUACAAAAAUGAUACUAUCUCAUAUUUGUAGCUCUGCCACCUAGGAAAAAGUUUGCUAUUUAUUUGUUAAUUCUUUUACAGUUCUCAGUUUAGUAAAUAAAUUGGAGAAAUUAAAAACCAGUGAAGAUUAUAGACACCAAAGACUAUGUUCUAGCUAAACUAGAUUGCUGCGACCGUCCUAUCGUAACAUCUAAGCAUAUAUUCUUUAUAUCUUGCUACAUAUAAUUCAAAUAACUGCUUCUUUUUGUAACGUGUUCAAGGAAAAGAAUAAAAAGCCUUAGGAAUUUUACCUUGAACGUCUAAGCAUAGCUGAUAACAUUCCUAUGCUAGCAGUAAUUAGGAGGUACAAGUUUUAACAUGAAAAACAUCUGCAUCUUAAGCAAUCUUACAAAUUUAUCCUGCCCUUUCCAAAACAGUCCGGGAAGAAGAUAUGAGGCCCUUAGAAGACAUAUUAACUAGAGUGCAGAUGUUAAGUUAUGUUUUAUGCAAAGAUGAGAGAAAAAAAUAAAUAAGCAUGUGUUGAAUUGGAUUCUUUUGUGCUACGUUAUAAGGGUUAUAGACUAAAGGCUCACUUUUGCAGCCAUUAUUAUUUGACUUGCUGGCUCAGUUUCAUGCCAUACUUUAUAUUUAAACUAAAUUGAGUCAAGCUGAAUGUCUCUGAACUCUUAGCUGAAUUGUUUAUAAAAUAGUUAGACACGAUAGUCACAAACAAAUUGUUUAAGAUGUUUUGAUGAAUGUAGUGUCCCUUUAACUCUGGCUAAAAUCAUGGAAUGAAGCAUUGGCAAUACUCAUGGUAAAUACAGAAUUUAUAGGUAGGGAAGACACAGGACUUUAAUAGUGAACACAUAUUGUAAUGAGGGGGUGAGUGGGGAGUGAUUAUCUGUAUAGUGUGCAAGCUGACACAUUGUGCUAGUGAUAUCAUCAACAUAUAGUUAAAAGUUUCUAAAUUAUGUUGUUGUUUUUUUUUUUUUUACAUACAGCUCCUGCACUGGAAAUUCUUAGUACCAACUCUUUACAGUAGUAAAUGUUUUUAUAUAUAUUUAAUCUCUUGCAGAGAGCACUGGCAGCCUUGCAGGCCGUAAACACCGUCCAGUCAGGAGGCCUGACUCUCACAGGCGGGUCUGGUAUUGAAGGCUUGACACUUCCUGGACAGAGUCCAGUCCUCAGAAUUAUAGUGGAGAAUUUAUUUUACCCAGUCACCUUGGAAGUACUAUAUCAGGUAUGGAAAGAACACCUUUUUUAACAUUGACUUCUAGACCAAUGUCAUCUUACUUUCCAAAUUUUCUCUAGCUAAAUUUUAUUAGAGUUUUAAAAAAAAAUUUGACCUUAAGGACCAAGGCUAUUUUGCGCUGCUACGCAUUUGGGACUAAGGCCUUUUUGGCACAUUUGCCAUGCAUUCAUUCUACCGCAAUUUCCCUCUUUCUGUGAACCCGUAAAUAUCAUGUGUAGUUAUUUUAAAGAAGAAAUAGUGCUUUCUUUUGAUACUCUAUAUGAAUACAAUAUAUUAAAAGAAACAUUUGAAAGUUUUUUGGGGGGGGGAAUAAUUUUUAUUUUUCUCUGUUUUACGUUUAGUUAUUUCUACCUACAAAGUGCAAAUAAAGAAACUUAUUCAAAAUAGAUUCACAAAUUAGUCCUGAUUUUUAAAAUGCCCAAUAGGUCUAGGAUUUCAAAAAAGUUUAAGAAGUUAUAAAACAAAAACAAGCAGCGAAUUACAAUUUUAAAGUAAAAAUUUAGCAAAAUUUAGCAUGCUGAGAUUACAACUUUUAAUUUUAGUCACAGAAUCCAAAAUCGCUACACAAAAGUAUACAUUUGUGAAAAAACAAUUAAAAUACACCCCCUAUGUAACUUAGAUCCCUUUGACACUCUUCAUUUAACCAUUUUAUCACAAACUUAGGUCAAAUUAAUGUGUUAAUUAAUUGUGUCCCACUUCUGCAAACACCCUAUAUUUUAAUUCUACUACUGGUCUCGAGUACAAUGGUACCCACCAUGUAUACAUUUUACCCUAAUCCUACCUAUAAUCUUACCCCUUAUAUUGUUCCUAAUCCAAACCAUAAUCCAAACCAUAAUCUAACCCAUAAUCCAACCUAUAAGGCCAGUCCUAAUCCUACCUUUUCUUUUUUUUUUUUUAAAUGAAAUUUUGGUUCACAGAUAUAGAUGAACCAAACAUCAAGGCAAUGUGGACAUUAAAGUAAUAACAUUUUGUACAAAUACAACAAACGGACCCAGUGUUCAUGUUCUACAGACUGUUAAUAUUAGACAGAACUUCAACAUCGUGCUGUGAGCAUUUACAUUUCGAUUAGGAGUAAAGAGGGGGGCGGGGGCAUUUGAGAAGUUUACAUAUUCAAACACCCAUUCAUGUACAACUGGAAUAUGUGGUACAAUAAUGUCACAAGCAGUUAUUUGCCGUUGUGGUGUGGGCCGAUAUCGGGAUAAAGCACUUAUCCGGGCUGUUAGGCCAUACCAUGAGUGUGGUAGUGUUCAGUGGGCACACCAUGUAAAACGUGAGGAUAGUUAGGUACUCAUUUGUCAUACCAACAUUGUACAGUGAUCUCACGGUAUGAGCACAGGUGUCGACACUUCUGAGAGUGUGUGGUUAUGUGUUCAUGGUCUUUGUGACCUCAUCCCAUCUAUUCCAGGCUAUUCUCCAAAUUUUGUUCUUUUGGUGGGCUGCUAGUCUUGCUGCAUAUUCCGAGGAUUUGUUUUGGUCCACUAGGUGGAUACAUUCUUGUACAGUCGGAGGGUCUGUACUCCUCCAUUUCCUACUGAUGAGCGUCAGCGCUGCUAUGUUAAUUUGGUAGGCAAGAUAAAUCAUACCUUUCGCGAGCCCUGAGGGGUAAUUUUGUAGCAGGAAAUUUUCUGGCGUAUACGGAAUGGUCAAUUCUGUCAUGGUUGUAUGAGUUGUGCAAUGUUUUGCCAGUAUUUGAGAGUAGCGGGCAAGCCCACCAAAUGUGGAGCAUAUCUCCUAUUCCUUCGUGACAUUUCCAACAUUUGUUAGGCACACUGGGUGUUAUGCGGUGUAACCGCGUUGGCACUAGGUACCAUCUGUAUAUCAGUUUCUUACACCGCUCAAUGUGGGUUGAGCAGAGGGUUAGUUUUUUUGGGGGUUUGUGAACAAUUUUUUCCAAGCCGUCUCUGGUAAUGUGAGGUUUAGCUCGCGUUCCCAAGCUCGAAUAAACGGUAAUUGUUUAAUAUUCUGGCCUCUGUUCAGGCUUGCAUAUAGUUGCAUAUAUAGAGAGAGUUUUCCUUGCCGGCAACUAUUGUAUUAGGAUUCGCUCGAAGGCCGUCAGUUGUUGCUCAUGUACAAGUGUCGUUGGUGGUAUAAAGUGUUUAAUUAACCAUGCCCUUAACUGGAAGUAUGAAAACCGAGCUGUAUUCGGUAGGUUAUAAUCCGUUUGUACAUGUUUGAUUUUUGCCUCCCUGAAUCAGUUGUGUAAUGUACCUGACGUGGUGCUGCUCCCAAAGUCGAAAAUUAAAAUCGGGGAUCACCAAUUGUAAAGUGGUGACUGUCAUUGCUGGGGAGUAUGCCUUGGUCAAAUAUAAACUGGCUCUGUGAGACUCCCAUAUGUGCUUUGUCAACGAUGUGGUGGGCAGCAUCUUUAAAUUCUUAGGUCUUAUGUAAGUGGGGGUCCACAUUAUUGAUAAAUAUGGUGCCACUGGGCCAUUGCGGACUCCAGCUCCACCCACUGUGGGGGUGAUUCCUGGGUAUGUGCAGCGAUCAUGGGGUUGAUGUUGGCUGCCUGGUAAUAAUGGCGUAUAUGGUGUCUGUACAUCGUAGGGGUGGUGCCCCUUGGUUUUUUGCCUGCCCAGGUAAAGUGGUUAAAUAUUCGUUUGUUUUCUGUGAAGUAAUAUGUUGGUGUCUGGAUGGGGAGGGUCCUAAACAGGUACUGAUAUUUUGGGACCACUAUCAUUUUUACCGCGGCUACUAGGCCCGACUAAGAUAUGAACUUUUUAUUCCAGCCCUGGAGGAGUGCUUUCACCUGGUUUUGCAGGUUCACUUAGUUCAUCUUAUAUAAUUUAUCUAUGGAGGAAGUUAUUUUUAUCCCUAGGAAAGUGAGAUGGUCCGUUCUCCAAUCGUAUUGGAAGUUGUUUUGGGAGUAGUUGUAUGGAGGCACUGGGAAGAUUGAAGCCCAUGGCUUGCGUUUUGGCCACAUUCAUUUUGUAGUAGGAACAUCUACUGCAGGCCUCUAGGGUGGCCACAAAUGCUUGUAAGGAUUCCCUUGGGUUAGUCAGUGUGAGGAUGAUGUCGUCAGCAAAAAAGUGUUCAUUUGUGUUCAUGUCAGUGUACCUGGAUGCCCUGUAUGUGUGAGUGGUUGUGGAUCAGAGUCGUAAGUGGCUCCAGUGCCAUUGUGUACAGUAGUGGGGAUAAGGGACAUCCCUGUCGUGAACCAUUAGAAAUGGUGCAUGAUUCAGUCGGAUAAAGCCUCCUCCAUGCGUCAGAGGCUAAAUUCUGCCAAAUAUUUGACCAAAGACUUGCAUUGAGUUUGUAGUAAUUUGCAUCUAGGUGUUUGAGGAGUCGCUGAGGUAUCCAGUUCAUGAUCAAAAAUGUGAUUGAGAUCACCACAGAUGUUCUGUUUGGAGGGGGCUCAAUUUCAUUAAGACUUUAUGGAGGAAGUUCCUCUGAUUUGUAUUAGGGCUGUAUAGGUUUACAAUGAGUCAUAAUUUUACACACGAUAAUCAUAUAUCUACCUUGGCUGUCAGUAACUAGUUUGAGUAAUUCAAAUGAUUGAGAUUUGUGGAUGAGAAUUUACACUCCCCUAGCCUUUGACGUAUGUAUUGCAUGAUAUUGUAGAGGAUAUUACUUGGUAUCAAAGGUUGGGACUUAGGUUCUGACAAAGUGUGUUUCCUGGAUGCACAGAAGGUCAGCCUGGGCUUGUUUAGCAUCCCAGAGCAGCAUUCUGCACUUGUGAGGGGUAUUCAAUCCCUUAGCAUUGUGUGAAUACAUUUUCAUAAUGGGUGUGUGUUAAAGUGGUCAGGCGGCCCAUUGCUUGUUGCCAAUUGUACAGGAGCAUUUCCACCCCCUGAUUCCAGCCGUGAAAUAUGCGUUUAGCGUGGAAUAGACCAGCAAGCGACUGCAAAUUCUCUAUGUAAUAUAGGGAGGGAUUUGAGUGGGGGUUCAGGGAUGGUGUGGGCAGUGAAGCCCCAAGGUAACUGAGAAAGAAGGGACAAGAGCAGAAGCAAAGGAAUACCAGGGUAGGGAAAACUAUAUACAAACAAGUCCCCAAGUGGGGUAUGGUGCAACAUGGAUGCACCACGUGGGUGGGAAACAUUUUUUGUUUCCUAUGGGUGGCUAGCGAGCUAUAUUACUCAUGGUAUACAGAACAUGUCAUGCAAGUAGAGCAACAUUUUGUGAUCUGUACUCAGGAGUAUUGAAUUCCCCCAUAGAAGUGUGUAUCCUUAGAAGUGGGUCCGCGCCCUACUGUGUUAUAUGAUUAAAUGACAAAACCUGGCUUGUGUAGAGCAAGCGUACUACAGCCCUAGGACUACCAUCCCCUGCCCACUGGAUUGCUAGGAGUGCUUAAUAGGACUCAAGGACGGCAGAUAUGGCUCCUCCCAGCGCCCCUCCCCACUUCAUAAGCGUGUAUAGAAGGAGGGGUAUGGACGUACAUACCGUCCGGUACAUGUUAGCUUGUGGCCUCUGCAUGAAGAAACAGAAUAUAUAGUCCUUGUACAUCAAUAAACGAAUAUAGCGGUAUACAACAUACCAAUGUGUACCCUUUCAACUGUAUGGACAUUAGCUAUAGUCUACCAUUAGAGGGUCAAGUUGGUAUCUGUGGCCAUAAGGGCCGGGUAUACCGUCCACGGGUUAGGGUCAGCUGUGGGCCUGUCUGAUUGUGGGUACGAUUACCUGUCCUGUAAGGGACCGGUACUUGCAUCCACUGAUUUGGAACAUGGUUUAAAAAAACAAAACAAAUUUAUAUAGACUUUUUCAUCAACAGUGCUGUCUCGUUUUCCCAGACAAUUGAAUGCCUAACGCGGGCAGUGCUUCUUAUGUUUAGCGGAGAUUAAUCCGCACGGUGCCAGCUCCCGAUUUAUGGGUUUUCAGUAAAGGGAGUAUGGAAACUUAUAUAGUGGCCAUUGCUCGUGGAAAUGUAGGCUCUGUGUGUGUAAAUAGGCAACGCUAACGUAGUGUAGAAUACUAAACCAUUAAACCCAUAAGUGUGAGAGCAACCCGGUGAGUGCCGUGCCCGGCCCAACCUGUGGCGUAUAUAAGGUACGCUCCUUAGCACAUUAGUAUGUUGUGCAGUCGAAAGGCCCGGCGCGCACCAGGAGCUCGUGCCAUGCGGAGAUAAGCUCCCUUCCCCGAGCGUGGACUUCGAGGUGGGAGUACAUGGCCGUUCAAGUCGGCUGUUGUUUGUGGAUGUGUGGACUAUGAGUGCAACAUAAAUAUUAAGUUAGUAAACGCUCUAUGUGGUAUCGCUUACGUGUAUGGAACCAUCGGUCCAUCAAAUAAUGCAUAAGAAAUACUUGCGGUACCAGGCAACCCGGCACUCGAUCUGAGGUUGAGAGCCAUUAGUGUUUUCUGGGUUGUGUAUGCCAGGACAGCCUGAGUCUUCUUGGUGGUGAGGCUGUGUGAUCCUCUGGGAUGUUGUCAAGGCCCCAUGAUCUCAAUUUUCUGGCUCCAUCUUCUGAGGAGAGUAUAGCUGUCAUUCUCCCAUCCCUGGUAACCAACACUUUAGUGGGGAACCCCCAUCUGUUUUGCAUGCCAUUUGCCCGCAGGAUCUCCACGAUGGGUGCAAAAUCCUUUCUCCUGCGAAGUGCAGCUGCAGAGAGGUCUGCAAAGAUUUUCACUGUAGGGUAGUCCUCUGGCAACCCCCUCGCCAGAUCCUCCAAAUCUGCUAGUUUAGCUUUCGGUGUGUUCCAACUUGGACUCUAAACUUUCCACAUGGCUUGCCAAAUCAUUAUGCGCUGUGGCGAAUUCAUCCAUUUUGGACUCUGUCUGGGCUGUGCAUUUGCCUACGCAGGGAGUCCAUGGAAUUCUGCCAUGAGGCGAUCAAUUUGUGUGAGAAGGCGUUGAGUGCCUUGGUAAGAUAGCUUGUGGUGAGUUUCCCUGCUGUAUCAGAUGCCUCCAUAUCUUGCUGUGGGCUGUCUCUCUGUAAGCCGUCGUCGCCAUCUUUGUUUGAGGCCUACAAGCCGGUAGGCUCCAUUUGUGGUUUGUGUGUGAAGAAAUUGUUUUUUUGCUUUUGAAGCAUUCUUCUUGUUUUUAUGCUGGGACAUCUUGGUGCACUUUCUCACUUUCUGUAUGCUGGGAUUGCGAUAGAUUGAGAGCUCAUGUGCCAGAGCCGUGGAUUAUGCUUCCAUCUUGCUCGGCAGGUAGCCACGCCCCCCUAAUCCUACCUUUCAAUAGAGGUACUUGAUAUCAGCAGAGGGAUUUCCUUGCUCACACAGUACAGAGGGUUUUGUAAGUCCUCUCAACUGUGUGAUUGCAGCAUGAGACGGAGAGAUCCAGCUCAUACUGCAAUUGCAGCACACAGAGAUUUGUGCUAAGCAGCUGGCAGAGCCCAGCACUGAUCUGCAGCAAGGAGGGAUCACCAGGAUAUUUUCAAGAUACCUGGGGAACUUGAUGCAGGAAGCAGUGAUAGAAAUACUGUGCCUGACCGAGGUUUCUCCGCUGCAGUAUUUAAAGGGCUAUGUGCAGCACUCACUUUGAGCGCUGCACACAGCUCAUCAGUCAGUCUGCCCCACUAACUAUCUUGAUACCUGGGGCUCUUUGGCACCAGCAGAGAUUUAACUCCUGCUAGUACCUUUACUGCAUGACUGUAUUUCCUGUGUCUUGGCAUUAAAGGCCUGCAUUGCUGACGGCAUAGGCAUUCAUGUGGUCGUUAAGUGGUUAAAGAGGAAAAAUAUAUAAAACGGGUAUCCCACGAACAACAUAAAAUGGAGGUAAAAAUAAAUGCUCUGCUUUGUUUUUUUUCCCUCCUGUUGUAUUUAGGUUAUGGUUCAGCUUGGUGGUGGUUACAUGGUUUUGUAAUUAUAUGUGUAUAAUAAUGAUGAUGAUGAUGGUGAUCAUCAUAAAUAGAACUCUAUAAAUGGUGGUAGAACACUUUUCAAUGCGGGGGCGGGGCUUGACCGCUGAGCCGAGAGGACACAGAAAAGAGGAGCUCCUGCUCUUACAGACAAAUCCCCUGGAUUAUAAGCCUACAAAGUACCCCAAUCUACUCACGUAAGCUCCUCACGAAACCGGGAGCUACCUGCGGAUACCGAACAUGUGGAAUAAUGGUCAGGAGCCACUGAAGGCCUACCAGCAUGACUGGCGCGGGGGAGAUGGCCUCUCCCCUGUCGCCUUCAACGGCCACAAGCUUGAUUGCGGGCUCUCAUUCCCCCUCCUAUGGACCGGCAGAGGUCAUCCCGAUCCCAGGUGCGCCCCUACAGAGGUUGCAGCAACAACCCCAACUGAGGCAAGUUGACUCCAAUAUAGCGGAGAAGGCACCCGGGCCAUCUGAUACCUCACAGGGAACUGACAUCCUGGCGCGGAUAAAUGCUACAUUUGAAGCGUUCUGGCAAAAGCUGGACGACAGACUGAGCAACACUCAGGCUCAGGUCGCAAACUCACCCAUGGAACUACCCUGCGGCUCCCGUCUAGGCCGCUUGCCCAUCCAAGCCAUGCGCGCCCAAAAAUGUCGCCGAAGACGACGCUCUCUCCCUCCGGCGGGGACACAGAUGCGUAGGCGCACACCAGUGACCACAACCCUACACAAGACACAGCCAGCCUCACCAAAGCAUGCAUGCAAAGAGCAGCUUGCUACAAGAGCUGGGAAAAGCCUGUGCCCCUGCCCAAGAAGGACCUGCACAACGAACAGCAAAUUGUUGGGACGGAGGGCCGGCAGGCAAGGUGCCCACAGCCUCCACUCACGCCCGCAGACACGACGAUGUCUGGUGACAGACCCCAGAACCAGACCCUGCAAGCAAGUAAACGGAGGAAAAGCGAGGUGACAAAGCAGUUAGGAGUACCGACACAAGGCUUGUGGGAAUCAGUGAAGGUACCCACUAAUGAAUACUCUCACUGGCUAUCGGGACACUACCUGUCAGGUAUAGGCUGAACCGACAGCACUCUGCAACCUGUCAGCCACAUGGACUAGGGCUAUAUAUGCCCUCCAGCUCAUUUUAACCAGUGGUAUUUUUUCCUAUGUUUUUCUUUAAGUUCCACAUAUAUGUGUUUUCUGCUAGUCUCAUAGUCCAUAAGCCUCCUCAUGUUAACACGUAGGGAAACAAGGCACUACUUCGAACUCAGAAGCCGGCUACCAGCACCCAGUGUUGUUUAACAUAAUAGUCCGACGUGUGUCUCCACCAGAUAUUAGCUUUGUGCAUUCUCUCAUGCUUUACUUACCCUAUUACCAUGAUUUGUCUCUCUAACUGUCCUCGACUAAGCAAACUUUAGCCACUUUCCCUUAACAUGUACUCUAGACGUAAGCUGGUUAGCCUGCAAUCUAAGCAUAAUAUAAAUCUUAAAAUUGUGCGACAACCAAGUCUGUUCUCAACAUCUUCUUAAUUAACUUAAAAAAAAAAAAAAGUGCACAAAAUCUUGAAUACCCCACUGUUAUGAAUGUUGAAAAUAAGCGUGAGGAAUGCCGUUGGGGUACCUCACGCGUAUUGUUAUAUUUUUUUUGUACUGCAACAAUAAAGAAUAUAAAGAAAUUUUUUUAUUUUUUUUCAAUGUUACAUUUUUGGGAUGCCUUUUAAAUCGGCAAUUCUCAAACAGAUGUAAAAGGAAUCCCUAAAAUCGUAGAUGUCAUGUUUGAAAAAUAAAUCCGUUAAAGGGGGCACCAAAAUUGAUAGUUUGUGUUGUAUUUAAAAUUAUGCAAAACCAACCAGUCUAAUGCAUCAAAAGAUUAAAAGAAAAAAAAAUAGCUACACUGGGAAUGUAUUGUAUGUGCAGAACCUUGUGACUGACUCAACUGAUUUAUCCCAUACAUUUCUUUAGUGACUGUAGCACUUUAAUCACUAUUUUAGAUGUGGGAGCUGGGACAGGAAGGAACACUGUAGUGACAGGAAUACAGACCUGCAUUCCUGUCACUAUAGUUGUGAAAACAUAAUUUAGGUGACUGCCCCCCUAUCAGUAAAGUAUCAGCAUCUCCUCAUCAAUGCAUCUCUAUGAGAAUCGUUCAGUGCUGCAAAUCCCUUUUUCUACUACAUCCCCACUAAAAAAACGUAUUCUUCUCAUUGAAACAAGGUAGUAAUUAGACAAAUUAAUAAUAGCUAAUAAUUUACGGGGAGCUGUGUAUGCAAAUUUCAUUUGCAGUACAAAACGUUCACCCAUUGCAGACAAGGAUCUGGUUACGAUAUGGUGAUUUCAAUACAUUGGACACCGCAUAUAUCAUGUGUUGACUGUAUAGGACCUCUACUAAACGGCAAUAUUCAUAUAUACAUAUGUAACACAAAUCUCGCAUUAUUAUUAUUAUUAUUAUUAUUAUCGCCAUUUAUAUAGCGCCAACAGAUUCCGUAAUGCUUUACAGUAUUAUAAGAGGGGGGGAUUUAACUAUAAAUAGGACAAUUACAAGAAAACUUACAGGAACUGCUUAAACAAGCUUACAUUCUACAUAAAUCAAAGGGUUAGGUUUUUGGAGUUCUGCAUUUUAUUUUUUGAUUUUGAUUUAACAACCCACUUAACAUGUCCUACUGGAUGGGAGGAACCUAAAGGAGAGAGAAAUCAUGUAAGGCUGUGGAAUCUUUCACAGAUCUUUUUGUGCAUGAGCAAGUAGAAGCUUUAGGAACCUUUUGUAUAUCUUGCAAGAAGGAGACUCCUUUUGGAGACAAUUGCAGACGAUUUGCAGACAAUUGCAUCAAUAAUUUAAUAAACAGUAAUCUUUUGCCAUUUAAUUGUAAAUAAAAAAGACAAAGUAGGGAAUACGUGUGUGCAUGUGUGUGUAUAAUAUAUGCUGAAACUGCAGCAAAAUACCAGUGUAAGAUAUUGGCAGCUUUUCUUUAAGGUUCUGAAACAAAAUAUCAGAUGUGACCGGGAAGAAGGUAGGAAAUGCAUACCUUAAAAUGCCAAAAAUGACCAACUUGCUUUCUUUAAACAGAGCAAAGAAUAUAAAUUGUAUAAAGUUAGCGGUUGUGUAGGUGAAAAAUGAUUUCACUAUAUAUUAUUUCAUUUUAAAAAAAAAUUAUAUUCUUUUUACAAAGGACAAGUGACAUGACUGUAUUGAACAACUUUUGGAAUUGUUGGAUGACAUUUGUCAUUUAGAAAUGAAAUGCACAUGCGCGGUGUAUUAUCCAUUUCAGAACUCCCUGUUGUGUGAGACGAUAGAGAAAUAUAAGCUUAUCUUUUUUAAUCUAUACAUUCAAUGGGAUGUCCAAAGAAAAAGAUGACCACAUUUUCAAUGCAAGAUCUAGAUAUUUUUUAAUACAUAUGCAAAAACAAUACUUUGAAAGUCUGUGUCUUUAUUAAUUUAUUUAAAAUUCCUGACAUUCCAUAAUCAUCCUAUGGCUCUGCCCAUGCUAGAACGCAUUUUGUCUCCCUGGAGGCUCUCAUUCUGGCCUGUGGAGACUGAACUGUUGGACAACUCUCUGCAGAAAUUAGAAAGGUGACCGCUGUGUUUUCCCUCCUUUAAAAUUAAAACUAAAGAAAAUACAUACAUCCAGUGAUUACUGCAACCUGAAGUGGACCACCUUGCAUGGUAAUAUCCAAUACCUCUAACACAGAAAUAUCUCAUGCUGUCCCAUUAAAAUUGCUCAAGCUGUUGAAAGUUUAGUUCAGUGAAGGCCUUGGCAUUCCUGAUGUACCUGAUCUACAUAUCCUACAAUACUUUGGCAGUCAUAAUAGUUGGCACUCAUAACUUUAGUUGAUCCCAUUCAGAUUGGAGAAGAGGGUGCUCUACAAUAUUCAUCAAAACUAAACCUACCAAAGUGUAGUUGCUGUUCUGCUCCACAUUUAUUUCAUGUCUCAGUUAAAUGUAGAAUUGGGCUCAUAUGUUUAUUCCUCUAUUUUCUUUUAAGCCUAUAAACCAAAUGUGAUAUGUACCUGUUUACCCAGUUUUAUUUUUGCUUUUCAUGUUACAGAUCUUCUCCAAGUUUGGAACUGUACUGAAGAUAAUUACUUUCACAAAGAACAACCAGUUCCAGGCCUUGCUGCAGUAUGCUGAUCCUAUGAACGCACAUCACGCCAAAGUGGUAAGGGCAACACAUGAUGUUCGCACGUAUUGUAAGAACAGGGCUGGGGGGUGGGGAGGAUGACACUAUAAUUUUUUUUCAUGUUUUAAUGUUAUUUCUGGGUUUUGGCAUCCUAAUGCUUUGCAUUGUCAAAGCUACAAAGCUGCUUUGUGUAAUGUUGCGCCUGCUAAACAAAGACCUUCAGUAAUGAAUGAGCGUGAAUUGCACAGGGAUCCAACUCUUCAAUGACUGACCUAUUUUGCAACAUUCAGAUAAGUAGUGUUGCCUAUAUAGAUACGGGGUGGGAAGUGAGAGGGGAGCGAACAAUUGUUACCAUAAAAAGCCUUCAGAAUGAUUUGUUUAUAGCUGGUCAAAGUUGCUGCUCACAGGUGUUUAACUGUGCUGGUAUAAUAUGUGAAGGUGCAGAGGCUUAUUCACUAAAACCCGAACUAAAGAAAAUUAAAAUCCUAAUAGCAAAAUUUAGACUUGUUUUGGAGCUUGCUUAAAAGCCCUGACAGAAUUCAUGUAACUGCCAUGUAGGAUUGAUUGUGAUUCCAAAAGCAAUUCCUUCAUAUAGGUUUUGUAUGUUUUGUUUUGUUCAUGUUAUGUUAUUUGUCAGUGUUUAUUGGGUGGGAUUGUUUCAAACGAUACUGAAAAACAGUCAAAGUAAUCCAGGAAGAAUUGGUAGAAGCUCAAACCAUGAGUGUAUGAAUGAAUACAGUGUUAUGCUAGUACCAACUACAUAUGGAGAGGGGUCAAAAUGUCAUGUCCAACACAAUGGGUCAGGUAUAAAAAUUACUUAGAAAGGCAGAGACCCUUCUGUAAUGUGACUGCUGGGAAUGGACAGGGUGGCAUCACGUACGGCGAGUUCUGACACUUUAGAUUUAUACACUCUGUAAAUGUAAAACUGCACUGUCAUAGUGACUGAAUUGUUGGUGUAAGAAGAGAAAACUGGUGGAGUGGGGCUUUAGAGUCCAUAACUGCUUAUAUAUUCCAAAAGCAUUUGAUCUGUGAUAUGAACUUUGCCGCAAAUUCACAUUUCUUGCAGUUGUUGCAGUGAGAUUUGCUCAGACCUGACCGUUAUUUUGCCAAUCAUGGUAGCUACUUACCUUUCCAUAGCCCUGCUGAAUUUAUCACAUGAACUCUGCUUAAUGGACAAAACAAGGCUUUCUAUGAGGUGUAGUUCAUGUGUUCUUUCUACUGUAGACUAUCCAAGUCAUUUAACAGAUUCAAAGUAAAGUAGACAAUCCAAACAAACCUAGGAUCUUUACGGACCAGAUUGUGAUGAUCAAAUAUAACUGGUUAGGUGUUAAAGACCAAAGACAUUUCAGCUAGAAUUAUAUAGAAUGAUCAUAUGUAGAGUAAUUAGCCCAACCUUUUUUCAUAGCAUAUUAAGGAAACUCUGUCCAAACAUGUGUGGGUACAUAUAUAUUUAUUAUUUUUUAUAUUUUUUUUUACAUAUGAUUGUUGCAAAAAUAUAUUUACUUAAAUUUCCACAAAUAUUUAUGUAGGUUCUUCUUUUUUUCAUUUCUGAAUUUUUAUUUUUUUAUUUUUUUUUAAUACAAGAGCACGGAUCAAAUGCCGGAACUGAUUUAUAUUUCUAGUUUAGGGAGUUAUAGAUUUAAACUGCCUAAUAGAUGGGCACAAAAGCUUUGAUAUUGUGGGUAACUCAACCAGCAAUGGGUAGACUGUCGAAGAAUGGCACAAAACUCAUUUUGCCAGGAAGAGAAUAUUCCAGAGUAGAAUUUCUAUUUUUACAUGUGUAUUAAAAAGAAAUUAAAAAACAAAACCAAAAAAAAAAUAAAAAAAAAAUAAUUCAUUUCUGAUUUAUUAAUUGUUCCUAUAUGACAAUCCCUUUAUGUGCCGAGUUUGCUGUGCUGGAGAAUAUGUUGAAUUUUUAAAUCAUAAUCUAAUUCUGCAUAAUAAUAAUAAUAGAAAAGUAUUUAACCAGGAAAUAAUGCUUGAUUCAGUGUUGUUGUCUGGGUACCAGGGAAACUUGCUUUGAAGUUGAAUUAACAUUAAAGGAUCACUACAGUGUCAGGAAAACAAACUUGUUUCCUGACUAUAUAUAUAUAUAUAUAUAUAUAUAUAUAUAUAUAUAUAUAUAUAUAUAUAUAUAUAUAUAUAUAUAUAUAUAUAUAUAUAUAUAUAUAUAUUUUCAGCCACUUACCUUAAUCCAGCGCUGGGCUCCCUCGGCGCUGGUGACCUCUCCUCCCACUCCGAUGUUGGCUCCUGAGUGGAGUGGAAUGUGCAUGCGCGGCAAGAGCCGCACACGCAUUCAAACAGUCCAUAGGAAAGCAUUUCUCAAUGCUUUCCUAUGGACGUUCUGCACGCUGAAUGCAAUUUUCGCAUCCAGCGUCACAGAAGCGCCUCUAGCGGCUGUCAGGAAGACAGCCACUAGAAGCUGGAUUAACCCUCUAUUAAACUGCUAUAUUUACAUUUGAAGGGUUAAAACCUGGGGGACCUGGCACCCAGACCACUUCAUUGAGCUGAAGUGGUCUGGGUGACUUUAGUGUCCCUUUAAUACUUAUAAGUGAGUCGCAAUAGGUUUUGAUACAAUGUAUACAUUGCUUUUACAAAACAAUCCAAAUUAAGGUUCAAAAUCAGUGACUUUGUAUUCCUGCUAAUUGAGAGAGUUUAUUUUGUGUAUACUUUUUGUUUAUGUAAGCCAUCCCAAUUAGAAUAUAAAGUCAACUUAUCUAUUAUCAUGCUUGAUUGGGAGGCUUUUUGUUUUAAGUAAAUUAUAUACCAAGUUUUAAAUAAUGAGAUUGAGUUAGCCAUAUUUAAAUGAACAUCACAUUCCAGCCGGCAGAACUACAAAUAUGCAUCUGAUAAAGCACAAGUUCUUAACCUGUGAGUCAGAAUAUUGUGUUAUUUCUGUGGAACCGCAUCAUCAUACUAAUCAGACUCUCUGACAAUUUGCCCACAAUAAAUAUAAAUGGUAUGUUUUUAAAAUGCAUAUAGUACAUGUAGUCUUACAAAUGAUCAUUUUCCCAUUUUGUUGCAAUUGGAUGGUGUUAGCACCAUUACUUUGGCAAAAUAGUAUUUCAGGUACAUGGGAUAUUAUUAAAUAUUAAAAAGGGGAAUAGGGAGUUGGAAAGUCAAGUCAUCAGGAGCAUUGGGUAAUGGUGAGAUUAAAAUCUCAGGAAGACUAGAGAGUGAGGCGUAGUAACAGAUUAUCUAUCACAUGACUGAGGGUAGGGCAGAGAGUAUUCUAUAUAUUACAUUUUUCACUGUGACUAUAUAUUCACAAUAAAAAUCAGUGAUGAACAUUGUGCAUCAAAGGUUGAAUAGAAUAGGGGGAAAAUAAGCAAGAGGAAAGCAAGGUUUUUCUAUCUCCUCUCAUUCAUAUUUUGGAUGUCUUGACAUUGAAGCAAACCAUUACUCAAUUUGUCACAAUAGGAAAAUAUGCGUGAUUGUUCUCUUGUACAGUUAAAGAAAAACAAAUUGCAAUUAAUAUGCAGCAGUAACUAUUCCCUCUGCACCUACUACUGGGGUAGAUGUAACAAUAGGGCAAGAGCAGAAUUUAUUUCAGUGGCCCCAUUGUGAACUGAGGUUGACAUCUAAAAUAUUCUAUGAAGUGGGAAACAAAGCUACUGGUAUUUAGAUAACAAAACGGCUCUAUUUUGUCAUGGGUAAACAAAUACGAGAUCUGUCCUGAAAGUAUCGAGCCAUGUAAUAUGAAAAAUAGACAUUUAUUGAAGAAGAUAAGAUUGAAACAUUUACUUUAUUUCACUGGUCUUCUAUUGUCCAGGCAUUAAUAAUAUUUUGAUUCUUAAAAUAUUCUCAUAGCAGUGUGAGAAGAAUAUAAUCUCCUCCAGGAGUGUCAAUGUUGUAAUGUAGUUUGUUUAGCACAUAUGACAUAUGUAAUAUGCUCCUUUCUACUCCGCUCUGAGAUUUAUUUUUUACAUUUUGUUUUGUACAAAAGUAUAGCUUAUAUUUUACCAUGUGACAGGACUUAUAAGAGAAGUUAAAAACACUUUAUAUAUGUAAUUUAAGUUGUUUUAAAUUACUUUUGUUGUGAGAGGGUAUAAGUUAAACUGUCUUGUUUAACCCCUUAAGGACCAAACUUCUGGAAUACAAGGAAAUCAUGACAUGUCACACGUGCCCAGGGCCGGACUGGGACCUAAAAUCAGCCCUGGAAAAAAAUUCUUUACCAGCCCAAUAAUGCAUCGCGCCAGCAUAGUGUGCUGAUAAAGAGGGUGAAAAAAUAACUUGAAAUUGAAAACUCUUACUCCAACGAAGGAACGCAUAUAGGGCUUCAAAAUAAACAAAAGAGCGCCUUUAUUUUAAGUAGACGUACAUUUGCAUGUAAUGUUUCAGUACAACUACUUUGGCCUAUUAAGGACAUUUUAGUAAUGGUACUGAAAUGCUGAAUGUCUGCAGUUGCACAACUAAAAAAUGAAGUGAUCUUGUUUAUUUUGAAGUUCUAUGGGUGCGCUCUUCACUUUGAAUAUGUUAUUGUGCAUGAGUAUGCAACUAGCAACAAGACAGGGCCAAUACGUGCUCAUUAUAUAUAUAUAUAUAUAUAUAUAUAUAUAUAUAUAUAUAUAUAUAGACAUAUUUAAUGACAUUUAUGUGUGUAUUAUGCAUAAAUAAAUGUAUAUUACUAUAUGUGUAAAUAUUAUAGGCAUAAUUAUAUGUUACUAAUACACACAUCAAUAUACAUGCACAUAUAUAUAUAUAUAUAUAUAUAUAUAUAUAUAUAUAUAUAUGUGUGUGUAUUACUGUCAGGAUCACAUCAAUUUACGUCUAUUACCUUUACCUCGUUUAGUGUAUCUUGUCUCCUUUUUUUCUCUUACAGCGACCCUUGUGCAUCUUUUACUUCAUCUCAGUCCCUGUGUGUUUCUUUUUACCCUUCUCCAGCCUCUGUAUUUCUCUUUCCCCCAGCCCCUUUUGUGUUGUUCUUGGCCCCAGCCACUUUGUCUCUUUCUCCCCUUCCAAAUCUCAUGUGUGUCUCUUUCUAACUCCAGACUCUGUGUGCCUCUUUCUCUUCUCCCAGUCACUCUCUGUCUCUUUUUCCCCAGCCCAGCGUUGCCUCCCACAAAUCUUGUGCCACUUUGUUCCCCUUCCCUACUGCAUGUCUCUUUGUCCCCCCCAACAAAUCUUCUGUGUGUCUCUCUUCCCCAACUCCUCCCCGUGUCUCUCUUCCCCAGCUCCCCUGUGUCUCUCUCUUACCCCUCUGUCUCUGUGUCCCCCCUUCUCCUGUGUCUCUCUAUUACCCCUCUCUUUGUCCCCCCAACCUCCUAUUACCCCUCUGUCUCUUUGUCCCCCCUUCCCUGGUGUCUCUCUAUUACCCCUCUAUUUGUCCCCCCAUUCCCCUCUAUUUGUCUCCCCCCAUUCCCCUCUAUUUGUCUCCCCCUUCCCCUCUAUUUGUCUCCCCCAUUCCCCAUUUGUCCCCUCUUUGUCUCCCUCCUUCCCCUCUAUUUGUCUCCCCCCCCUUUCCCUCUUUUUGUCUCCCCCCCCCCCUCCUUCCCCUUCUGUGUGCCUGCUUACCUUGUCACAGGAGGACUGAGGGAGGGGGCGGAGCUAGCUAGUAGCUACCAUGCUCCCUCGCGGUUCCCAUAAUUCCCAGCAUCUACACAUCAUAGAGUAAUCCCUACUCUAUGAUGUGUAGAUGCUGGGAAUUCUGGGAACCGCGAGGGAGCAUGGUAGCUACUAGCUAGCUCCGCCCCCUCCCUCAGACCUCCUGUGCUGACAGCCGCAUGGCUGUCAGUAUCAGUGAGUGUGCCGCUGGAUCGCUUAGGCGGCCGCCCGGCACACUCACUGAUCCUGACGGGGCCGCCGGCCGCAAGGUGAGUAAUCACCUCAGAGUGCACCGCCGGACCAGCCACCCAGCGGCACCGACAUGCGGCCGGCGCCCGCGAUAUUAUUAAAAUAUAGGGAGCAGGGCUCCCUCUCUCUCUCCGGCCCCCCAGGUGCCGCGGCCCACCGGGAAAUUUUCCGGUAUCCCGGUGGGCCAGUCCGGCCCUGCACAUGCCAUGUGCCCUUAAGAGGGUUAAACUAUUAUGUUGUCACUUAAGACAGGAAAUGCAAAUGAUGUAAAAAAAACAAAAAACAAACAAAGAAAACCUCAACGUAGUUGUGUGCGGAAAAAUUAUCUUUAUUAUACUUAGUUCUUUAAACACAAAAUAAUACAUUGUAGAGGCACAAAAAAUAUAUAUACAUGAGUUGGACACACCGGAACAGAGGGUGAUUAUGGUCCUGCUCAAACAAACCUUUAUUUGUAGUAUAUAAAAAAACAAAACAAGCAUAUGUCAAACUAGUGCUACCAAAAUGACCACCAACUGUAAACAGUGCAUGUGUUUGGGUCAUCUACUCAUUCUGUCUGUCUAUUAGACUAUGGGACACCAUGAGGAAAGCAACAGUUACGCUUUAUGUGUCUAAACAAAUAUAUAACAUCUGUAGCUAAAUUGGAGUCAGGGAUUCCAUUGUUAAUGGUGCAGAAUAAAACUAAUAACAGAAAUACAUUGAAAUUCUCCAGACCACUGUUUUAAUUAGUUCAGAGGCAGUAGCCUUCCUGUGCAACAUGAUUUAAUGUUGCUUUCAGUUUUAUUACAGACCAGCAAGUAGAGGUCUAUGGUGGCUUACUGUUGCCACAUAGUUCCUAUUAAUACAGUUCUACCUUUGAAAAAAAUCUAACAUGGUAAUUAAAUUUAAAUUUUGACUACAAUCCAUCAGAUUAAACAUGUUACCCAUUCCCUGUCCUGUUGACACGAAAAAAACAACUCCAAAUUGAAACCUUUUUCCAAAUUGGCAGAUUGAUUAAUCUCCAUACAGGGAGUGCAGAAUUAUUAGGCAAAUGAGUAUUUUGACCACAUCAUCCUCUUUAUGCAUGUUGUCUUACUCCAAGCUGUAUAGGCUCGAAAGCCUACUACCAAUUAAGCAUAUUAGGUGAUGUGCAUCUCUGUAAUGAGAAGGGGUGUGGUCUAAUGACAUCAACACCCUAUAUCAGGUGUGCAUAAUUAUUAGGCAACUUCCUUUCCUUUGGCAAAAUGGGUCAAAAGAAGGACUUGACAGGCUCAGAAAAGUCAAAAAUAGUGAGAUAUCUUGCAGAGGGAUGCAGCACUCUUAAAAUUGCAAAGCUUCUGAAGCGUGAUCAUCGAACAAUCAAGCGUUUCAUUCAAAAUAGUCAACAGGGUCGCAAGAAGCGUGUGGAAAAACCAAGGCCCAAAAUAACUGCCCAUGAACUGAGAAAAGUCAAGCGUGCAGCUGCCACGAUGCCACUUGCCACCAGUUUGGCCAUAUUUCAGAGCUGCAACAUCACUGGAGUGCCCAAAAGCACAAGGUGUGCAAUACUCAGAGACAUGGCCAAGGUAAGAAAGGCUGAAAGACGACCACCACUGAACAAGACACACAAGCUGAAACGUCAAGACUGGGCCAAGAAAUAUCUCAAGACUGAUUUUUCUAAGGUUUAUGGACUGAUGAAAUGAGAGUGAGUCUUGAUGGGCCAGAUGGAUGGGCCCGUGGCUGGAUUGGUAAAGGGCAGAGAGCUCCAGUCCGACUCAGACGCCAGCAAGGUGGAGGUGGAGUACUGGUUUGGGCUGGUAUCAUCAAAGAUGAGCUUGUGGGGCCUUUUCGGGUUGAGGAUGGAGUCAAGCUCAACUCCCAGUCCUACUGCCAGUUCCUGGAAGACACCUUCUUCAAGCAGUGGUACAGGAAGAAGUCUGCAUCCUUCAAGAAAAACAUGAUUUUCAUGCAGGACAAUGCUCCAUCACACGCGUCCAAGUACUCCACAGCGUGGCUGGCAAGAAAGGGUAUAAAAGAAGAAAAUCUAAUGACAUGGCCUCCUUGUUCACCUGAUCUGAACCCCAUUGAGAACCUGUGGUCCAUCAUCAAAUGUGAGAUUUACAAGGAGGAAAACAGUACACCUCUCUGAACAGUGUCUGGGAGGCUGUGGUUGCUGCUGCACGCAAUGUUGAUGGUGAACAGAUCAAAACACUGACAGAAUCCAUGGAUGGCAGGCUUUUGAGUGUCCUUGCAAAGAAAGGUGGCUAUAUUGGUCACUGAUUUGUUUUUGUUUUGUUUUUGAAUGUCAGAAAUGUAUAUUUGUGAAUGUUGAGAUGUUAUAUUGGUUUCACUGGUAAUAAUAAAUAAUUGAAAUGGGUAUAUAUUUGUUUUUUGUUAAGUUGCCUAAUAAUUAUGCACAGUAAUAGUCACCUGCACACACAGAUAUCCCCCUAACAUAGCUAUAACUAAAAACAAACUAAAACUACUUCCAAAAAUAUUCAGCUUUGAUAUUAAUGAGUUUUUUGGGUUCAUUGAGAACAUGGUUGUUGUUCAAUAAUAAAAUUAAUCCUCAAAAAUACAACUUGCCUAAUAAUUCUGCACUCCCUGUAUUCAGAAGCAUAUAUGGAUAAACACAUGUUUUGAUUUGUUUCUAUGUUUGACAUAAUCCUUGUUUAAUGCAUUUCUAUAAAAAAGUUAGAUCAUCAACAGUGUUUUAAAUGUUAAUAGUGCUAUUAAUGUAUUUUUAACUAUUCUAGGCCAAAUCCUGCUUUUCCUAAAAAGUAUCUAUUUUCUAGAGAAUUACUAAAGGCUCCUUCUAAAUUAUAUAGGACUAGCUUUCAAGGCAGUUGAAUCAAUUUUAAUUGUUACUGUAAAGAGACCCUGUAAAGAGACCCUUUUGCUGCUGUUAGUAAAAUCUUAAGUCUCAGUGGGUGACCUUGUGUAUUUUUUACAGUUCAUUUAAUUCUGUUAAAAAAAUGUGUGUGUGUGUGUGUGUGUGUGUGUGUGUGUGUAUCUAUAUAUAACAUACAUAUUCACUAAACAAUGAUUUCAAAUCUUACAGAUUGUAUUAGUUUCCUUUUUAAAACACCUCACCUAGGCAAAAUAUAAUGGGUUACAUUAUAUGAUCAUUAUACGAUCAUAUAUUGCAUAAGCCUGCCACAACGUCAAUGUACCCUAUUCUUGGCAGGCCCUACUCUAGCAGCCUAAUGCCCGCUCUUAUGAGAUUAAUCCACUUACUUGGGAAAUACUUCCUCCUGGGACUCUCUGCUAUAAUGUAUGCAUGUUCAGCUGAGUGCAGCCCUCUUGGUUUCAUUUAUAUAUUUUGGAGUCCAGGCCAACUCCUUGGUUUUGCACCCCUCCCUGUCACAGGUGCCUCAUUCCAGGACCCUAUUUAGCCUUGACUUGCAGAGAGUCCCAGUAAAGGAAGUAUUUCCCAAAUAAGUGGAUUAAUCUCAUAAGAGCAAACAUUAGGCUGCUAGAGUAGGACCUGCCAAGAAUGGGGUACAUUGACAUUUCCAUAUCAAGCAUUGCUGAAUAAUCCACUUGAAGGAUCGAUUCCCGUGGACGCUAUCUAACCUUUUUUUGUGACAGGCUUAUGCAAUAUAUGAUCAUAUAAUGUAACUAAACCCCCAUUAUUUUUUGCCUAGGUGAGGUGUUUUUACAAUCUGAAAUCAUUGUUUAGCGAAUAAGCGAGUGCGCUGGAUUCUGUAUUUUGUAUAUUUUGGCCCCAGCAGCACCCUAUAAUGUAUGCAUGUUUAGGUGAGUGCAGCCCUCUUGGAGAGAUAUAUAUAUAUAUAUAUAUAUAUAUAUAUAUAUAUAUAUAUAUAUAUAUAUAUAUAUAUAUAUAUAUAUAUAUAUAUAUAUAUAUAUAUAUAUUUUCGUGGCAGCAUACCCACAAGCAGUUGGGUUACUACCGCCUAGUUUGUCCCUUCCCGUAGUGUCUACAGUCUAGAGUGAUUAGUUCUCUUACGAAGUCUGUAGCCCAACAUGUCAUAAAUCCCCGUAAAGGACUCUCUGGGGCGCCCAUGCUGUCCAAAAAGCGCCCAGAUUGGAUAUGGUUAGCCCGAAUUUGGUGGAAGCCAAAAGUUCAGCAGUACGCAGCUAGCCUCCUGGCGCAGAGUUCCAGAGUGCUGGGUAGAGUUCCACGGUCACCCCAAAACCACAGCACUUUCCGUGGGUACAUGGAGCACUCCCAAGUUCUUGGUGUUAUUCGAUGCCUCUCCACCCCCUCUGCUAACCCUCCAAAAAGAGCCCUGAUUUAUGGUUCUUGGACGGAGAGCACUCUGGGUAAAGUUUAAGUGGAUCGCAGUGACACUGCGAUCUGCUUUGGAGUUCCAUGAUGGUUUAGGGUUGCUCCCGGUCAGGCAUGCCGUGUCUCAGCGGCCCCCUGGCUGAUGAAAUGCGGCUUUAAUAAACCCGGAAGGGGCACUGGGCAUGGAAGGAUAGUCCAUAGUGUUUAUAGUCUUUUGAGAGGUGGUGGUGGUUUGGCGAGAAAUGUACCCGGCUUAGGGGACCAGAUGGUCCAUCAAUAUAGUUAGUAGUGAUUUGGUUAGCACAGUUUAUAGAUGGACACAGAUUUACAGCCAAUGAUAGUCUAGUAGCUAUUUUUAUAAAAAAUAUAAUUUGUGUGUAUGCACAAAUAAUUCUGUGUUCCGUAUCCUGGUUAUCUCGAGGCAAAUUUGCUUAUACGUGUUAUAAAUUGUAUUGUUUAAAUUUAGAUUAUUACUUCAGUAUUCAUUUUACUUCAUUCAAUGGACUACCACCAGUUACAGAUUUUUGUUAAUAUGUUAUUCAUCCACCUUUUUUUCUGUUUUAUUUUGUAAACCUAUGAAAUUUGAUUGUACUGAAGCACUGCCCGACAACUUCAAAUGUAUCCAAGGGGGAGUCACAUGUACCAAAGAUAAACUAUGGGUCAAUGAACACAUGAAAACAAUAAUUUGAAUAAUAUGAAAUAUAAAGAAAUAUCAAGUGCUUUUAAUUCGCACAUUCAAUUACUAACCACAAGCGUAACCUUUGGAAUAGCUAUUAAGUUUAGAGCAAGUCUAACAAAAGCUGUAGUGCUGAUGCAUAGAUUGGUUUUAUAGCUUCAUUUGAGUAAAUAUUAAAUGUUUGCCUAAUUAAGGUUCAAUGUUUCUUGUCUAGCUGUGUAGAAUAAAGACUGUGCACACAAAAUAAAAGUGAUUUUAAUUUGCUGGAUUGUUUAAUUCAAAAUAACAGUUUACAUUAAUUAAUUGAUUUAUUUUGGGGGUUGGGCAGGAGAAUAUUUUUAAAUUAAUGUGUCCAGAUUGCAGGAUGGCAGUUUGUUGAAGUUCAAAAUAUAUCACAUUUGUCAGAUUAUACAUUUUAUCUCGGAACACUUGUGUGCAAUACUGUCCAAAAUCAUGCAUUUUAUACUCUAAUUUAGCUGUUGCUAUCUGGAAAGGACUAUGCUAUGUUGCUGAACAUGGUUGUUGAGGCAGAUGACACGGAUGUGGUGAAAUGUCUGUACCUGCCCCCCUCCAAUGUCUUUUGAAUUCCUUGGUAACAGUUAUCACAGCGGUACCACAAACAAUUCAGUGGAUUUUUGAAUCUCCACUCAUGAUUUCCAAUGAGACAAGACUUGUUUUCCCUUCUGACUUUGAAGGUGAAGACAUGCUCGCUGUAUCAGGUCUGUAUCUGGGUCUAGAGAGAUACUAUAUACCUUGUGACAGAUAAGGGAUUAAUUGAAUGGCGGAAGAAUGGAAGACCAAUGUUGCAUUACGAACACACAUUCUUCCCAGUCGACCCUGUCUGCCGCCAGACAUCCAUCACACUGCCAGACCCGCUUGACACCUUGCCCCAGCAUCUAGCAGCCAUCUCAUCCACGGAUCCAGGAUUUAUUGAUUGCACACCUGUUUUUGUCAAAUAGUACCCACUAUCCAGGGAAAAGGAGCUACGUAUAGCCUCUGUUGUUGCAGAGUUGCUACAGAAUGAAAUAAUUUCUUCCACCAUUUUUUUCUUGGAACUCCCUGAUAAAUCCAGUCCCCAAGCAACAUAAGAGUGAGUACCGUUUCUUCAAUGCGCAGGUACAGCCCCUGUCUCUGGUAGUCCCAGAUGUGAACUCCAUUCUCUCAGCUAAACCAGCCACCUCCACUCACUUGAGUGUCAUAGAUUUGUGCAGUGCAUUUUUUAGCAUCCCAGUGCACUCUUACUCCAGACCAUUGUUUGCCUUUACAUAGAAGGGUAGCCAGUACACUUGGAAUAGGCUCCCACAAGGCUACUAUGACUCCCCCACAGCAUUCUUUACUGUGGAACGUAAAAGUCUGGAACCAUGGCAACCAGUAAGUGGCUCUGUCCUGCUCCAGUACGUAGAUAACUUGCUCAUCUGCAGCUCUACAGAGUUUGCAUGUGUGACUGAUACUCUCAGCCUGCUGCAUAAUUUGUGUGACAUGGGUCACAAGGUUUUACCAAACAAACUACAAUUUUGCCAGCCUAAAGUUAGGUAACUUGACUUUAUGCUCCACCGCUGCGAAUGGGUCCUUGCUCCAGAAUGGGACUCAAGACCAAGACAGCCUCCUCCUCUCCUUUCUUGGCAUGGUGAACUAUUACUGCCAGUGGAUACCAGACUGCUCACACUGGGACCACAUAUUAAGAGAAUUUUCUCUGCCUUACAUGCCAGAUAGGAUUUUGUGGACUUCUACUGCUGAAGAAGCUUUCCAGCAAAUCAAAAUAGGCCUGUGGAAUGCUCCUGCACUAGGUCUGUCUAAUAAUGCUAUACCUUUUUAUCUCUACUGUACGGAGUGUGGCAUGGCUGCUGCUAAAGUCUUGGGAAAGGCCCAUGGUACAGCAUAACGUCCAGUAGCUUUCUAUUCUAAAGUCCUGCCCACGAUAGUAUAGGAAAUACCUGCAUGCCUAAGAGCUGUCGCUGCGAACGCUAUGAUGGUUGAGGCUGCGCAGAUAAUUGUUUUGUCUCAUGACCUUGUCUUGCACACCAAUCACCAGGUCAUACAGAUACUCAACAACAUCACCACACAGCACAUGACAUCACAAUGCAGGCCAGGGUUAGAGUGUAGCAAACUAAGGGCUAUAUGAUGAAAUACUAAAUGAAGGAAUGUGCAAAUAGGAUUUGCAUUAAGCUCUGUCUGGAAGAACAAACAAGAAAAAUCUUUGUUAAGAUUUUAAAGAGGGAACACCUGAUAGGCCAGAUGUUAACAUAAAUAGAUACAUCAAACUGAAUUAAUUAGCUAGACUUUUUAACCUUUCACAUGACUGUAAUAUCAAUUCAACACAUAUGGUCUCAUGAGAGAAUAAAUAUUGAUUUCAUACAGUAGUCUGUGGAACUUAUUGUAGUGAACUGAAUCAUGUGGAUAUAUACUGUCCAACUUCCUUGCUUUUCCAUGCUGGCUGUCUUGGUACAAAUGUGACAGGUUAUGAAUUCAUAGUUUAAUGAACAAAUCUUUCAUUCUCUACAUUGACAUUUGACAUAUCAUCGUUAAAGGAACACUAUAGGGUCAGCAAUGCAAACAUGUAUUCCUAAAACACAAUUUUGGUGGCUUGCCCACCCCCUUAACCUCAUUAAAAGAUAAUAGAAAAUACCUUAUUUGCAAAGCCGCCAAGGUACGCAGGCGCUGGCCCCAUCCAGAUCCUCCUCGCUGACAUCAUCAGAAUUUGAUUUCAGCCAAUCCAAUGCUUUCCCAUAGGAAAAAGCCAUGUUGGCAUACAGGUUCUUCUAUAUGCUGUUGGGCAGUGCAUGAAAAUGCCCUAUGACAAUGUAUAGAAUUCACAUAUCGCUGUUUAUUUGAUAUCAAUCAGUCAUUAAUGGGAAGUAAUGUUUAAACAUGAUAAAUGGUUUCUGAAUGAAAUGUAUACAUUGCUAUCUCAGGAUACCAUCUUGAUAAGUUGCUUGUUUUGAGUAUUAGUGAUAUUACUGCAGCUUAGAUCCUAUAUCUUCAACAGCUGUAGGCAGAGUCAGAAGGAUAAAAAAUGGAAGCACGUGUGUUUUCUGUUUGGCAACUUCAUGUUUUGAUCCAGUCGGGAAACCAUGUGAAUUGAGAUGGUGGUUUUAACCCAUGUCUCACUCUUACUCACUGUCUCAAAAACCACUACUUCCUGUAAAGACCGGGACCUAUUUGUUCCUAAUCAAAUAAAAAAUAAUGUAUCCCUUCUCCGCACCAAACAGUCCUGAAUAUGAGUUCCAGUCUCACAAUCCCAUAUUUGUUUUCUGGUGUCCUGCUUCUGAGGACUACAGAGAAAAGCCCCCAAUAAACAUACUGCACAAAAUGAUUGUGUUCAGCCCAUCCAAUAUCACUUCACGGCCCUGUCGAGCAACUGAACUCAAUGGAGAGAUUUAAUUGCGAUUUACAUAUUACACUUAAAGAAGUGACCCUUACAGCAUGCUUUUAUUAUAUAUGUUUCCUGGGCUAUCACUACGAACUACAACAAUAGCCCUGAGUGGCGCACCAUGCUUUUGUUCACUCCCUUAUGGGGCAUCUAGGAGGCUCUUCCCUGAGUAGUUCCACAGCUUUAUUGACACAAGUCCCCUUACACGCGUUCAUAACCAGUGCCAAAAGUAUGAAAAUUGAAACAUUUAUUGCUGGCCAUUGGUAGCCAGAGCUUUCCACAAGCAAUGACAAUGAAUAUGACAUUUGACAGGGUGACCUCUCUAGUCCUUCUGUGUUUGCACUACAGUGUAUUUGUGGAAGAUGAUCAAAAGUUCUAGCAAAGCUCCUUUAUUGGGUGUCAAUGUACAGACCCUAAACAAUUCUUUGCAUGCUAGAUCAUUGCAUCAGCAGUAUUUUAUUUAUUUAUUAACAUGUGGUCUCUUGCUCAAUAAAAAUGUCUGGCACUUUUCAGUGUUAUGUUCGCAAUCCCAUCCAAACCUUGUGAUGGACUAUAAUCUGUUAGAUUGCCCAUUGACUGCCUGAAAAGUGUGGGUUAUAUGGAGUUGUGCGGUGUUGCCAGCUCUGAUGGUGCUCACAGAAUUAAUAGUCAUCAUAAAACUUUUUGUCAGACCAUGAAAGAGCAAAGACAGAAGCCCUUUGAACUAUAAAAAGCGGCACAUUCUCAUAUUACAACAUUAGCAAGGUUAACACCGCGACACUGUCUGUGUUUUAGAAGAGUGUAAAUGUCACAAUGCUCUGCUGACCUACAAAUACAUAUGCACACUUCACCAGUAGGUAGAUUGGAAAUCCGUGGACAUGUUGGUUCAUAUGUUCCUUGAAUUAGAAAAAGGUGCGAACACUAAUCAAAUAACAUAAGCUUAAAAUAACAAGAAACAAAAUAGCCAAAACAGGGUGCUCAGUCAAAGGCCCUAUUUCUCCAAGGACCUAAAAAAAUCUACAAAUAUAACUGAAUGAGGAGCACAACCAUAAAGGUAAAAAAAACUUUAUUAAUUCGGUCCAAACUAACCAGUAUCCAAAGAUGCAUGCCAAAAGUUCAUAGCAUAAAUGUCACAAUAAUAGUACAAGAAAUAUACAAAAUGUACCAUAAUCACAUGCAUACAUGAAAAAUAGCUGGCAAAAGACAAGAAUCGUAUUACAGAUACAGAGUCGUAUGGAUGCCUGAAAAAAGCUAUCCAACAAAUAAUACAUACCAUCAAAAAGAACCAAUAUCAGAAAAAGUGAGAAGAGGGAGAAAAUCAAACAAAAAGCCCCCAAUGUUUCUGCAAAAUUGCCUUUAUCAAGGAAGCAUGUCAUGUCACACUGUAAUAAAACACCAUCAUAUCCACUGAUUUCCAAACUAGCAAAACCUAGCCCAUACUUGCCAAGUGUCCCUAGUUCUGUGGCAUAGUCCCUAUGUCCUUGAUUUCUAUCCAAAUGUCCCUCUUUUAUAGGAGCUCCAUAUUAUUGGUUUGUAUGGUUGUACAGGAGAGCUCCACACAUUACUGUAAUACUCACAGUAAUGUGUCUUAGAAAUCAGUCUGUGUAAGUAAGAUACAGUGUUCUUGUUCUAAAUUACAUUUUAGUUGCAAAAUGUAUUAGUAAGUCACCUAAAAUUUCUCAGAACAGACCUGCUCCUGGCCAUACCACCACUGACACCCCUAAAAUUGAAGUGUCCCUCUGAAAUUUUGGGCGAUAUGGAUAAACAAUACUCUAUUGGACCAAGGUAUCACUUACUAAACAUUGUACCAGCCUUUGAUUUUUAAAGUGCAGCUCCGAAAUCAAAAAUCCUUUGGUAAGAAAUUCCAAUUUGCUUCAUUACAAUUUUGCCAUAUGGCUUUUAUUUACAAUAUAUAUGCAGUUCUGAAUUUAAUGAAAAAAAACCUAGCCUGUGCAAUCACAAAAUCACUGCUCCAAAUCACCGUUAACCCCUCUGGUGGUAUAAAAUUAACACAGACUCGACUACUUUAGCGGUCUUAAAAUGUCAGUUUUGCUUUCCUUCCUGUUGCCUGGUUAAGUACUAUGGGAUACAUCAAACAGAAGGCUGCUUUUACCCAGCCCUGCUCAAUGUGUUGGACACACCAUGUAUUUGCUGCAAUGACAGAUGAUAUCCUGUUACUCUGCCUUGCUUUGCUUUACACAUGACUGUUUUCUGAGAAACUACUAAGAAAUCCUUAAUGUUCUGGUGGUGUGAUUCCAAUCCAGAUAGGUUUGUAAACAGUAGAGAAUAAAAUAAAGCCAGACUAAGUAUUGCAAACAAAGGUUAACCCUUUAAGAGUUGAUCUGUUUCUUUAUUUUACAAUAUAACUCUUCCAAACCAAUCGGUGUAGAAGAGUGGGUUCUAAAUCAUGAACAAAGAUAAUAAAUAACCACGAAAAAUGCAGAAUUACUGAUUUAUUAACACAAUUGGUUCUAAUUUUCAGCUUAAAUGAAGGUCUCAGAUAUCAAAGUAACCCCAUGUAUAUAGCACAGUAGUUAUGAAUACUGACUAAUACUAGCUAGAACAAGUACUUUAUUUCAACAAUUCUCUUUUGACACAUUAAUACAGCAUAGCAUAUAUGACAGGCACAUAGUCACAAAUAUGGAGUUUCUUAUUGGCAAAAUGGAGUUUGCAUUGAUAGUUGGCACAACUAGUAAAAUUAAUAGAACAACAGAAAUGUAUUUUUACAUUCGUAAGCUAACCGUGUCCCAUUAUGCCUUAAAUCAAAGCUAAAGCAAAUGAUCAACUAUUUGGUUUUUGUAACAAUCAAAACGCUAAUCUAGGGAAGAACGUGAAUAUAGAUGAAAAGCAUUUUUCUGAAAGUUGUCAAAUAGAACACAUAAAUCUUAAGAGUCUGUGCUCUGAUCACACUCCCAUCUGGCUCUCAUCAGGGAAGCGUCAUUUUAAAAAGACUAAUGGGCACAACACGUUUAAGUGCUACUUUGUCAGUCAUUAUCCUGCCGGAACACAUACUGACCCAUUUGUGACUGUCAUAAAGAUGAUUUUCCCUGUACAUUAAUCCUUUCCUCUACACCCACUUAUUGCUUAAGGGCAUAACUGGAAAUAAAACCACAUGAAGCACUGGUGGUCUAAACACAAUUAAGAGUGUAUGGUUUAUUUCAAACUAUCUCUGGUUAGUCACAAAAGAAAAGAAAAAAGACUGACUCAAUAGAAGUAUUGAAUAAAACCAGUAUAUGUACUUGUCUCACCCACCCAUCUGAAUUAAAAAUACAUUUUAAAUUUAAGACCAGAAUAGCUGAUUUAGAGAAUAUUUAAAGUAAUACUAUAGUGUUAGGAAUAAAAUGGGAGGUGGAGAGGUGGGGGUGCUUAUACGCAUGUGCGGAGGAAAGGAUUGCUGCAAUGAUGCAGAGCGUAAGGCGACCAAAAUGUGCCUAACCACCUAAAAGUGCCUCUAGUGGCUGUCUGACAGCCACUACAGGCAAUCUUAACCCUGCAUGGUAAUUAUUGCAGUUUGUAGAAACCGCAAUAAUUACCAUUGCAGGGUUAAGGGGAAAGGGAUAGUGCACUUAGAUCACUUCAAUGAGCUGAAGUGGUCUGGGUGCCAUUUGUAGCGUACCAUGGGUAACCCGACCGGUUACCUCCACUAAUUCCCUUCCCUCAGCCGAUCAGGAACUAUUUAAAAUACAGAGAGACCCAUCUUUCCCCAGUAACUGGAUGACACACCGUCCUGGAGGUACAACAACCACUUUAUUGGCCACAUGCAGCUUUUAUACAUAACCCUGUGCAAGGGGUUGACCACACACACACAUACAAGGUCCCACCCCCAGAUUCUUCCCCCCUCCUUGGGGGUCCCAGCGCGGGAAGGGACUUUGUUCCCUUUGUCCUUGAAGCCUGCCACUAAAUCCCGAGGGUUCCCCACACCAACCGCCAGGGGUCUUCUUCCCAAGAACCUCUGUGCCUGGGAGUCUAGGCGCGGGAAAAAGGGAUUGUUCCUCUGUCUCCCAGGCACAGCAAAGCCUUCCCGCGGGAAAAGAGCUAGUCUUUUUGUCCCUCAGGCUCAUGAGAGCCGCCAAACUCGCCAAGAGUGCCCACACCAAUCUCAAGGACCCUCGCCACGGUCCCUCGAUCAAUAGUCUUCGUUCGCGAGGUCCUAGUAUGAAACCCAUACAAGGGAAGCGCCUCCUUUUGGAGUAUGAAUGUUCCCACUGGCCGGUGCUCGUCUUUACAAACAGCAGCCACCCGUGGAAGCUUUCAAUAAUUACUUUGCUUGCAGUUUCACAGCUAGGUUACGAGUGUGAUUAAUUGGAGUGAACGUUUUAAUGGGCCACCGGGGAGGCCCUCGUUUGGGAUACGAACGAGGUGGGAAACAAUCCACGAAUGCUCCUCCUAGUGGCGUUCGACUUUACGAAUAACGUACACCCAGAGAAGCACUCAUUAAUUGUUUCCCUUUGCAGUUUGAGGUUUUGACACAUAUGUUGCGAGGUGUGAAGGUUCUAACAUUCUAAAUAAGGUAUCUGAGUGGUCCGUGAGGGGAAUGAAACACACAUAAUAUCCGAAAGGAAAUUCACGGACAGGCAGCCGUCCCGCCACACCUAUAUUGUGCUAUAAAGUUAUCUAUUAUUUACUUUGAAUUCACCUUGAAUUUUCACUGUAGUGAAUAACCCUGUAUCAUUUCAAUCUAUGCAUCUUUCUAUCUAGAUCGAUACAAAGAAAUAGAGGUGGGUAGAGAGAGAUACAAACCGAAUCAUAUAAUGUGCUUUAAAUAUCUUAAAGACUCUGCUAACCACAUUUCUAAAACACUGUGUCAAAGUCACAGAUUAACAUCACAGAAAUGAUUUUAGGUAGGUUGUAGAAAAAACUCAAUUUUGAAAAGAGCCCUGGUGUAAGUUAAGAUCAUUUUAAAUGCUAUAGAUUCCAGACUGGAAUAAAAUAGAUGGGUAUCUGGUGACCCUUGCCUUUGAUUGCCUCUAAUGAGGCCAGGCUGUAUUCUCUAGUAUGGCUGGGUUGAUAGCUGGCAAAGGCGUGAUAAGGAUUUUUCCCAGCAGCCUGUAACAUGGCCUUUAUAUACCCAGGAAACUCAACUACUAGUUGAAAUGCAACACCAGUUGGAAAGAAUUACACGAUUGAACUAACAAAUACUAAUUAGUGUUUAUCUAGCUCUGUAAUCCACUAUUUCCAUUAAUAGAAGUUAAUGGUGCAUGAGGGUAUAGCUGAUUUUUCAAAGGAAACACGGGGCAAAUCCCCUACUAAAAGCAUUAAUUAAAAUACAACAAACUUAGAAAGCAUGGUUGAUAUGAAUUGCGUUAUCCUUUUAAGUCCAGACUGGAACAGAUGCAUUCUUAUGCAUUGAAAUUCAUGCAGAGAAAAUAUACAAUAAAUUUAAAAAUGCCUAAAAACUUAUUUUGAAAAAAAAAAAUCACAUUAACUUUCCUGCAUUUGUUGAACUACACCUCCCCCCCAAAAAAUCUUAAUAAAUUACAACACAGUAAAUGUGUAUAUUUAAACUAAAAACCUAGUCAAGUGAUAUACAAAGUCAAAAUGGGGUCCAUGGGGACUACUUUGACUCUGCCUUUUUGUGAAGCAGAAAAAAAAUACAGUCAUGCCUAGUCAAAGCUUGUCAAGCCCCCAGCCCCCACUAAUGAAAGUCUGUCUAUGGUGGAUCCUGUGCAUGCACGAGAAUAAAGUGCUGAUGUUGGCUCUUGGUCGCUGAAGCCGGCUGAAGAUGAACAGGUUCAGGUAAGUAUAACUCACCUUCCCCUGCACCACCUUGCCCUCUGGACACUCAGCGGGCAAAAGACCCCAGAUGAUGAAAGAGCCUCUGUAAGUGUUAACAUCAUGAUUGGCUUUCUGAUCUGACUUACAGUGGGAAAUAGAAAAUGUGGACAUUUGCAGCAUAUGCAGGGAUGUCCAAUGUAAAUUUAUUUUGCAUUUGUUUUGAAUUAUUUUUAAAGAAACACACUGAGCACCUUAGCCACUACAUCGCACUGUAGUGGUUAUGGUGCGAGAAGGGCCCUUGUGUUUUCCCUCCACUGUGAGUGUGUAAGAAGUCUAAGCAUGUUUGAACAGUUUAACUUCUUACCUGGGAUUUGCCAGAGCUGUAGUGGUGAUUGUGGUGUUCCAUUAUUGUAUUUUUAUAUAUUUUUAAAGCGUCUGGAAUGUCAGUCAAGCAAGUAGAAUCCUUUGAUUACGCAUCUGUAUGUGCUUCGCCAUUUCAAGCCUGCUCAAAUAUAUUUAUAUGUAUUUUUUUGACAAACCAUAUUAUCUCAUUCAGUUAGGAAGGUCCUUAGAAUUAUAGCUUUCUGUAUAUUGCAAUGUUCUGGUAAACCAAUAUUAUUUUUGCCCAACUUGUACAUGCUGUGUUUGCAAAUCUCACUCAAUUUGGGCUGAGUUCUCCCUCCUACAGGUGUGUACUGAGGCUGUGCUGGUUGGUGCACGUAACCCGGCUUACUAAAUGGUGAAGUGUGCUAUGUACAAACAUAUGGCUAUCAUCAUACAGAGCAGAUCCAAUUAUAGAUGGUCUCGUUUUACCCUCAUUCAUUAGCAGGCCAUAUGAAUGCAAGCAGAGUGAUAAGACUUUGAUUAGGAUCAUAAUUGACAAAUAUAAGAGUAUUCAUUAUUAUUAUAGUAAUGUAAUAUAUAUAUUAACUGUAGAAUAUUUUGAGACAUAAUAAUUAGUAAAACCUGUAUGCUGUCAUAUGCAACAUACACAUUCUGCCAAUCAUAUGCAACAUAUUUAAAUCGAUAAUUAGUUUUCGUAUAAUUGUUUUCCCUCUUUACAGUUUUUCUUUCCUUAUGUCUCUUGAGCCUUAAUGUUUAUAUUCCCUUGAUAUAGAUAGAUAGAUAGAUAGAUAUAUUCCUUGCAUUGGAUCUCAAGACUGUUUGUUUUUGUUCCUCUGUCCAUAAUGUCCGCAGUUUACCCUUUUGUGGGAUUUCUUUGACCGAUGGAUUGUGGGUAAAUAAACUAUGCAAAUGAGAUUGAAUUUUAAGCUACGCCCAUUGCCAGAGAUCAUGCUUCCCAUUAGAAAAAGAAGUCCCUACCUUUAUAUAUGUAACGGAUCACCUGGCACCCCGACUGGGUACCUCCGUUUGACUGAUGCUCCUAGUGCUUCCCGAGGGCUCCAAGCACUCCACUAGACACCAUAACCACCACAGACCCCACGAACCGCCACAGCUUGGUUGGGGUCUCGCUGUCUUCCACCCAAUCUGGACCCAAGACCAGGAUCCAGCUUCCAGUAGGUAGACCUCUCUUGUAAUCCAGAGAGCAGGAACAGCUCUUACAAGAGCUAGUAAUCACACUCUAACGAGUAUAGUGAUUAUAGCAAUCCCCCAAGCAUGAGCCAAGACUUCAUUAAGGGUAGAACAAGUCUGAGGAUUUAUUGGUACAGGUUUGCUUAUAUACAAUUCCUCAGGCCAGAGGCACACCCCCUGGACCUGAUUGAACACAGGCACACAAAGGACACAAACCAAUCAGUACAAUACAACAAUGUCCGACACCCCCACUUAGAGCACACAAUCCCUCCCCUCUGCCUGUGAUACAAUUAACAAAGACAAUGGGCUAACUCAAUUAACUCUAAACAGAAAAAACAUAAAUUUUUAUAAAUCCCAAAAAGUACCCCAUAAUACAACAUAUCCCCACAGUCACAUCCCCUGAUAGCCCCGAUCUGGGUGAACAACAUAUCCAAAAAUCACCCAGAUCGGUUCAGGAAUUUCCUGGAAGACUUAUUUUUGCCCCACCGUGCACAUGGCCCCAUGCCUAAAACAGUUCCAUACACUUGACGACAAACCGCCGCUGGACAAUUUAAGAUGGUCACCGCCACAUGUUUGAAUAUGUUCCAGUUAAAAGUUCAAAGGGCAGAAACAGUACUUUUGAAAAUGGGUUAUCACAGGGCCCAUAGUCCCAGGGUAGGAGGCUGGCACACAGGCCCCUCCAAAAACCAGUGUCGAAGUGGAUUCCGUGAUAAUAUAUAACUAGAAGAAGGUAAAUGUAAAAAAGAAAAAAACAAGGGGAAAUAGUGGGACAAAAAAGGAUUAAUAUACAAAUAUUAAACUGUACCCUACCCCCAUUCCUUUUGCUCAGACUAUAAUACGCAGAUAUUUCCAUAUUGUAUGGAUAAAAGCAAUAGCAAUAAGGUCAUUAUGAUACCAACUGAUUAAAGGAAUAGGAUUACAAGAUAUUAAUGUGAUAUCAUCCAAAUAAAAAAAAAAAAAAAACAAGCAAAACUUAUAAAUAUUAACCCACAUAUACAUGAUUUCUACAAUUGGUGUCUGGCCAUAAAGAGGACGGUCAGAGUAUUGACCUCUGUUAUCUUAGGGCUAAUCUCAUUAUCUGAGGCAUUGGCUAAAUAUUCUUUGACCUGGGGUUAUAUUUGUGUUAUUGAUUUUUACUCAUUCUUUUUUUGUUUUCAUUUCAUCGAAUAUGAUUGUACAUGUACUUGAACCCAUAUAGGCCUGAUGAUAUGGAAUGUACUUGUAUCCAUAAAUGGAGUAUAAAUAAAAUAGAAACCUGCAAAGUAACAUUGCCUCUUUAACUUCUUUGUGACAAAGUCCCUGGACAGUCACAGAAACUGUCAAAGAAAUGGAUUUUGGUGUUUACGUAUAAAUGUGCAUUUUCUGGCACUUCAUGUAUUUGCCCUGUUUAUUGCCUAAUUUGCAUCAAAAUGUUCCUUAUUGCGCUUUUUCUGACAUUUCGCCCUGCCCCCCCCCCCCCUUUUUUUUUGGGGGGGGGGUUCAAAAAUUCCUCAAUAUUUGUCUUUUCAUCCUUAGAAUUUAUUACUUUAUUUAUAAAUAAUUUGACUUCCUUUGUGAAUGUAAUCAAUGGUAAAAUCAACAAGGGAAAUAAAAAGUGAAAUAAAGGCAGAUUAUAUUGGCACAUUACAGCAAAGUCAGAAAAAUCCCUUCUUCAAUAUAUAAACCGUAGAGUAACCGUUUUAUAAAUAAGAAAAUGGUGCAUGCUCACAAAACUGUUCAAAAUAUGAAAGCAAAUGUUAAAUAAUCCCAACAGUGUCUAACUUUAAAUUCUAAUCUGAUCUGCAAAACAAGAUGUGAAAGUACUCAUGCAUGUGGGAUUUAAGAUAAAAAAAAUAUAUAAAUAUAUAUAUAUAUAUAUAUAUAUAUAUAUAUAUAUAUAUGUAUGUAUGUAUGUAUGUAUAUUGCAAACCUACGGAUAAGUGUAUGGUAUACAUUUCGACCCUCCUAAGCCAUUUUUAAAGCCAUUUUUUCUAAAAACUGCUUUAUAGAAAAGAAAUAAAGAAUCUUUUGUUAUAUAGCAUCUGUUACUUUUAAUAAGUGUUGACAAUGAAAAGAUAGCAGGGGAUGAAUGUUUGUGACUUCUACUGACCUGUGCUACCCCUACGGUUGGAAAUGAAAUUAAUUUGAUGAGGCCACUGCUGUUCUACUUCAGAGAACUAAAUAACCUAAAUCUCUGCACUGAAAAUUAUUAACGGGAUCAGAAGACUAGAAUAAUUCCUUUUAUCAUGAAUACUUGUAAAUGUUACGUUAUUGCAGAAAUGUUAUACUGACAUGAGUUCAUCAUUGCCUUAAACUGAAUUUGUAGUUUUUUCCUACAUUCCAAAGAACCCUUUAUGGUUUUCUGCUUUGUUUUUCUUACUUUUGUCUAGAAAGUGAAAAAUGAAAAUUACAUAAUAAAAAAGGGAAAAAAAUCAAAAACUAUUGCUGCUGCUACCCAAGUGACAUUGACACCCUUUGACAAAAUAUGACUGUCCUAAAUCCAUCUUCUGCCUUUACCUCUUAUCCCAACAAAAACCUCCAUCUCCACAGCAUUAUUUCUGUUCCAGUUUCCGAUAUUUUCUCACCAAUUCUAGUCUAAUUUCCAUAUCCUCCUUAAAGCCAAUUUCCAUCUAAAGCACUAUCUUGCCUCCCAAGCCUAUCCAAGUAAAUUCCAAUCCCUUAGUUUGAAUAAAUGAUCACUAUUUAGAUUUUCAAAAUUUCUAAGAAAACUUGAACCAGUGAAUCACAGUUAUCCACAGUAAUAUAUAGUUUUGGAAAUGUGCAUUUCUCUGUGUUUGGGGGAUAGAAGAGUGAUAUGACAUCUCCACUUUUUAUUAAACAGGAAAGUCAGGAAAUAUAUUCAGAAUUUGCAAUCCCAGACCCUGUUAGCUGUUACAUUAAAUAAUGUAUAGUUGGAGUGCAGAUUUAAUUGUGAAAAGCAAAUGAGAAAAAUCUUUAAAAUAUACAUUUGAUUGAUAAAGAAAACCUUGAUUAUACUAAUGUCUGGUGCCACAAACUCAGGAGAACUCCUCUGGCUGGAUUCUUGGUUUUCUUCCACUCUCUAAAUCUAUUCUUUUCUUAAUUUCUGAUCUUUUUCUGGUAAAAACAUAGAACACAAGGGACGAUUUUGUCUUGUGUAUUUUUCUUACCCUUGACAAAGGAUAAAGCUUAAGGCAAGCUCCACUUCCAUUGUCAAGUCCCAUUAGUCCCAUUUUCCUACAAGACUCACCUGCAAGAUUCAUCCAUCCUUUCUCUACUCUCAUGAUCCAUCUUUCUCAGAGCAUCGCAAAUCUAGACAAACAGUGAGCAUGCGCGAGACUCUGGAAAACGGCACAUGACAGAAGCAUGCAUUAAUCACUGACAGAAUACCCUAAAAUGGUAAAAAUGGGCAAAAUGCAAAAAUAAAAUAUACAUUGGGGAGACAAUACAGACUCAGAGUCGAGGGAGGACACGUAAAAAGAAAACAAUAUGUGACAGAGCCACGUUAAAUAUUAAAAGUGGAGCUUCUUUGUGACACAAAGAUUGGUGGGGAAGUGACAUAUUAAUUGCACAGCACUAACCUAAUUCACUCCUCUAACUUCAUAAACAGUAUGUUUUAAUUUAUCUUGCAUUUAUUUGAUCAGCAUCACACACAUUCAUACAGUGUGAUUGAGAGCUGGAUUGUACUCCGGGUAGGAUAGCAGAGUAAAGUCUAGAAAAUGUAAUUAACAUAUGGUUACGGAGGCUGUUAAGUGACAAUAGGGGUCAGUCAUAAAGAGUAAUUCUGAAAGUGGAACUAUCAGCUUGAAAAUUGUAUUAAGUUCCACAGUGACUGCUCCACUUUUUGAUGCUUGGUUGAAAAUAAAACUUUAUGUAUAAACUCCAGUAUAUGGAUGUAUAAAAAUGAGGUAUAAGGAACUAGCCAGCAAAGCAAAUAAAGGGACACUAUAGUCACCAGAACAAUUACAGCUUAUUGCAUUUGUUCUGGUGAGUAGAAUCAUUACCUUCAGGCUUUUUGCAGCAAACACUGUCUUUUCAGAGAAAAUGCAGUAUUUACAUUACAGCCUAGUGAUAACUUCACUGGCCACUCCUUAGAUGGCUGCUAGAACUGCUUCUCAUCUCUGUCUUGCCUAGUGUGCAUCACAACAUUCAGUAUCUCCACCCUCUGCAUGCAGAUACUGAACGCUCCUCAUAGAGAUUCAUUGAUUCAAUUUAUCUCUAUGAGGAGAUUCUAAUUGGCCAGGGCUGUGUUUAAAUUGUGCUGGCUCUGCCCCUGAUCUACCUCCUUGACUGUCUCAGCCAAUCCUAUAGGGAAGCAUUGUGAUUGGCUCAGGAUAACGCUUCUGAUUAUAUCAGCAGACAGCUUGUAGGUCUGAGGCAGACAAGUGCAAAGCCAGCAGCUUCAGGCUUGAAUACAAGUACGAUUUUACUAUAUUUAGGGAUGCAAGAGAGGGCUAGAUGGUGGCUUUAACACUAUAGGGUCAGAAAUAUAUGUUUGUGUUCCUGACCUUAUAGUGCUCAUUUAAGCGAUGUCUGAGUGAGCUGUACAUAGAAAAAAAGGUUUGAAAUGAAUAUAUUAUUAAACGGCUUGCAUCUCACAAAUAACUGUGAUUGUCCAUUUCGAGGCUCCUGAGCGAGUCUGUAUAGAAUGCUUUUCCUACUUCGCCUAGUGCGCAUUCUUGUGCUUUAAAAAAAAAAUUAAUAAUUUUACUUAACCAAAUCAACAGUUGAUAAAUAUUUGCUAUCAUUAUCUCAUCAAAUGGUUUAUUUUACAUUAUUAUUUUAAUAACAUCUCAUGCUCAGUCUGUACUUCUGAGUGAUGCCCCCACUUCUGCAUUAGAUUAUUGGAAAACACCACUGUAAACAUUGUUUGAAAAGUACCCUUCAAAGAUAAUCUUAUGGAUUGCAAACUGGUUUAGCAGGACCUUCACCUAUUCACCUCUGUUACAUUCUGUAUGUAAAUUACUUGUCACAUAUCCUCAUUCUAUAAUUGUAAAGUGCUCUGGAAUAUGUUGUUUCUAUAUAAAUAGUAAUAAUAAUCUUAACCUCCUUUGAGGGAAAAAGAUGUGCAAAGAAUCCUUCCAUUUAAACCUAAUGUUGGUUGAUGUAUCCUAAUAAUAAUAAACCAAUAAUUGAGCUGCAGUUACUGAAACAGUCAUAUUCAUUGCAUUUCUACUUCUGUGACUCACGUUGUAUGCAUUAUCCACCCAUAAUCUUGUUUCUUUUCUCAUCUGUCUCUUUUCCAGGCUCUAGAUGGGCAGAAUAUAUACAAUGCAUGCUGUACUCUACGCAUUGAAUCCUCCAAGCUAACAAGCCUUAAUGUCAAGUACAACAAUGACAAGAGCCGUGAUUUUACCCGCAUCGAUCUACCUACUGGCGAAGGGCAGCCCACACUUGAUGCCACAAUGGCUACAGCUUUUGGUGAGCACUGUAAUAUUACUAUUAUUAAUUACACAGAUAUAGCAUGCAUUUUCAAUUACACAUGAAAGCUUAUCGGACAGGACUCUUCUCCCCAUUUUUUUAUUGGUAGUUUAAGUUUUGAUUACUUACGAUUUGUUGUGUGUUGCUUUUUUUUCUUCUUCUUCUUCUUCAGUUUGAAGGGCAAAUACAAUGUCAUUACAAACGUGGAUGUAGAACACAUGUAUAAUGAAAAUGUCUUCAGGAACAUUACUAGUUCCCCUUAUGAUAUCCUUAAAAUAACUGCAAAUUUGCAUGUGAAUUAUUGUACUUGGCUACAUGAAGUAGGCAUUCUGCUGCAGGGCUUUGUAUAAUAGUUAUGGUGAUUCAUAGACAUUGUAGCUUGAAAUCAGAGCCUAUCCUGUUGGCCACCCAGUCCAACCAUAGUCUCACAAGGGAAGAAAUCAAUCAAGAAUAAAAGUCAGAUCAUGGUGAAAUAACUGCUAGAGGAGCCUAGAUACGAUGGAGUAGCCUUCUAAACAGCAUAGAAGGCAAUUGUGUUUCUAUAACUGUUUCAUUUUUAGAAAAACAACAACAAAAAACAUGCAUUGCUGAGUUUGUGACUGCAUGAAAUGAAAAUAAUCCCUGGAAUUUGGAUGGGAAUUAAAGAUUCUCUUCUCCACCAAACUCCAAAAAACUGUUCUAGAUUCUCCUUUGUGGCAGUCUUCUUGAACAAAAUCCUCCUUGUUCUUCAUUGUAUGUCAAUCUUCAUUCUGUAUAACCCUACUGUAAAUCACAAUGGAAUGUCUUUUUUAGAAAGUAUAAUAGUAUUUGGAUUUAGAUACAUCAUUAAGAAGCAUAUCAUUUAAAGUAAAGUCUUUCUUCUAUCCAGGAAGAGGCUUGUUUCAUCUCCCAGUAAUAAAACAUAUCGGUUCUUGCAAGGUUACAUUUUAUUUGCCAACAAAAGUAGCACUUUGUCUAUGCUGUGCUUGCACUUUAGUUUUAAAGAUUAGCAUGACCUCAGUGAAUGCCUGAGAAAUGAUUGCAGUUGUGUAAUAAUCUGAAAAGAACACCGUUGGUGUCUCUUGUCUUUGCAUUUUUCAGUGUUUUUGCUCAAGUAGAGAUGCCACUUCUAAAGUACAAUCAAAUUAGUUUCUAUAUUUCCAUGUUCUGAAUGUCACUUGAUAAAUACUCCCUUUGUGUGUAACAAGAACCAUAGUCCACAGUUUAGCUUAUUACAGUCUGUUUAGCUUGUUAUGGGCUACCUGUAAUUACUGUCAAUAAAAAAACUGUCAUACAUUUUGUGUCACAUCUCUUUACUGUCUGCAUAAUUGCUGCACUGCCAGCACGAACAUGCUGCCCACAUCAAACUUGUCUUCUCGAAAGAGUUUGUAAAUUGCCUUAUUCAUCAUGUUGGCAUGUCCCUGUUACUUUUUCAAAGUUCUUCACUAAGGUAAGAAUUACCAUGCAUUCAAAGUGAAUUUCAAAUUUAAGGCCAAAAUAGUCCAACUAAAAACAGAAUUUUUGUAUUUUGGUUUUUAAAGGAUCACUAUAGGGUCAGGAACACAAACAUGUAUUCCUGACCCUAUAGUGUUAAAACCACCAUCCACCCCCUCUGGGUCCCUCAUGCCUCCAUAAAUAUAGUAAAAAUCUUACUGUAUUCAAGCUUGAAGCUGUAAUUCUGCAUGCUGUUAGACUCAGAAAAACAAGCUGUCUGCUGACAUCAGAAGUGGUAGCCUGAUUCAAUCACAAUGCUUCCCCAUAUGAUUGGCUGAGACUGACAAAGAGGCAGAUCAGGGGCAGAGCCAGCAUGAUUCAAACACAGUCCUGGCCAAUCCGCAUCUCCUCAUAGAGAUGAAUUGAAACAGUGAAUCUCUGAGGAAAGUUCAGUGUCUGCAUGCAGAGGGAGGAGAAAAUGACUGUUUGGAUGCAUUUUAGGCAGCCAUGACCCAGGAACGAUAUCUAACAGCUAUUUGAGGAGUGGCCAGUGAAGUUAUCACUAGGCGGUAAUGUAAAUACAGCAUUUUAUCUGAAAAGACAGUGUUAACAGCAAAAAGCCUAAAGGUAAUGAUUCUUCUCACCAGAACAAAUUCAAUAAACUGUAGUUGUUCUGGUGACUACAGUGUCCCUUUAAGGGUUACCCCAAGCAUCAUAGCCACUACAGCCCCAUUACCUAGAUCCCUGCCAGGCUAUUACGAUCUCUGGUGGUCCAGUGACAUGCUUCCACUGAGUUGCAGAAUAUGGUAGCUGUGGAGGUUUUGCAAUGUGUUGCCUGGUUUGCCAUGUCUGAACAGGGUUCUGACAUAAUAAGAUAAAUCUUCAUAAUACAUUUAAAUGAAAAUGGAGCAUCUAAUAAAAAAGAUUAAUAUAAGUUAUAGUUGAUUUUCUAUUUUUUUUUUUUUUAGUCAAUGAGUAAAUUGCAGAGAAUAGGUAGUACACUUUUUAAAUUGAUACUUUUGAAUUGAUGUCUAACCCAUUUCUAUCAUUUGUAUACAAUUAAUGAUAAAAAUAUACUUCUCUCUGAAUAUCUGUAGUGAUAAAAUCUGCUUAGCUUAAAUGUGUUUUAGUCAAUUUUCCAAAAUAUACUACACCAUCACAAAUGUUUGUGCUUUUAUUUUAGGAAGUUUUCGCUGAUGUCUAUUGUGUACACGCAUCUGGUGUUAAGAAAUGGUUGUUGUCAGUAUUGAAUGGAAAUUAGAAAACUGAAUAGAUGGGGCUGUCAUGCAUGAUGAUAAAACCUACAGGCUAAUGUUUUGUUUUUUAAUUUUUGUGUGUUCAGCAUUCAACAGCUAUAGUACGGUCCUUGCCCACCCCUCCCAUGCUUACGAAUGAACAAUCUAUUAAUGUAGAUAACAACUUUAAUGGCCUGUCAAGCUCUAUUAUAGUUACUUGUGCAGUAUUCGAAAAAGAAUAACCAGUGAUUUUUUUUUGUAUCUUUGGUUUUAAAACCUCUAAAUAAAUAAAGUUGUAUAUUUAUCUUUACACAUCAUUAAAGAGAAAUAAAUUAUGAAUUUGAGGCAGCUAAAGGAUACACAGUAGAAUUGGCUACCUGUAGCAGAAGUUAAGAUUAGUUCUGUGCCUCCCUUUGAUAUGCAGGACUGCAUAAUAUCCAGGAGCAUAGGUUGGCAGGACUUGACAAGAGUUUAUCCUCCCUUCCUUCGAAGAAAAAAAACAAAGCAAUCAUAACAUACCUAUUUUUUGAGUGCCUCUUGUUGGAAGUAAUAAAAAGUAUCUUUGAAGUUUGCAGAUUAGAGGAAGUACCUGUAUUUAAAUACCUGUACUUUUAUUCUCAAAUGGACACUGUGCACAUCCCAUAAACCUCUUUAAGAAGAGUUCUAGGGGAUAUGUAAUAAGACUUUCAGCUUUCUGUAGAUACUUACAGGGAGCCGGAGACCUGGCCAUGUGUAAUGUCAUUAAUAAAAAAUACUGUUUGUGCAAGGUAACAGUAAUGUAAUUGUGUUUAACGGUAAUUUAGUCUGACUGCAUAACGACACAACAACACUGAAAAGAAAUGUAAUGCUUAAUUUUUCCCUAAAUCAUUUCAAACAUUCCUAGUACUGUUGUUACAAUUGUUUUACCCACCUGGUAACUACCCAUAUCUUUAGAGGUGAAGAGAACACAAGUUUGUUUGGCUUUUCCCAGUGUGUCAAAUAAAAACUCCAAGCAAUUAACCACUGCAUCUUUUUUAUUUUACCAAUUAAAGGACCACUCUAGGCACCCAGACCACUUCAGCUUAAUGAAGUGGUCUGGGUGCCAGGUCCAGCUAGGGUUAACCCAUUUUUUAAUAAACAUAGCAGUUUCAGAGAAACUGCUAUGUUUAUGAAUGGGUUAAGCCUUCCCCCUAAUCCUCUAGUGGCUGUCUCAUUGACAGCCACUAGAGGCGCUUGCGUGCUUCUCACUGUGAUUUUCACAGUGAGAGCACGCCAGCGUCCAUAGGAAAACAUUGUAAAUGCUUUCCUAUGAGACCGGCUGAAUGCGCGCGCAGCUCUUGCCGCGCGUGCGCAUUCAGCCGGCAGGGAGGAACGGAGGAGGAGAGAAGGAGGAGAGCUCCCCGCCCAGCGCUGGAAAAAGGUAAGUUUUAACCCCUUUCCCCUUUCCAGAGCCGGGCGGGUGGGGGCACCCUCAGGGCACUAUAGUGCCAGGAAAACGAGUAUGUUUUCCUGGCACUAUAGUGGUCCUUUAAUGUAAAGUAGUAAAAUACAUGAUACAUUAUCUGUCCAAAUAAUUGUAUAAUGGGAGUAUGGAUUGCGUGAAUACUCGGUGCAAUAAAAAGCUAUAAGCAGUGGGGUAACGGAGGACUCUGACAAAAAUCCACAGUGCCAAAACGUUCUUAAACCAAUUGGUGAAACUAAUUGAAAUGUUUACUAGGGGAAGGUGUUCAGUGGAUGGAAGUUUGUUUCCAUGUGUGCCAACAAGUGGCAUAACCCAUGAGAAAUAAUCCUAUAGGCAAAAAAUAAAUUAAAAAAAUAAAUUAUAUAGCUUACCGACGUAAUGUUUGUGUGUGUGUGUGUGUGUGUGUGUGUGUGUGUGUGUGUGUGUAUAAUAGUAAAAUAUGGUAAAUAUAUAUAAUGGUAAUUAUAAAGUAACCAGACUAACAAAACUGCCUUUUUUGUGCUGAAUGCAAGAUUACACAUGGCUAACAUUCAGCUUCAACCAUAUUUCUUUGUAUUCGUUCUGUUUUCUUUCAGUCAUCUAAAUUUAUUGCAAUGGUGAAGUUCAGCCAGGCACAAUAUUUACCCAGCUGCAACGGCCUAUGGACAGUUUAUCAUUUAAAUGAGUGUGGGAGAGAGUGCUGUUUGGUAUUGAUAGGGUGGAGGACCAAUAUAAUUACAUGCAUGCUCCCCCACACCUUAAUUACACCUCUGCCAACUGUUAAGCAAGUGCCUGUUACAUGCUAUGGACAUCCAACGUGAGCAUGUUUUUCACUUGAACACAUGUAGGCCUGCAAUGCCGAUCAGCCUCAGCCAGUGCCCAGAUGGUCAAUACAAGAUCAUUCUCUCCCUGAGAUAAGCAGUCUAGUGAAAGAUGUCACUAAAUUAAAUCAGACGUUGGGCUAGUUGGUGACACAGCAUCUUCAUCCAAAUAUCGGUUUCAUACAGUUUACAUAUGUUUAUAGAGACAAUGGUUAAAGAGUAGAUAGGUGAAACGUUUUGCUUGUGUUUCUUUAGUUUCCACAGAAAUUGUUUAUUCUGCCAUGUCAGCAAAAUUGAUGUGACUGGAAUAAUAAAACCCCCUUUAAUCACCUGUAAAUGAAAUAACUUUAAAUAGUAAAGUAUACAUUUUAAAAAUGGUCAUGUGGACCACCAUGGGGAAUAAAUGCAAAAAAAUAAAUAAAUAAAAAAUAGAGAUUUGACAAGGUCCAUUUCAGACUUUGCAUUGGGGCAUAUCUUAUGUACUGCAAAAUAGACAAGUGCAAAGAAACUGUACAUAACAACUGGAUAUAUUGGUAACAUUCUUGAUUUUGCCCAGCUUAUGCCAUCAUUAAUAGAAAAUGUUUCUUGAUAACAAUAAUAAAGAUAAACUGGAUAUUCAUGCCAAUAGACUCCUCAAGAAUCUCGAUAAUUACAUACUAUAUGUCAUUGGUGUGUUUCCUUUUUCUGAGAAUUUUUAAUUGUGUGAAUUUUUAAUUUAUUGUGUGAAUAAAGAGAGAAGUGCUCAUACCAUUGUACAGAGCACUGGUGAGACCUCAUUUGGAGUAUUGUACACAGUACUGGAGACCCUAUCUUCAGAAGGAUAUUGAUACUUUAGAGAAAUUUCAGAGAAGGGCUACUAAACUGGUUCAUGGAUUGCAGGAAAAAACUUACCAGGAAAUGUUAAAGGAUCUUAACAUGUAUAGCUUAGAGGAAAGGCGAGACGGGGGGAUAUGAUAGAAACAUUUAAAUACAUAAAGGAAAUCAACACCGUAAAGGAGGAGACUAUAUUUAAAAGAAGAAAAACUACCACAACAAGAGGACAAAGUCUUAAAUUAGAGGGGCAAAGGAUUAAAAAUAUUUUCAGGAAGCAUUACUUUGGUCCACUACCAUACAGGGUAGUGGAUGCAUGAAACAGCCUUCCAACUGAAGUGGCAGAGGUUAAGACAGUGAGGGAGUUUAAACAUGCAUGGCAUAGGCAUAAUGCUUUCCUAACUAUAAGAUAAGGCCAGGGACGUAUUAGCCGCGAGGCAAACAAGGUACUUGCCUCAGGCGGUCCUUUCCAGGGGGCAGCAAAAAAAGCCGCCCCCAAAUGCCCAUGCAAAUGUCUUGUUAGCCUGACGGCUGUCUAAAAAUCCGGUCAGGCGAGGGAGCACUGAUUAGUCAGCUCCCGGCUCCAGGCGUCUUAUUCUGCGGCGCUUGAGGGAGCUGAGCAGAGAGCUCACUAAUCACUAAUCAGUGCUCCCUCGCCUGACCGGAUUUUCUUGCCCAGCAGCCACACUGGACCCCAGGGAAAGUGAGAACCCCCCCCCAGCAUUCCCAAAGGUAAGGAGGCUGGGGGGAUUGAAUAAAAAAAAAAAAAAAAUUGUUUUAAUGUGUGUGUGUCUGUUAGGGAGUGUGUGUCUGUUAGUGUGUGUGUGUGUGUGUCAGGGAGUGUGUCUGUUAGUUUGUGUGUGUCUGUUAGUGAGAGUGUAUGCGUGUCUGUUAGUGAAAGUGUGUUUCUGUAUGUGUCUGUUAGUGAAUGUGUGUGUAUUUAGAAGGUGGGGCGGGGGGGUGCCUGGGUUUUGUCAUGCCCGGGGCAGCACAAAACCAGGAUGCACCACUGGAUAAGGCCAGGGACUAAUUAAAAGUAUUUCGAAUAUUACGCAGACUAGAUGAGCCGUAUUUAUGAUAACAUUCUUCCCUAAUGUGUGACCUUCGGAAAGAUCAUCACCUGAAACCUGCUAUUUUGUUUGGCUAUGUUUUCAUUAAUGAAAAUUGAAAUGCUAACAAUAGUUUUUUCAGGACUGUAGGUUCCCUUCUGUUCCCCUGUUCCCUUUUGGUUUUAAAAAUUAAAGUUUAAAAGAGAGAACCCGUUUUCAUUGCCUGGACUCCUCUGCUUAAGCUACGAUCUGCUCCACUUCAGUGCUUCUGAUAGAGAAUUGAAUAGGUAUUUACAGCAUUUGAUUACAGUUUCACUUAGUUCUGGAGUAGGAAGCUCUCCUGUCAGGAAGAUGGCCACUAGAAGUGUAUUUUUAACCCUGCAAUAGAAACAUUGUGGUCAGGGCUGUCUUUAACAAGCGGCAGCUGCCCCGUUCCUAGUUAUUGUUGGGGCCCAAGGCAGCUGACCAGUCAGCCCCGCUGCCCGUAACAAUUAUUUUUUCCCUCAUUGGCCCGCCGGUGCGACUGCAGCUGGGGGCCCACAGACUAAGGAGGCCCACCAGGUGGCCCUAAGUGCCACCCAAUGGGCAUUUGUCAGCAGUGGCCCAGUCUGGCGUCCGGGCCACCUUGCUUACUGGCAGAAUGGGAGGAAGUGACAGCCGCGAGUCACUUCCUCCUAGAGAGAGCACCCACCGGGAGAGACGACGGAGGCAGAGAUAAGGGGGACUGUGAGAGCUGGAGCAGCCUCCCAGCCAUGUCAGUCACCAUACUGGAUGGCAGAUAAAUCAGCCUACAAGGUAGGAAAGGAUGGGUUAUGUUUCUGAAAAUACUUUACAACAAUCAAUGUAAUAGUGAGUGGUAACAAGGGCAAAUUUAAAGCCAUUCUGAAAAUUGUAAUAAUGUCUCUGCCUCAAGCUGUAAAUUUUGCAUGUGUGUCAGUAUGUCUGUUAGUUUGUGUGUGUGUUUGUGUGUGUGUGUGUGUGUGUGUGUCAGUAUGUCUAUCUAUCUGGGUGUGUGUAAAUAUGUCCAUUUGUUUCAAGCACAUUUCGAGGUAUUGCUGUGCUUUGUGUCUCUUUGAAGAUGCUAUAAUAGGAAUACAGAAAACGUGGAUUAGAAAGAUAAUCUAAAAUGGUCUCACAUGGGAGUAUUUAGAACAAAUAAUGCAGCCACAAUAAUAUUGCGCCUGCAGAUGGGCAACUUUACAUCAAAGCGUGGAAUGAUGAGACCGCUUAGAAGCGCAAGUCAAGUCAGUUCCACACAUGGACCUUAGUGCUGUGACCAACAACGGUAUUUAUAGCACACCCAAGUCAAUUUUCCAAAAUUUGGAAAAACCUGUAAUUGAUGAUCAAGUAUCAUUAGUUGGUGGAUACAAAAAAGAAGAAAAGUGAAUGGCGCUUACACAGUAAAACAGGAGCACAGUUGGAGUGGAAAGGGUGUUCCCCAACACCCUAAAAUCAAGUAAUAGAAAAAGGUACUAAAAGCAACAAGUGCCAAAUACACACACCACUCCCUGUGUAUCAAAACAGGCAAUAAUAAUACUUAUACAUGUACAGGUACAUAUAGGAGAUGGUCCAUAUAAAAACCUAUAAAGAUAAAAAAAAUAGUACAUAGUAUAGCCUGUAUAUACAGAAGAAGGAAAUAUGGAAGUGAUUGAAUACACUCACGGAUUUCAGAGCCGUGCCAGGCUCUGUAUAUGGUGCCCAAGGGUGCCUCAGAAGGCUCUGUGGAGAAUCUUGAAUAAUAUCCCCCAGAAGUAGGAAAAAACAGCAGCAGAAGGAUGAAUAAAAAAUAAUAAAUUUAUUGUAAGUAAAAAUUAAAAAUUAAAAUAGUAACUGUGCAGGUCCCAUAUGGUGACACACAGAAUCACAGUCAUGCAGACGCGUUUCAACUCAGUCCGAGUUUUCAUCAGUGCAUAAAACAUCCAGCUGCUGUUCCAUUUUAAAAUCACUGCUUAUUCUAAUUGCCGGUCACAUGGGCGGAAGUUCGAGUGGCCGGCGUCUGACGUCACUUCCGGUAUUUCAGCAUUCAUUUUCCUGCUUGAUUGUAUUCAAUGCAUUUGCCCAGUUGAAGCUGAAAACUCCAUGUAGUGAAUGGGCAUAUUGUAUGAUUAUUAGAGUGCAUACAGGAACAAUGAUUUAUACUAAGAAAAGUGACAUAAUUGUCUAUACAAAUAGCAGUAAUCAUACAAUGAUAUGUAUAAAAGAGAAAAUUAAUUGGUAAACAACAUUAUAAACACAUAAUACCUUAUGUCAGUUUCAAAUAGAUUUGUUAGUACAUUUGCCCAAAUGAAGCAAAAAGCUCCAUAUUAAAGAUGGGCACCUUUCAUAUAUUAUAAAGUGUGUACAUAUAGGUAGUCAUUUAUAACAUGAAAAGAGACAUAACUAUUUGUGCAAAUAGCAACAAUAGUGCAAUGCUGCAUACCAAAAGGAAAAAAAAAAGGAAUAUAUAUGUAUUAAUAAAAAACAACAACAUAUGGGCACAUAGUAUGUGGUAUCUUAAAGGUAUACAUCACAUCUAGGUUAUGUAAAUGUAGCCCAUAUAGAAUAGGAUUGGUGAGUGAAAGAAAAAAGAAAAUGUAAUUAUAAAAAAUGAGCUAAUUCAAAAUCUAAAUUCAAGCCCUUAGGGGAUAAAGUGUUUAAUUCGAAUAUCCACCUACUUUCAAUUUUGCAGAGUUCUUUGAAAUUAUCUUCACCCCUCCAAUCCUUUUUCUUUUGAGCAAUGGCAAUAAAAUUAACAUGCGAAGGAUCACUGUUGUGACAUUGUAAGAAAUGUGCGGAGACACUAUGUUUGGCAUAACCCCUCUGUAUAUUGCCCAAGUGUUCCAGCAUGCGGGUUUUUAAUGUUCUCGUGGUCAUUCCCACAUACUGGAGUCCACAAGGGCACCAGAGGAGGUAUAUCACAUUACUAGAGUGGCAGGUGAGGAUAGAAUUGAUCUUAUAUUCCUUUUUGGAUAUGUUAGAAGUAAAUUUAGUGUGUGUGUCUUUCUUAGAUUUUGUUCUUUUGCAAACUGUGCACAUUUUACAUGGAUAGAAGCCAUAUUUUUGUUUAAAAAUAUUAGUAUUAGCAGUCUGAGUUUUUAUAUGGUUUUUAACCAAUAGACUUUGGAGAUUUUUUGUGCCUCUAUAUACAAUUUUUGGUUUUUCACUAAUGAUGUUAUUAAGACCUUCAUCGGUUUUUAGGAUGUGCCAGUGUUUCUGAACAAUAGAUUUUAUAUGUUUAGCAUCACCACUAUAGUCCAAAAUUAAAAGGGGUUCCUCUGUUUGUUUAGUUGCUUGUCUAUCUUUAUAUCCUAACUGGGACUCUCUAUUUAGUUGUUUAAUUUCCUGGAUUUGGUGAUCUAAAGUGGUUGGAUCAUACUUCUUUUCAACAAAAAAGUUUUUUAAUCGUCCCGCCUGUUCCUCAUAUUCCUUAAUGUCACUGCAAUUUUUGAAAAUGCGGUUGAAUUGACUUUUGGGUACAUUGCGCAACCACGGAUCAUAAUGACAACUCGUGGUGUCAAUGUACCCAUUUACAUCCACCGGUUUAAAAUAGGUUCUGGUGAGGAUAUGGUUGUUGGAGACAUAAAUCUCUAGAUCUAAAAACUGAACUGACGUUUGGCUAAUUUGACUAGUCAAAACAAUAUUUCUGCAAUUGUCGUUAAGACCCUCCAAGAAGAGAUCCAAAGAAGUUCUGGACCCCUUCCAUAUAAAAAAAAUAUCGUCGAUAUAUCUGCGAUAGAGGACCAGACCCGCCCCCAUAUCGUCCCGAACUGGGAGGAAGGUACCCUCCCAGUGAGACAUAAACAGAUUAGCAUAGCUGGGAGCGAAUCUGGUCCCCAUCGCAGUUCCGACUAACUGUAGAAAAAAGGUCCAAAAGACCGUGGGGUCAGGGAGAAGGGGAUGUAGAGCAGGAAGAAUUUUGGACUUUGAAAAAAAGAGGGAAAAACCAUCAUUAGGUAUUUUUAACCUUUCAAACAAAAUACUAACAAAUAAAGAAUUAGAAGUCCUUAAUAAGGUCUUAAAAUUCGCACCGACUAGUACUAAUAAACCUUUCAACACCUUUAUAGACAUUCAUAAAUUUAUUCUAAAACUUUGUCUAAAGAAACAUUUUAAGAAAUUCCCUACCAAUGUAUUAAGGGAAACUAAUAAUGACAACUUCAUACAUACAAACUUAAAAGACAAAUCUCAUUUUUUUCCAAAAAAUCAUAUUAGUGGUGAAAUGAAAGUUUUUGAGAAACUAGUAACUAAUGAUGUGACAGAUAUCUAAGAAGAAAAAAAGUAAUCUAAACCAUUCUCAAAUUAAAGCCCUGAGAGAUCUUCAACAAGAUCACAAUAUUAUUAUUAAGCCAGCAGACAAGGGUGGAGGCAUCGUUGUGCUGAAUGUUGCGGACUAUAUGGAAGAGGUAUACAGACAGCUCAAGAUGCCUCCACCUAUGUUAAACUUAAAGCUGACCCUACCCCAGAAAUAAGAAAGAAAUACACCUCACUACUAAGUAAAGGUAUGGAAGAUGGGAUUCUCAAUAAACAUGAAUAUAAAUAUUUAAAUAUAUCGGUAUGUCGCAUACCAGUUCUUUAUAUUCUCCCAAAAAUUCAUAAGGAUACAAAGAAGCCUCCUGGAAGGCCCAUAGUAUCCGGGGUAGGAUCCCUUUUGAGUAGGCUAUCUGAAUACAUAGAUAGACAACUCCAACCUUUGGUGACAUCUCAACCAACCUACCUUAGGGACUCCACACAGUUAUUAAAGACCCUACAGAACAUUCAAUGGGAAGAAGAUUUUUAUCUGGUCACAUGUGAUGUGACCAGUUUGUACACUAUCAUUUCACAUAAGCUGGGCUGUGAAGCUAUUAAAUAUUUUUUGUCACACAGUAACAAGUUUGUUGAGAACCAGAUUAACUUCAUUAUAGACAGUAUCUAUUUAAUCCUUACCAACAAUUUCUUUUGGUUUGAUGGUUCCUUUUUUCUACAGUUAGUCGGAACUGUGAUGGGGACCAGAUUCGCUCCCAGCUAUGCUAAUCUGUUUAUGUCUCACUGGGAGGGUACCUUCCUCCCAGUUCGGGACGAUAUGGGGGCGGGUCUGGUCCUCUAUCGCAGAUAUAUCGACGAUAUUUUUUUUAUAUGGAAGGGGUCCAGAACUUCUUUGGAUCUCUUCUUGGAGGGUCUUAACGACAAUUGCAGAAAUAUUGUUUUGACUAGUCAAAUUAGCCAAACGUCAGUUCAGUUUUUAGAUCUAGAGAUUUAUGUCUCCAACAACCAUAUCCUCACCAGAACCUAUUUUAAACCGGUGGAUGUCAAUGGGUACAUUGACACCACGAGUUGUCAUUAUGAUCCGUGGUUGCGCAAUGUACCCAAAAGUCAAUUCAACCGCAUUUUCAAAAAUUGCAGUGACAUUAAGGAAUACGAGGAACAGGCGGGACGAUUAAAAAACUUUUUUGUUGAAAAGAAGUAUGAUCCAACCACUUUAGAUCACCAAAUCCAGGAAAUUAAACAACUAAAUAGAGAGUCCCAGUUAGGAUAUAAAGAUAGACAAGCAACUAAACAAACAGAGGAACCCCUUUUAAUUUUGGACUAUAGUGGUGAUGCUAAACAUAUAAAAUCUAUUGUUCAGAAACACUGGCACAUCCUAAAAACCGAUGAAGGUCUUAAUAACAUCAUUAGUGAAAAACCAAAAAUUGUAUAUAGAGGCACAAAAAAUCUCCAAAGUCUAUUGGUUAAAAACCAUAUAAAAACUCAGACUGCUAAUACUAAUAUUUUUAACCAAAAAUAUGGCUUCUAUCCAUGUAAAAUGUGCACAGUUUGCAAAAGAACAAAAUCUAAGAAAGACACACACACUAAAUUUACUUCUAACAUAUCCAAAAAGGAAUAUAAGAUCAAUUCUAUCCUCACCUGCCACUCUAGUAAUGUGACCACUCUAGUAAUGUGAUAUACCUCCUCUGGUGCCCUUGUGGACUCCAGUAUGUGGGAAUGACCACGAGAACAUUAAAAACCCGCAUGCUGGAACACUUGGGCAAUAUACAGAGGGGUUAUGCCAAACAUAGUGUCUCCGCACAUUUCUUACAAUGUCACAACAGUGAUCCUUCGCAUGUUAAUUUUAUUGCCAUUGCUCAAAAGAAAAAGGAUUGGAGGGGUGAAGAUAAUUUCAAAGAACUCUGCAAAAUUGAAAGUAGGUGGAUAUUCGAAUUAAACACUUUAAUCCCUAAGGGCUUGAAUUUAGAUUUUGAAUUGGCUCAUUUUUUAUAAUUAAAUUUUCUUUUUUCUUUCACUCACCAAUCCUAUUCUAUAUGGGCUACAUUUACAUAACCUAGAUGUGAUGUAUACCUUUAAGAUACCACAUACUAUGUGCCCAUAUGUUGUUGUUUUUUAUUAAUACAUAUAUAUUCCUUUUUUUUUCCUUUUGGUAUGCAGCAUUGCACUAUUGUUGCUCUUUGCACAAAUAGUUAUGUCUCUUUUCAUGUUAUAAAUGACUACCUAUAUGUACACACUUUAUAAUAUAUGAAAGGUGCCCAUCUUUAAUAUGGAGCUUUUUGCUUCAUUUGGGCAAAUGUACUAACAAAUCUAUUUGAAACUGACAUAAGGUAUUAUGUGUUUACAAUGUUGUUUACCAAUUAAUUUUCUCUUUUAUACAUAUCAUUGUAUGAUUACUGCUAUUUGUAUAGACAAUUAUGUCACUUUUCUUAGUAUAAAUCAUCGUUCCUGUAUGCACUCUAAUAAUCAUACAAUAUGCCCAUUCACUACAUGGAGUUUUCAGCUUCAACUGGGCAAAUGCAUCGAAUACAAUCAAGCAGGAAAAUGAAUGCUGAAAUACCGGAAGUGACGUCAGACGCCGGCCACUCGAACUUCCGCCCAUGUGACCGGCAAUUAGAAUAAGCAGUGAUUUUAAAAUGGAACAGCAGCUGGAUGUUUUAUGCACUGAUGAAAACUCGGACUGAGUUGAAACGCGUCUGCAUGACUGUGAUUCUGUGUGUCACCAUACACCACGAGUUACUAUUUUAAUUUUUAAUUUUUACUUACAAUAAAUUUAUUAUUUUUUAUUCAUCCUUCUGCUGCUGUUUUUUCCUACUUCUGGGGGAUAUUAUUCAAGAUUCUCCACAGAGCCUUCUGAGGCACCCUUGGGCACCAUAUACAGAGCCUGGCACGGCUCUGAAAUCCGUGAGUGUAUUCAAUCACUUCCAUAUUUCCUUCUUCUGUAUAUACAGGCUAUACUAUGUACUAUUUUUUAUCUUUAUAGGUUUUUAUAUGGACCAUCUCCUAUAUGUACCUGUACAUGUAUAAGUAUUAUUAUUGCCUGUUUUGAUACACAGGGAGUGGUGUGUGUAUUUGGCACUUGUUGCUUUUAGUAUCAUUAGUUGGUGGCUGGGAAUGGUUUUUUAAGAUUGGGAGCAGAUGUAAAUGGCUAAUUGAUGUGUAUGUGUGUCAAUAUGUGCCUGUGUAUCUGUGUGUAUCUAUAUGUUGUCAGUGUGUGUAUCUGCAUGUGUGUAUAUUUGUGUUUAUCUACAUGUGUGUUUGUAUCUGUGUAUGUGUAUCUGCAUGUUUGUCAGGUUGUGUAUCUGUAUCUGUGUGACUGUAUCUGUGUGUGUCAGGCUGUGUAUAUGUGUCUGUAUUGCUGUGUGACUCUAUAUGAUGUGUGUGUGUGUAUCUGUAUCUGCAUGUGUAUAUAUGUGUGUCUGUGUAUCUGCUUGUGUGUUAGUGUUUGUAUCUGUGUGUAUGUUUAUCUGCAUGUCUGUCAGGUUGUGGAUCUGUGUGUCAGUGCGUGUAUCUGUAUGUUGUCACUGUGUGUAUAUGCAUGUGUGUCUGUGUUUCUCCAUGUGUGUCACUGGGUCUGUGUUUCUGCGUGUGUGUCAGGUUAUGUAUCUGUGUCAGUCUGUGCAUCUGUGUGACUGUAUCUGUAUGUGUUUCGGUGUGUGUAUAUGUGUCUGUAUAUCUGUAUGUGUAUCAGUGUGCAUAUCUCUGUAUCUGCAUGUGUAUCCAUAUGUGAGGUGUUUAUGUGCAUACCUCUCAGCAUUCAAAGGUACACACAAAUACAACCCUGCAUUCAAGCUUCAACACUACAUACAAGCACACCUCUGUGUUAAACACCAAAAUUAUAUAUAAACACACCCCUACAUUCACACAAACAUACUCCAUACAAAAACAUGCUUACAUUCAAAUACACAAACACUGCUAAGUGCUAAAUACAACCCUGCUAACUUUGGGCAUUUAGUGCAUACGAGAACACUUCAAAAGGGAUUAGUGCAUAGGUAACCAUGAUUGGAGCUGGUUAACGUGACUGCUAAUUAUCCUAGAUAGCUUAAUGUAUUUUGAUAGGGCUCCUUUUUUUUUCUCUCCCUUGCUUCAUAACAGAUAUACCGAUAGAGUAGUUGUUCUUUGUCCUGCAUGCUUGGAUGUAUGUGAACGGUGAAAUAAAGAGAAAUAGUAUAUUUCAUGAAAUAUUACUUUUUAGCAUUGAUCGGUAGUCCAGAUUGCUCUCGAUAGAUCAGGUUAUGUCUGUGUGUGUGUUGGCUGUGGGUACAAGCCGGUUCUGAAUUGUAACCUUGCCAUAGCGGUCAGCUGACUUGAAACCACUCUUUCUCCUUCAAUGUGUCCAUUGUAUGUAUGGAUUCAUUAUGUUUUAGACCAUUCCCUUUAUACAUUAUACAGUGUUGUAGUCCUUUUUCUAAAAAAAAAUAUUUUUUUUUCUUUCUUUGAUACUUUUAUUAGACCCUUGAAUGAUGGAAUUACAUCGUUGGAGAGCAGAUCAAAUUUACGCAUUUCCUCUCCUCUCUUGUAUAUAUUUCUAAUAAUGUAAAAUCCUUUUAAAUUCUUAGUUGUGCGUUCUGUGAACAUGUGGACACUGGGUGUCACUAUAAUUUAACUUUUUUUUUUGUGUAGUCUUAUUUUCACAUAUCAAACUGCUAACCUACAAUACUUCUUUUAAAGAUGACACAUAUUGUUGACCAAAAAAGACAGUAUAACUUACUUUUGCAGCACCAAUUCUUAUUGUGAUUUAAUUACUUCAAAAUUAAACUUUUAUUAAGUGUUCUAUUAUUAUAUCAUCAGCUCUUUAUAUCAGUUGAGUGUGGCUGACUAGUGAUACAAAAUACAUAAGGGCUUGGUCAACACACAAAUAUUUCAAAAUAAGCUGUGGAGCUUUUAAAUUAACAUACACCUACUGAUCAUCUACAAUAAUUGAGAUUUUGUAAAGUUACAACUGUAACAUGCUUUGCUCUACAUUGCUUGUAAAUAUGGUUUUAGCAAAUCUUUACCUGAUACUAGUAUUUAUAUAUUUGCAGGGCCGUUGCAAGUAUAUGCUCUGCCAUAUGAGCCAAUGCCAAUGCUGCACAGUGUCUUUUCUCUGAAAUGGCAGUGUGUUUACAUUUAAAAGCCUGCAGGGACAGGCUAUAGACACCAGAACAACUACAUCAAGCUGCAGUGGUUCUGAUGACUAGAGUGUCCCUUUAAUGUGAGGUAAAUUAGGGAUUAGUGUCACUAGUAAUAUACUGGAUUGCCUACUUACCACCUGAUGAGGACACGAGGAUGAUGAUGGGCUUAGGCUGCAGUCUGGCUCCACUGAUGUUAAAACAGGCUCUCUGGAGGCAGUGCUCACAAAAGUCUACAAACAGGAAGCAGCUUCAUUUUUUGGGGCCCCCUACAAAGAUCACAGUCUGGGUUCCCAGGGCCUGACCAUGAGUAUGCCUUCAAGGCCCGCCCAUAAGCCUUAUGCCUACAAAGACCACCCAUGAGUUCGCUCACAGGGAGUGGAGUGUAUGGGGAUGUGUUAUGUGUUAUUGUAGAGGAUGUAAUGUGUGUCUGUGUGUUCUUAUGGAAUGUAGUGUAUAGGGAUACCAGUUUGUGUAAGGGAUGUAGUGUAUAGGGGAUGCAGUGUGUGUGUGUUAAGGAUGCAUUGUGUGAAUCUGUGUUUUUAUGUGUAAGGAUUGCAAGGUGUGUAUGUAAUGUAAUGUAAUGAAGUGUGUGUGUCUGUAAGAGAUGCAUUAAGAGAAGCAUUGUGUGUGUGUGUGUGUGUAAGGGAUGCAUGGUGUGUUUCUUUGUGAGUGUAGGAUGCAUCGUAUGUUUCGGUGUGUUUGUAUGUGAGUAGGGAAGCAUUGCAUGUUUCUGUGCAUGUAGGUGUGUAUGUGUAAAGAUGGAUUGUGUAUGUGUGUAGUGGGAAAGUGAGGGUUUAUGGGGUAGGAUAGGGGCUGAGAGGGGAGCAACUCUUUAAUUGUAUUUUUUUUGUAUAUUUUUCUUUAGGUUUUGUGUCUUACACCCCCCUUUAGUGUAUCUCUUACAAGCCCCUUAUGUGUCUCUUAUCCCCCCUCUUUGUAUGUCUCCUAAAUCCUCCCAAUCUCUUUGUGUGUCUUACUCCCCCGUCCCUUAAUGAUCUCUUCCAUUUUCACCGUCCCUUAGUGUUCUCAUCUCCACUUCUCCCCUUGUCCCUUAGAUGUCUCCCCUCCUGUCCAUUAGCGUUGUCCCCUCCCCUCCCCUCCUGUCCCUUAGUGCUCUCCCCUCUCCUCCUGCCCCUUAGUGCUCUCCCAUCCUUUAGUGCUCUCCCCUCCCCACCUGUCCCUUAGUGCUCUCCCCUGUCCCUUAGUGCUCUCCCCUUCUCCCCUGUCCCUUAGUGCUCUCCCAUCCUUUAGUGAUCUACCCUCCCCAUCUGUCCCUUAGUGCUCUCCCCUUCUCCCCUGUCCCUUAGUGCUCUCCCCUUCUUCCCUGUCCCUUAGUGCUCUCCUCUGCUCCCCUGUCCCUUAGUAAUCUCACCUCCCCUCAGUGCUCCCCCUGACCUGUCCCAUCCUUUAUGCUCUCCCCUGCCCCCCUAUCUCUUAAUGCUCUCCCUACCCACGUUCCCAUAGUGCUCUCCCUCCCCCCUGUCCCUUAGAGUUCUCUCCCAUCUUUCCCUUAGUGGUUCUCCUCCUCCCCCAUUUUCCCUUAGUGGUCUCCCCCCAUCUUUCCCUCUUUCUCCCUCCCAUCUUUCCCUUAGUGGUCUCUCCUUGGGGGAUGUUCAUCAGUGUUCUGAAAGUGGCUGUUAAAUGUCAUCAUUAUUUUGAUUGUAUUUAUUACAAUUAUCUAAAAAGCUAUCUUCAAAGUGAAUGUCUUGCACAAAUGUCUAUUUCAUAAGACUGCCAAAUUUAUAGUGGCAUAAUUGAUCUUUUGUGUCUUUCUGUUGUGCUGAUGAAAAAAAUUACACAUAAUCAAAAAUAAUUUUCAGAGUGGAAAAAAAAGGUUAAAAAAAAUCUGACAGAUUUAAUUAAUUACACCAACAAUUUUAUGAAAAUCUAAAGUAAAGGUAUCGGUGACACUUUGGUAAAUCUCCCAGAGUUUAUAACCCCCAACAGUCCUGAUUUCGGGGUCCUGUCCCGCUUUAGUUAUCCAGUGUCCCACCUCCAGGGACACAAGGGGAACUAUCCUCUUGCUACCAGCCAGACAGACCACUUCCGUCCUUCAGUUGGCGCGUCCACUCCUUCUCUGGGCGGAUCUGACCAUUGUGGGAAUCGCCAGUGGUACAAGUCACAUCACUUCUGGCACCCUGUUGGGAUGUAUGCCAGUCAAUUUGUCUCUUGUGAAUGCAAGAAACAGUGACCACACUGUGCACCAGGAGCUUUGAUGGAACAGGUGAAUGUUUUGAUAAGCAGGGUACCAGCAGGUGAAAAUACAAAGAUUUAGAAAGAAAACAAAAACAGAAAAAAAGGAGAGUGGCACAGCUAAGCCCUAUAUACAGUAUUGCUUGCUGUUCUUCAUGGGGUUUGGACCUAAUUUGCUGAAAAAGAGUCUCCUGUUAGACAUGAAACUUGUACUUUCUGGCUUAGUGGUGUCCCCCAGUUAUUUGGAUUUAUUUUCCUUGUACGUUUAUUUUGUUUACUGCCUGGUGCAUUUCUAUUAUAUUUUUCCACAGUAAGAGAUUCUCAAGAGUGCAAUAUGUUACUAAUUUUUCACUUACACUUACAAGAGUAACAGCCUGGGUAGUCGAGCUGGUACCUGAUAUUACUGCAAGGACGGUACUAGGUAGUGGAACAGAUUUAGGGGUCUUUCCCACUGAAAUCCUUUGGGUCUACACAGGAAUUGAAGCUUCCGUAUAAUUAAACUCCUCUGCACUUGUGUUGCCUAGGUAGGGAGUAAAGGUGCAUAGUAAGAUUCUUCUGUAAUGAGUUGUCCUCUUUGACACCAGUAAUGAGUCACCUAAGCUAGGAACACCAGAGAAAGGGUUAACCACACAUAUUUUAAAACAUUAGAAAGAUUGCCUAUUAACAAAAGGAAAACAUCUAAAACAUGUCUCAAUAUGUCUAAAUCUGAUACUUUUCUAGUGAUGCCCUUCUCAACCAGGAAGUGGUCUCAUAGAUUUAGAAUGACUUUGUGUGUUAAUGCACAAUGUGGUUAAAGGUGUGAGCUCUGUCCUCCAGUGAUGUAAACAUCUUGCCAGUCACAGAUAAAUUGAAUCAACCUGUGAACACCCUCUACUCAUUCCAGUGUAGUUUCAUAUAACCUGAUUUUUGGGACACGUUUGCACAUGAAUUGUAUCAGCUGGAAUUCCAGGCUACAUUUUGUUUCUCAAAUUCCCCAACUACUAGCAGCAAUAGACUGCAAUUGACACAAUUGCUUGAUCUGUCUUGCUUACCUUCUAGGAUUCAUUGUAUGUAAUAGCUGCGUAACAACAAUGGUGUGUUGCUAUAAUUGAAAGGAUUUUGUAGUUUUCCUUGUUUCUUUGUAGUAUGCAUACUGUGUGUGUGUGUGUGUGUGUGUGUGUGUGUGUAUAUAUAUGUAUAUAUUAUAAUAUGUGUGUGUGUGUGUGUGUAUAUAUAAUAUCUAUAGAGAGAGAGAAUUAUGGACAUUGGUAAGCUUCUAAUGAAUUUAGCGGAUUACAACAACACAAUUGAAGUUGAAGUUUUAGGGUUUAUAGGGUCUAUAAAAAAAAUCCUCCCCAAUUCUCUAACUAUUUUUUGGAUAGAUAAAUGACAGAGUAUGCAAAAGAGAAGAAACGGUUUAUAAUCUCACAGAUACCACAUCAUCUGUGAUACAUGCUAGAGGCAAUGGUAUGGCUUGGGCUUGUAUGGUGGCCUAUGAAACUGGGUUACUUGUGUUAUUGGUGAUUUGACAGAAGCAGCAGGAUACAUUCUAAAUAGUAUAGGGCUAUACUAUUUGCUCACAUUCAUGUAAAAUUGAGAAUGGUGCUUAAGAAUAGAGAUGAACAGUGACAUAAAAGCAAACAAAGAAAUUCCCCUCCAUUGCUGAAUUAAAUAUUAAAAUAAAAACCUCCCCCUCUCCAAUCCCACUCUCUCUCUCUCCCCAAUACCUUUUUUUUUGUUGUUGCAGGUACAUACACCCUGUUCCAAAUUAUUAUGCAAAUUCUAUUCUAAGUGUCACAAAGAUUAAAUAUUUUGUUUUUCAGUUUAGCUCAUGGAUGGCAUUGUGUCUCAGGGCUCUUUUGAUCACUGAAAACAAUCUCGGACACCUGUGAUAAUUAGAUUGCCAGGUGAGCCCAAUUUAAGGAAAAACUACUAAAGGAGGGUGUUCCACAUUAUUAAGCAGAGCACCAUUUUCAUGCAAUAUGGGGAAGAAAAAGUAUCUCUCUGCUGCCGAAAAGAGUGAAAUCGUUCAGUGCCUUGGACGAGGUAUGAAAACAUGAGAUAUUUCACGAAAACUUAAGCGUGAUCAUCGCACUAUUUUUAAGAGAUUUGUGGCUGAUUCAGAGGACAUAUGGUUUUAGUGCAGAUAAUGGCACAUUGAGGAAGAUUUCUGCCAGAUCCAUGCAUCCGAUCAAAAGAAGAGCAGCUGCUAAAAUACCAUUACAUAGUAGCAAACAGAUAUUUGAAGCUGCUGGUGCCUCUGGAGUCCCACACACAUCAAGGUGUAGAGUCCUCCAGAGUCUUGCAACUGUGCAUAAGCCUUCUAUUCGACCACCACUAACCAAUACUCACAAGCAGAAACAGCUGCAUUGGGCAGAAAAAUACAUGAAGACUAAUUUUCAAACAGUCCUGUUAACUGAUAAGUGUUGUGCAACCCUGGAUGGUCCAGAUGGAUGGAGUAGUGGAUGGUUGGUGGACGGCCACCCUGUUCCAACAAGGCUGCGACGUCAGCAAGGCGGUGGUGGAGUCCUAUUUUGGGCCGGAAUCAUGGGAAGAGAACUGGUCGGCCUCUUUAUGGUCCCCGAAGGUGUAAAGAUGACCUCUGCAAAGUAUGUGGAGUUUCUGACUGACCACUUUCUUCCCUGGUACAGAAGGAAGAACUAUGCUUUACGUAAUAAAAUCAUCUUCAUGCAUGACAAUGCACCAUCUCAUGCUGCAACGAACACCUCUGCAUCAAUGGCUGCUAUGGGGAUAAAAGUAGAGAAAGUCAUGGUGUGGCCUCCAUCCUCCUCUGACCUCAAUCCUAUUGAGAACCUUUGGAGCAUCCUCAAGCAAAAGAUCUAUGAGGGUGGGAGGCAGUUUACAUCCAAACAGCCGCUCUGGGAGGCUAUUCUGACAUCUUGCAAACAAAUUCAAGCAGAAACUGUCCAAAAUGUCACAAGUUCAAUGGAUGCAAGACUUGUGAAGCUGCUAUCAAAUAACGGGUCCUAUGUUAAAAUGUAAUGUGACCUGUUAAAAUGUUUAAAAAGUUAAAAUGUUUUUAUAAGUUUGAUUGAAAUAGCUUUUGAUUUCAGUAAAUAUGCUGCAAACACAACAAAUGACAAUUUUCAGUUCUUUACAACCUAAAAGUGUUUUGAAACUUACUGUGCAUAAUAAUUUGGAACAGUGCAUUGUAAGUUUGUUUAAAAAAAAAAAAUACUGUUAUCAUUAGGAGGUUUGUUCAAUAAAAUUUGAAUUGUACUCUUAAUAGUUGAUAACAUGAGAAUUAUGCUGACUGUUACCUCAAUUAUUUAGGUAAAUGAAAAAAAUAUAAUUUGCAUAAUUUGGAACAGGGUGUAUUAUAACGGAGUCUUUGGAGUUUUAUUGAGGAUAAUUUCACAAAGGAACAAUGAAUUAGCCAGAGAAAAAAGCCAAUUUAUUCAUCAACUCAUCAUGUCUGGCGAAGCUCAGUUUCAUUUAAAUGGCUUUGUCAAUAAGCAAAACUGUGAUUUCUGGGGUACAGAAAAUCCAUGGAUAAUUUAUCAGUGCCAAUUGCAACCUACCAAAUGCGCCAUGUGCGGGGUGAUCCUGCAGGAAGUCAUUCGAGCACUAGAGCUUUAAACAAUAACUAAUGUUUAAAGAAUGCAAUCAUAAUUGCCCAACUUUGCGAGGUGGCAAAUGAAGCUCAUUGGAAAGAUGUCACCGUAACUAGUCAGACAGAUCUCCAUUCAUUAAGCAUUAAUUAUAUGUAAUUUCAUUGAAAUUGGUUCAUUAAUAAAAAAAAAUGUAUCCUCCUUAAUAUCUCUACUCUGAAUUUUUGCCCACCCUGUAUAACUUUAUGCCAGUAAAUUUUACCUUAAUAACCUUUCUUUGUUUUAAAGCUAGUUUGAAGUUGAGUGUGUUGUAUUUUUUCUUAAUACUAUUGUUAGGAAUCUUUCAUUAAUUAUCUACCACUGGAUAGCUGUUUUUGUCCCUGAGCCUUUAAACCUAUAUUUCAGUGGUUUGCAUCUUUAAUGUGUUUUCCAGUGUUUCUAAUCGUGUCAGUCAGUAAAAUGACAGCAUUCCAAGGGUCUUCAUUAAUAAGAUGUGGUGGAUCGGUCCUAUCACGUUUUAUUUAUUAUUAUUUAGUUAUAAAUCUUUCCAAAAAUGUAAAGCUGUCAUGUUGUGGAAAGGGAAUUUUCUUUCCAUCCCCCCACCUAUCUUAAAUGUAUGGUAGUCACAUAAAGUGUCAUAGUCACUUUAGAUUUUUGACAGGUUUAAAUUAUCUUAUUGUACGCAUGUCAUUCUGCUAGCGUAGCAUCGAUCGAUUUUCAUAUGGAAAUCUUAAACACUCUUUUAAUUUAUGCUUUUUUAUCUUUUCUCAAUGCAGUUAUGAAUCACAGCUAAUUAUCACGUCAAUCGGCUCUUGUGAAUCUUGUCUCAUUAACCCCUUGCUGCUGGACUAGUCAGAAAAACUAUUAGACUGACACUUGUUGCUGCAGAUAGGUGUUUCUUUAUGUGCAGUGGAAUCACCGAAAUGGCUUCCAUUUUAGUGGCUCUAUGUUCAGAGAAAAGGCAGUGUUUACAGUGGUUCUUAGUAACACCUCUAGUAACACCUCUAGUGGCUGUCUCUCAGACAGCCACUAGAAGUACUUCCUAGUCCAGUGCUGCACAGCACCUAUGGUCAGCGUCUCCACGCUCUGCAUGGAGGCCUUGACCUUUCCUCAUAGAGAUGCAUUGAUUCAAUGCAUCUCUGAGGAGAUGCUGAUUGGUGCAGUGUUUUGCCGUUUAUGCGGAAAAGCCUCACAAUGCUUUCCUAUGGGAUCAUAGAUCAUCAGGAUUGAUUUACUCAGCGAUGGAGGCAGGCAAGCUGCUGUGAAACCGGCAUGACGUGGGAAAAAUGGUGAAUAAAAACGCCCUUCCCAUGCAAUCAGAGGGUGGGGCCGGUUACCUAAACAGACACAUUCAUAGACACGCACACAUAUUCACUGACACACACACUCCCUCUCACAAAUUAAUAUUUGUUUUAAUUUAAUUUACAAUGCUGGGAGAGCUGGAGUGGAUCCUUUCCCUGGGAUCCAGUGUGGCUGCUGUCAUCUUGCUGCUAUUUGCUCUGCUCGGUCUCGCGCCUUUUAGUGAAGUCAGGGCCGUAGUGAUGUUGUAUGCCAGCUCCAAGCAUCACAGCAGGGCACGCGGGAGAGCAGAGCAGGAAGAUGACGACUCUAAGGGGCAAGGCCAUGGGCAUCUAUGGCACUCUCUGUUUUUGUCAGAGUGUUGUGUCAAACUCAAAUGAUUUAAAACAGAGUUGGGUGAUUUCACCACUAGUCAACACCAUAACUGCUACAAUAGGCUGCAAUGUUUAUGGUGCUUAUUGUGUCCCUUUAAGUACAAGUCGAGUAUAUAAUAGUACAUUGUUGCUAAGUGGGUGUAUCUGGUGUAUAAACUAUCACCAAAGAAUUUAUUUUAAGAAUUAUUACAUUUAUUAUAAAUAUUUUACAAUUUAAGUAAUCGUGCAUAUUUGAUAAAAGAGAGCCUUGCUUGGUAAUAGAGGGCUUUCAACAUCACCGUUUCAAACAAGCAUUUGUUUUAACCUUUAUUUAUUUAUUUAUUCUUAAAAAAACAAAAAAAUUGUGGAAUGCUGGGAACUAAACAGCUCAAUUUAAGAAAUUCUUUAAGUUCUGAUUGGCUGCUGGUAUUGCAUGCUCCAGCAAUUGUGUUAUCAUUAAUCUCAUCAGUCUACAGUUGUGAUGUUCUCCUCCAAUGCUGUUCCCAUUGCCACAAACAACAAAACCUUCUAGUGAUAAUGAUAACCAGAUUUUCAAUUAUUUAGUUAAGUAAAAAUAUUAAACUUUCAAGUUUUUACGCAAAAAAGUAUUUUAACAGAUGGAGCUUUUUUUGUAUGGGGAAAGGAGUCUGAUUAUAUGAACAUCAGAACGCUGUCUAUUACAUUUCCUUAUCUGCUGAUUAAUUUAAUAGUUGUUUUUAAAUAUGUAUAUAUUUUCUUCCCUUAGGGGCUCCAGGUAUCAUCUCAUCCCCGUAUGCUGCAGCUGCUGGAUUUGCUCCAGCUAUUGGUUUCCCUCAGGCAGGUGAGGUUUGCCAAAAGAAGAGAUAUUUCAUUUUAUUAAUAAAGCACAUAAAACUCAAUUUUUGUGGGCAAUCUUUAUUAAUGUGCAUAAACACAUUCAGACAUUUUUAUAUGUAUCUUCAAGGUUUUUCCAUUAAAAAAAAGCAUCUAUUUCUGUAUAUUUCCUUCAAUGACUGGAACAACAGUUAAUUUAUUUUAACGUCCUCAUGCACACUCAUCCAUACACACAUGUCCUUUGUAUUGGCUUGUUUUAAAUAGCAGUUCUACUAUAAGCCAGAUAGCCCCCGUCUGUCCUUCAGCCAAGUAUCACAUGAUCCUAGUCAUCGUGAUAUUAAAAGCUGAAGAUCUGCCUGAUAGAUAUCCCGACUUAUAGAUUUAGAACUCUGUAGAUGGUUCCAUGCAUUAACAAACUUUUCCUAAUAGUGGUGACAGGAGCCAAUUGAUAAUAAGAAAUAAUUAAACUAUAUCUUCAAAGUGUUGUUUUGGAGACCGUAUGACAAUUGAUUUCCUAUUGAUGAAGUAAAGUAUAAAACCUUUUUUUCUUUUCAGGCCUUUCGAUGCAGGGUGUUCCAGGAGGUGCCCUGGGCCCACUUGCGCUCACCACUUCUGCCAUCACUGGACGUAUGGUUGGAAUAACUGCAAUGCCAGGACACUCUGUUUUGUUGGUCAGCAACCUAAACCCCGAUGUAAGCUGCUUUCUUGGUAUAACUGUAUAAGUAGCUAUAACUCUGUAUAAUUACGUUUUCUAGGGUCUAGGGACAAUUGCAGAGUACCUUGGCUGCAAUGCUAUGAAGAAAUAAAGCAUUAGUCUUUAUAAUUGGACAUAAUUCACUUCUGGAGUGUUGGACAUAACCGGGUUCAAACUUUUCACUCUCCCGGCAAAUACUGUAUAAAAUGGGUUCUCGCUGCCUGCUGGAUCCACUAUAUUGUUAAAAGGCUGCAGUUGAAUUUGGCUUGACAGGCCGUUGCCUUUUUUUUGCAGCUCUGGCCUUUAAAGGGUCGCUAUAACUGGCAAGGUGUAUGCAUUUUUUUCAAAGACCAUAGAAGGUGCCAUUUGCGUGUGUAAGGUGGUAAAUAUCGUAUAGUGUCCCAUACUCCACAGUGGAAGAAUUGUUUUUGAGGGAUUUUACUGCACAUAUUUUGAACUACUCUGUAAAUAGUGGGAGACUUACGAAGGGGUUGAUCCUAUAAUCUAAUAAAUCCCCAAUACUUCAUUACUUUUCCCGUGUCUAGUGUUAUAAAAUAGAUUACUCAGUUAAAAGCUAUUUUUGAAGUUCAGUGGACUGAAUUUUGUUAUUUUGAUGUACUGGUAUAUAUGUGUCUGUAUGUCGAUAUAAAUAUAUUGUGUGUGUGUUUUGUAUAGAUACACAUCAGUUUUUAAAAAAAAUUUUAUUGUAAUCUUUGUUGUAUUAUGCAAAUUUAUAGAGAGCACAUGUAAAAAGAAAAAAAACAUCUGGCACACAUACUUAAAAAAAAUAAAUAAAUAGCUUUCUUCACUAAGAAGAUGGUCCUUUAAUGUAUUUCAGUUGUUGCCAGUCUGUAUUCGGUCCUACCAUCCUUAUAUGUUUAUCUCCCACAGGUUAUAUUACCUCACAGUCUCUUUAUCUUGUUUGGUAAGUUACUGAAUUUUCACAUUUACUCUUUUAAUUGUGGUGUAACCUGUAUAUAUACCUUCCAAAAGUGGAGGCCUGUCCAUAGAGGCACUUGGGGCAGCGUCCCACUAGGUUUUAUGUCAGGACAAAAAUUAUUUGCAGUAGGUUAGAAAUUCUAAACUUCCUUUUCUGGUGGGGCAGGUGGUAAGCCAAAAAAAAUAUUGGCACUGGGCUGUCUGUCAUUAUUAUUUGAUAACUCCUACUGCACAUAGCCACCAUCUUCUUUAAAGUGCUCAAUCAGUCUAUAGAGACACGAGACACUCAUGUUGUGAAGCUUAAAACUGCAGGACUAUGACUGUGACUCUGAGAACUGAUAUGAUUCUGUUUUAAUCUGUAAUGUUUGCUGCUUCUGUUAACCAUAUCAGCUACUGUAUAUUCAUUAUAUUGCUUGCUGCAAAGGUAAAAGCAGUAUCCUGCUGCUUUAACCCUGUGUACACUAUGUGCUGAGAGCUAAUUGUGAGUUAGUAGUAGCUGACAUGGGUGGCGUCUAUCAGUAUCUUGAUGCUUUAACCGUGUGCACACUGUGUGCUGAGAGCUAAUGCAGUCGCUGACAUGUUUCAUAACUGCAGCAAUAUUUAAUAGGAAGCUAAAGGUACUAUAGCAGGAGAACUACUAAGAAAAUAGAGCUUUUUUUACCAGCUCCGUAUUAUCAAUCAAGUGAUCCUGGCUGUGUGAGAUAGUUAUGAGUAUCCUCUUAUUGCUCCCAGCUCUGUAUGUUAUUCUCUGUAUUUUACUCAGUUCUGCCUGUUGUAUGGGUAUCUCUGCAGUCUACCCAGCUCUGUAUAUUGUAAAGGUAUCUUUGUCUUGUGCCCCGUACUGUGUAUUAUAUAUCUAUUUUUCCUCAUCUAUGUGUGUUGUAUGGUUAUAUCUGUCUGAUACCUCCUCCCUUUGUCCUGUCUUUGUUGAAGUCCCCCAAAGCUCUGUCCUUGGUCCUCUUCUAUUUUCUUUUUAUACUGCCUCUCUUGGCAAAGUUAUUACCUCAUUUGGAUUCCACUACCACCUGUACGCAGAUGACACCCAGAUAUAGCUCUCUUCCCCGGACCUCUCCCCUGCUGUCCUGCAACGUGUUACUGCUUGCCUUUCUUCCAUCUCUGAUUGGAUGUCCUCCCGCUUUCUGAAACUAAAUCUCUCUAAAACUGAGCUAAUUGUCUUUUGUCCUCCUAAUGCUGAUCCUCCUCUUUCAUUCUCCCUUCAAGUUAGUGGUAUCCACAUCAGUCAAUCCUUGCAAGCACGUUGUCUUGGUGUCAUACUUGAUUUUGGCCUCAACUUUGAGCCUCACAUCCAGCAUAUUACCAAAUCCUGUAGAUUCCAUCUUAAAAACAUAGCCCGCAUCCGCCCCUUUCCUAUGCAAGAUGCUACUAAGGAGCGUGUCCAUGCUCUAAUAAUUUCCCGCAUGGAUUAUUGUAACCCUCUACUAAUUGGUCUUCCCAAAAACCAUGUUGAAUGCUGCCGCCAGACAGAUUUUCCUCUCUAGUCGAUCCUCUCACACCUCACCCCUCUGACAAUCUUUAUGUUAACUUCCUGUAUCCUAUAGGAGUCAAUUCAAAGUGCUAACCCAUACCUAUAAAGCAUUGACCAAUUCUAGCCCCUCUUAUCUCUUCACAGAUACUAAAUAAAAAUUAGUAACAUUCAUCAUGAAUGCACCAUUUUGCAAACAUUCAUUUUAUAGCAGCUACACACACACAUAGAAUGUCAAGAUAAAGACGGUGCAGAGAAAAAUGACACUCAGACCAUUUCACCUAAUUUGAGCCUCGUUUUAAGAUUUUCAAACAAUCACGAUCUGUUACAAAAACUUUUCAAAUUAUAUUUAUCCAAAAAUUCACGCAGACCUUAACGCUGACUUCUGUAGACAUUUAACUUGGAAAUUUUUUUUUCCAGAUCAUGAUUAUAUAGGUAUCUAGGUUUCUAUCCCAUUCACUAUAUGGUUGAACAAAAAUUAUAUCCAGAUCCCUUUUCCUUAUGUUACUUGCCGUAACAAUGUGGCAAAUAAUGUGGAGUCUAACCCUGGUCCGCCAGCUAAUUCUAGUCCUAAUCUCCCCACUAAAAAAAGGCCUCUCUUUUGUGCACUGCAAUAUACGUAGCUUGCUCCGUAAACUGGAUGUACUAUAAGCCUGGUGUUUUACAAACCAAAAAUCAUUGUGCUUUCGGAAUCAUGGUUAAUGGCUAAAACAAACUUUGGCCAGUGUUUGUGAUUUAGUGGCUACUAGACUGGAUUUAUUACCCAUUUGCAAUACAUUGGGUUGUCUACUAUUGUAAAUGGUAUGUCCUCAUGGGGAUAAUUCUCAUUCCUAGGCUACCAUAUGGUCUCAAAGGCAACGUAACCAAUCGGGCGAAUUUCAAUGUGAAAAAACGGAAAAAUUUAACAUGCUAUAUUUGACCCUGUAACUUCCCAAAACACCAUAAAAUCUGUACAUAAGGGGAGGAACUGUUUUAGGGGUUAAGUGAUCUCAAGAACAUGCCAUGGCACAGACUAGGUCUAAUACCAGCUCUAGACGCUGCAAUUGCAUCUUGCAUGUUUGGAAUUUGCAUGCCCCUCUGUGUAAAGUGUGAAUAAAAGAACACACAUGCCCAGGGUUACAGCUGACCUCAUUCAAAUGUACCAGUUUCGAGAUUCACUGUGGCCAAAGUUAAAGUGUACUGGCUCCAUGAACGAUCACUGUACUUACAGACAAUGGCGAAAUGCAUGCACAAAACAAACAAAAAUGGCAAAGGCACAAAAUUUCAGUGAAAAUUUGAACAACAACCUAUCAAACCCAAGAAACAUCUGGAAAAACCAUAAAUAGCAUACAAACCCCCACAAUCCACUCCCAACCCUCCACUGUCAAAAUGGUCAACCAAAAACUGCAACACCCCUUAGAUGUAGCAAAUCUCUUUAAUAAUUAUUUUGUUGGAUGUGUGACCACCCUGGUUGCUAAGAUAACAAAUGACACUCAUUUUCAGACCGCAAAUAAAGAUCAGGCCCUAACAAAUCUUCAAACUCCUCAUAUAGAGAAAUUCAAUUUUAGACCUGUGCCAGUUAUUUCAUUUAAAAAUGAAAAACCAGUGUGGACCAGAUCAAAUCCCAGCAAUGUUGCUGAAGCUCAGUGCGCUAGCAAUUGCUAAACCUGUCACUAUCCUUAUUAAUGAAUCCCUGGUGUCAGGAUACAUACCCAAACUAUGGAAGACUGCAAAAGUUGUACCUAUCCAUAAAAGUGGGGACAAUAUUUUGGUAUCUAGCCAUCGCCAAUAUCAUGGCUCCCUGUAUUGUCAAAAAUCUUGGAGAAAUGCGUCCACACGCAACUAUGUGAAUAUUAUCAACGAUCAAAUUAUCUGACCCCUGAUCAAUCAGGCUUUCAUUCAAAUCACUCAACUUUCGACUGCCCUCUUAAAAGUUUGCAAUGACAUCCAAAUUGGCAUGGAACAAAGAGACUUAACUGGAGCCGUUUUCCUUGAUUUUGCCAAGGCCUUUGAUACAGUAGACCAUGGCAUUCUUUUGCAAAAACUUUAAAAUUUAGACAUUGAUGAUCGUCCACAAACCUGGUUUUGAUCGUAUGUUUCAGACCGAUUGCAAUAUGUGGCCAUUUCUGACAGCGCUUCCCUCUCUCUUCCAGUUAUGUAUGGUGUUCCCCAAGGCUCCAUACUCGGCCCCCUGCUAUUCACAUUAUUUAUAAAUAAUCUGCCUAACGUCUGCAAAUCCUCAACUGUACAUAUGUAUGCAGACGACACUGUAAUCUACGCUACUAAAAACACAAGCUACCGCAGCUUGAGGCUGUGCUCCAAAACUAUUUCACAGAGGUAGAAAAGUGGAUAGCGGAUAACAAACUCUUCAUAAACACUGACAAAACCGUUACAAUGAUCUUGGAACUGUACCUAAAUUGCGUAAGCUACAAAACCAACAAUUGUGUAUAAGAACAAAUUCAAAUAGCACACUGACAGCAGUCUGCUCUUUUAAAUACCUAGGUAUGUUGCUAGACCCCAAUCUAUCCUUUGGCCUUCACAUUGAAAAAAAUAUUUUCAAAACUUUUACCAAAACUAGGUUCUCUGUACAGAAACAAAUCCUGCCUGAGCCCUACAGUAAGGAAACAGUGCAACAAAUGCUAUUGCCGGUCAUUGAUUAUGGGGAUGUAGUGUAUGCACCCGCACCGCAAACCCACCUUAAUAAACUUAAUACGUUAUAUAAUUUGGUCUGCUGCUCCGUACUAGAAUGUAAUUACUUUACCCACCCCUGUGACAUGUUAAAAGAGCUACACUGGCUGUUGCUGGAAUCCCGACGCACUCUUCACCUUUCCAGACUUGUGCCUAAGAGCGUUUUAUGAGAAGCUCCCACCCUACCUGAGUAGCAUACUCUCCCCGGCUGUUCCCACCUCCUAUAACCUCCGAUCCAGUACUAGCACAAUAUUUAGCAUACCGCAAUACAAAAAUAAAGUGGCUCGAGUUUCCUUUUCCUAAAGAGCACCGCAAUUAUGGAAUAACCUCAGGGACACAGUCAAAUAUUCAUUUAAUCUAAAACCUUUUAAGAGAUCUAUGGCAAUAUACCUGAGCACAGAAUGCACCUGUCAUGAUUGACUAUUUUUAUUACCUGUUAUUUAUUAAAUUUAGUGUAUGUGUAUAUAUACAUAGUUUGUAUAUUGUAUAUUUGUAAUAUUGUAUCCUAUUGUAACAAUGCAAUGUUUUGUGGACCCAGGACAUACUUGAAAACGAGAGGAAUCUGAAUGUAUCCAUCCUGGUAAAAUAGUUUAUAAAUAAAUAAAUUUGAGAAGCUUAUUCAAAAAAAUUAAAUCAAGGCCUUUUUAAUAAGAACAUGCAUGCUUUUUUGUGCAUUUGUCAUUGACUUCUUUUAGAAUAUUCUUCCAUUUAGCUAGAUACUUAUACUUGACAAAGCAGAGAAUUGAAGCAAAGUUUAGAACACUAUCUUUUAGAACACAAUGCAAGUAAAUGGACCUUCAUGGUGUCCUACUGUGUCUCCUAUAAAGACAACUUGUGGUGAUAUGUGAAAUCUUAUUAAUUAUUUAUUUGUUUAUUUUUAAGGGGUAUAUGGGGAUGUCCACCGUGUGAAGAUACUGUUUAACAAAAAGGAGAAUGCACUGGUGCAGAUGGCAGAUGCAACCCAAGCACAACUUGGUAGGUAAACCAUCCUAUUUAAAUUGAUUUUGGUUUAUUAAAACUCUUUCUUAAACUCCCAUCUUCCUAUAAAUUAAGGAUAUAUUUUCACAACAAUAGAGAUUCAUUCACUCUUACUGUAUUGUGCACUAGCAUUGUAGCUAUUAAAGGUAAACUAUAGUCACCAGAACAACUUCAGCUUAAUGUAGUUGUUCUGGUGAGUAUAGUCAGUCCCUGCAGGCAAUUUCAUGUAAUCACUGCUUUUUCAGAGAAACACUCUUUCAGAGAAAAAGCUCUGUUUACAUUGCUCCCUAAGAACUCCUCCAAUGGCAGUCACUCAGACAGCCACUGGAUAUGCUUCCUGGGUCAGUGGUGCACAAGAAAGUAUUACCAAGACUCUCUGACCAACAAGUGGAAACCACGACAGGGCAUUGAGAAAAGGCAUUACAGGGUUUAAAUAUGCCUCUUGGUGCUGUGAUUGGUCAUUACAUGGCAUUUGACCCCAAAAUGUGUGUGCGUCGACAUUGUGACAUCACACACACGCCGGUGCCAUCUUUAAUGUGGGCCCUUUAUCAGUAAGAACAGGACCACAGUGGCUGGUGUCCUUUAGAACGCUGCACCAGCCAGGACCGUCUUUUGGGAUGAUCGAAUGGCACUCUGCCGCGAUCCAGGUGAGUUUAACUCUCCCUUUUUGGAGCAACCGCCCAGCUCAUGUGCGGCCGCGCCGAUCAGGGACUUACUUUUGUCUGAAGUAUCGGUAUGAGCGCAAUGAUCAGGCGUGGUCAUGCUGAUACGAACCCCCUGCUCAGUGACAGCUCUGCAUGGAGAUGCUGAACUUUCCCCACAGAAAUGCAUUGAUUCAAUGCAUCUUUAUGGGGAGAUGCGGAUUGGCCAGCACAGUUUCUGGCCCCUUCGCUUCCUCUUUGGCUGAGAUCAUCAGUAUUUACGAUCUCAGACAAUUCAAUACUUUUGCUAGCGGCAGACCUGCGCAGCGCUGGAAUAAAGGUAAGUUUCUACCUUUUCUAACGGGGGUAGUUGGCAGUUAGUUGGUUUUUUAACACUAUAAGGUCAGGAAUACACAUUUGUGUUCCUGAUCCUAUAUUAUUCCAUUAAUAUGUUUUGAUGAAAACUGACGAUGCCACUGGAUAGUUGAACCAUAUACACCUAAUAAAAAUAACCAUGUAUUAACACGUGUUCCCUAUCUAUUUAUAAAAAUGUGUUUGGUCUAAAUUGUUUCCUUUUUAGCCAUGAGUCACUUAAAUGGACAAAGACUUCAUGGAAGGGUACUGCGAAUUACCCUCUCCAAGCAUCAGGCUGUCCAGCUUCCCCGAGAGGGUCAUGAAGACCAAGGUCUAACCAAGGAUUAUACGAAUAGCCCACUGCAUCGCUUCAAGAAACCUGGAUCAAAGAACUUCCAGAAUAUCUUCCCACCUUCAGCAACUUUGCAUCUGUCAAAUAUUCCGUAUGUAUCAGAAUUAAACACAGUCUUUUCAUGAACUUUAAGAUUUAUGGCUUACUAAUAUGUAGGAAAGUAAAACAGUAUGCUAUGAUAAAAUAAAUUUUUAUUUUUGGUUCUUCCUGUGGGAAUACUGUGCAUAUUCCUUUACUCCUGUACAGCAGGACUUUCUGACAGUUGUUGAAUACUUCCCUCCAAGGUGAAUUUAAACUGUAAUGGACAUGUAAUACCAAUUGUAAGCUGUAGCAACGCUAGCAAGCAUCUAUGCCAGUGCUUCCUAACAAAAAAAUUGGGUCCACAUGCAAUUUUUUUUUUUUUUUUUUUGUGGUUACUAAUUUUUUGGCAUAGGCACGUCAUAUUCAUCCGGUGCAUGAUAACUGCCAGUAUUACUAUUUUCACCAGUGUAAUAAAUGCAGCACAUCAGAAAGAUGUGCUGCAUGUGUACAGAAUGUGUGUGCUGCAUGUAUAUAGGAUGUAGGUAAUGUACACAAUAUCAAAUUAGAACGCUAUCUUCUAAACAGCUUAAAGAUGAACAUUUUCUUAAUUUUUUUUUUUAACCAUUUAGUAGAUAGCUAUCUAAUUAGGUGCCCUUAUGUGGGUUUGCUAUUUUAAGUCCACAUUAGGAGCUAUUUACUAAACACAACUGCUCCCUAAUUUGGUACCCUUAAUUAUGGAAAUCCGACGUAAUGAUACCAAAUUAGGGAUCUAUCUACUAAACUGAAAGGUCAAAUUUUAGGUUUGUAAUAAAAUAGAUUUUGAACAAAAGGAAUAGCUUAUGGCUAUUCAUUUUUACUUGGUUUUCUCAUUAAUUGAAAGUUGUCCAUGCAGCAAGUAUUGUGAAAAUAUUGCAUAUAUUGUAUCAUCAUUUUGAUUUUCCUUUGACUAAACACAUUGGAAUAAACAGUCCCAGCAUGUCCUGAGUAUGCUCUGUAAACUAGGAAAGUAAUUUCAAUGUUUUGUCUUUGACACAGGCCUUCAGUUACUGAUGAUGAUCUCAAGAGACUAUUUGCUAGCACUGGUUGUUCGGUCAAGGCCUUCAAAUUCUUCCAGUAAGUGUUUCUGUACUCUGUUUAAAAACAUUACCUUGUAUACUGAUAUACUCAGUGCUGUCACAUUUCAAAUUUAUUUAUAAAGCUAGAACCUUUAUGGAAAACUCAGAAAGCCAUAGCAUUGGGUUUAAAUGCCAACACAAUACACACUUGUUACAUAAACACUGCACAAGGAAAGUAGAGGUUGCUAAUAUAGUUUCUUUGCAUUUUAAAGGGACACUAUAGUCACCAGAACAAGUGCUUAUUGUAUUUGUUCUGGUGAGGAGAAUCAUUACCGUCAGGCUUUUUUCAGUAAACACUGUCUUACAAUACAGCGUAGUGAUAACUCCACUGGCCGCUCCUCAGAUGGCUACUCAAGGUGCUUUCUGGGACAAUGCUGCAUAGUGUGCAGUACUGCCAUUCAGUGUCUCCACCCUCUGCAUGCAGACACUGAAUUUUUCUCAUAGAGAUGCAUUGAUGCAAUGUAUCUCUAUGAGGAGAUGCUGAUGGGCCAGGACAGUAUUUGACUUGUACUGGCUCUGCCCCUGAUCUGCCUCCUUGACAGUCCUAUGGGAAAGCAUUGUGAUUGGCUCAGUACUGAUGAUGUCAGCAAGCAGGUCAGGGACAGAGGCAGCCGUUGCAGACUUGAAUCUAAGUAAGAUUUUACUAUAUUUAGGGAGGCAAGAGGGGGCCAGGAAGGCUAGAUGGUGGUUUUAACACUAUAGGGUCAAGAAUACAUGUUUGUGUUCCUGACUCUCUAUAGUGUUCCUUUAAGGUCUAUGAAAGACAGUAAAAGUAUGGAUGUAUUCUUGGUGUACAUAUAUAUAUUCUACCAACAUUUUUUUAUAUAGUGUUUGCCAAUGUAUUUUUAUAUGCAAAUUGUUUUUAUUAUAGACUUUUUAUUUUUUAAAUCCUCCAGCGGUUUGCUAUAACAAAAUCCUGUAUUUUUUUUUCUUUUUGUAGAAAAGAUCGAAAGAUGGCAUUAAUCCAGCUUGGAUCUGUGGAAGAAGCUAUUCUGGCUUUAAUUGAACUGCACAACCAUGACUUGGGAGAGAACCACCAUCUGCGCGUUUCUUUCUCCAAAUCCAUGAUAUGA